Messenger RNA from Podarcis lilfordi (Lilford's wall lizard), 97958 nucleotides. The record is from the annotation of a GenBank genome assembly. NCBI's taxonomy places the organism in Eukaryota, Metazoa, Chordata, Lepidosauria, Squamata, Lacertidae.
AUGGCCAUGGCUUCCCCGGCCAUCGGGCAGUACCCUUACCCGCUGCUGCUGGAGAAGGAGCAGCAGCGCUUCCUGCAGAGCCUCAGCGCCAACGAGAGGAAGAAGAUCCUCAAGCGCUCCGCUGCCAAUGACCUGAAGCCGCUGCCGCAGCCCCGGCGCAGGAACCCUCCGGAGCCCGCGCAGCAGGAGCAGCCCCCCGCCCAGGGGGGCAGCAUGGCGCAGUGGGGCGACGACGGGACGUGCGCCCCCGCCGCCGUCUGGAGGCAGCACCUCGGAAGAGCCGCUGGCCCCGAGGCGCAGCCCAGGACCGACGCGUUCCUCGACGGCGUCCCGCUCGCCCCGCCGGACGACGGGCCGGCGCUCGGGGCUCCCGCCACCCCCGCGAGGCCCCGGCGUCUCCGGGCACGGCGGCCAAGCCGGCCCGCUCGGGGCUGCCGCACCACCCGCACCCGCAGCACCACCACCGGCUGCGCCUGAGGUCCGCGGCGCCGCGGCUGCUGCCCGACGUGCGCACCAUCUUCGAGCAGCCGCGGGACCCCCGCGUGCGGGAGGAGAAGGGCGAAGGGCACCGCUUCGAAGCCGUCGCGCUCUGGAGGGGCUGGUGCGACCUGUGCGGGGAGGCCGUGCAGCAGCGGGCGCUGCGCUGCGCGAGUAAGUGGCUCGGCUCGGCUUUGCACGUCGAAGGGCUCCCUCCCCUCCCUCUCCCCGUAGACAGGGCAGCCUUACGCUUUAGACAAGCUGGCGGAGGCGAGGGAAGGGCUCGCUGGUGGGGAUCUGCUCCCUCCUGACCUGAAGAUGACCCCCUAAUAUUCCCCUUCUAUGUGAUAAGAGGCAGUGCAGGUAGCUGAUCCUCCAGUCCUUCCUAAAACGACGGCACCCCCCUUCCCCCCCGUCCCAGGGUAGCUUCUCCUUGCCCCACCUUUGCAGGGGUCCCAUCCUUCGUGGCGAGCAAGCAGAUCACCUCUGCUGGCCCAGCCCGUUCUGAUUUGUACACAGUCGAUCCUCCCCUAAUCCCUCCUGAAUUGUUACUGUCUCUUUAAGAGCAAAGGGACUCUCCAGCCUCCUCUCCCCCGUCCCACCCCGUCACCCGGGGUCGCCUCUUUGCAGGUGAGUGACCGCUGAUUCUCUGCGUACAUAGCGCAAAGGCGGGCCAAGGAGCCUCCUUUUGUAGGACACUGGAGAUAUUCGUGCCUUUAAAAAGACAUUGAUAAUUUACUGUCCCGAGGUAGAUAAUAAACGUUGUAACCUUGUUGGAUCCGAUCUGCAUUCCUAUCAAAGCACUUAGAAGUCCUGGAGGAGAGAGCGCAGCUUUAUGGGAAGUCUGGCGCAGGCACUGAUUUAUGUUCAAGACCUGAGUGCUAGAGCCCUUUUAAAAAUUUCAUGAGGUAUGUUGGACUAUUUGCGGGCUUCUAUUUAAGCUCCCGCUAUGAGAAUUUCAACCCUCUUUGAUCCUAAUUAGCGAAUUGGCUUACACAUCCUUUGAGUAUUCCAUUCUGAAACUGCAGCACAUCAAUCAAUUAAUAAGUUGGUGCAGAUGUGUCUUGCAAGCCCUCUUAUCAUCUGCACGUUGUUCAUCUAAAAUGCUUAAUCUUUUCAACUUCGUGUUCACCGUUCAGUCUCCUAUUGGGAUAUUCCUAUGUAAACACACCAACGGGAUCGAUCUGAACAUUUGAUGUACAGACUUUAGAUAGGUUCCUAGCUGUUCAGAUGAAUGUCAGCUGUGUUGCCUUCCAAGGUGCUUAUUUGUUAGGGAGGAGAAAUUACUUUUGUGUUUUCCAUUUUACUUCGCUGUUCCGCCUCUUAAACCUUCAAGUGGUUCCCUUCCUUGCUCUCUGACUUGUGUGAUCAUUUACUAACCUGUUCCAUUGCUGCUGUUUACCAUACUGUUGCCAGCCUUUUCCAUAGGAGCCUAUCAGUAAAUCACUUGAUGAUAGUUGGGUGUUCUGUGCAUGACUUGUAUAUGAUUUGGUUAGAACUGUUGUGCUUUUUGAUGUUGUCUCUCCUUUGCAGAGUUAUGACUUUUAUGCCAUUAAAUUUUGCCACUGGAAGUUUUACAUGGCAAUUCUAUUUUUAAUUUGAAUGUGGAAUUUUAUUUCAGAAUGGGAAUCUUUGAAACUUGGAGUCUGCUGAUUGCUUUGGCAGGAAUUAGAUGCAAAAUCUCAAAAGCUAUCUAGUGCAGCCAGUUACAUGCUAACAAACAAAGACAGUUAAGUACUAAAUAGCUGUUGCAUGCUGCCAGCUAUAAAAUACCAUUACUUGUCAGCUGGUACAAGUAUGAAACACUGUUCAACAUUGAAUUAAAAUAUCAGUCAAAUGUGAACAAAUUAAAAGGCCUGUGCAUUCAUAGCUAGUACUACUAGGUAGGCAAAUGCCAGGAUAGACAGAACAGGGUCUGCGUUUUAUUUUUUAACCCCCCCCCCGUAACCUCAUUGGGGGCUCUUCAGAUCACCUGCUUGUUGAGCAUUUCUCCUGAUUUAUUUUAUUUGAAAAUGUAUUCUUGGCUCUUUCAUAAAAUAACAAGGACAUGUGUCAGACAUUGGCUAUUUCACAAGCAUUAACUCUAAUUUGCUUUUUUGGAGGGGGCAGGGUAAAUGACGUUGCAUCAAAGCAAAUAUUACCAUACACUUUCUAAUGCAUUUUUCUUGUCACUUCCCUUAUCACAAAAGUCCAAUCUUUCGGGGAAGUGUGUUGUGUAAGACAUGACAAUCGACUACAAUGGCACAACCUGAAUUUGCUGGUGUAUGAUUUGAAUAUGAUUGGGCUUGUGCCUCCUGGCCCCAUCUCCAGCCUCCUCGUUUAUACAGAGGCUGCAUGUCUACACCUGAAUGCACAGAGGGUCAUGUGAUCCAGGGCUCUGAAAAAUGAGGGAGGGGCUCCAUUCAAACACUGCACUUGCACGUGAGGAGGUUGGCAGCAGGGCCAGCAGGCAGGACCCCAGUAAGCCCCUUCAAGAUGCCUAGAACCAGGGGUGCCAACUUGAAAAAAAUAUUGGGGGCACCAGGUAAGCCCCACCCCACACAAUCAAUCAUGUGACAUGGUACACACACACACACACACACACACACACACACACAAUUUGAAUGGCAAUGCCCAUUAACUUUGUGGGGGCUCUUCAAAUAUUUUACUGGGGAAGCCAAAGGGACCUCGGCCCCUGGGAGUUGGCUCCUAUGCCUGGAAUGAAUAAACGGGCUCAUGAUAUGCAUGCGAAGACUGGAGCAGCAUAAGAGAUGCCUAGGUUGCUUCACAGCUGUAUCCCUUGCCUGUCCCAGAGUUAUCUGAAAUACAUUUUUAAUUGGAUGGGGCAUCUAGGGAUUUGAAAUAGGUUUGUUCAGAUGUGUUGUGUUUCACUUGCAAAUAAAACCAAAGCACCCAGUAUUGCGACAGUGGCCUCUGCACAUUUUAUAAGCCAUUCCUUAUUUGUUAGGAUGGCUGGAUGAGCAUGUGAACAUUUUCCUGCGAGCAGUGCUGCUCCUGGCUGAGACCUCUUCUAUGGCUAAUACACGUUUCCUGUUUUAGUGCUGAAUUGUCACUUGUCUUAGAGGUAGCUACUGACUCUACUCCACCAAGUAGUUGAAAAUGAAGGCUGAAAUUCUGUACACGCUUACCUGGGAUCGAGUCCUUUUGCAUUUAAUGAUACUUUCUUCUGAGUACACAUACAGGAGGUUGCACUGUGAAUAGUGCCUAAAAGUGAAAUGUGUUGCUUUCUUAAAUGGCUAAUAGAGUGAUGUAUGUUGUCUGGCUGACUGUACUUCCUAGUUGUGUUCAUGCUGCAAUUCUGUUUGUGUGCAUUUGUGUUGUGGUUUAUUGUGUGUGUGUGUGUGUGUGUGUGUGUGUGUGAGAGAGAGAGAGAGAGAGAGAGAGAGAGAGAGAGAAGUUGAAUAAAAAGCACUGGCAAUGCUGAUCCACUUCAGGCAUUUCAGUUCCCGGUAGCUGAUCCACAAGAGCAGACGUGGGAGACCUUUUGUCUAUGGAAGGUGGGGCCUUUCCUGCAGUGGCAUCUCCAUGAUGGAGUCCCCUCCCUGGGGAAAUCUGUCAACUUUCCCUCCCUUUGUGCUUUCAGGCACACUUGGAAUACUUUUUUAUUUUAUUUAGAAAGAUGAAUUAUUCAGGAAGGAUGAUUUGGGGGUUCCCCCCCCCCCAUCUUUGGAUGCUGGCUAGCUUUCAUUAAUCCUAAAUGACACCCAUUAAGAGUGGCCUAAAAGAUAACACUUUUCCAGAAAAGCAAUCAGAAGAGAUAGAUAGGUCAGAUUAAAGUCUUUUAUGUUCCAAGUUUAAACAAAUUAAAUUGGGUAUGUGGUACAGGUGAGUUUAACAAGAUUUUCCUGUUGUUUUUUUAAAAAGAAGACAUAAGAUGCAUUCUUUUGUUUACCCUGGCAGAAGUUCUGAUUGUCAUAAUUGUCAUAAUAACUUUAGCAUAUUUACGGGGUGUGUAAGGGGUGGGAUAGGCGCCAUUUUCCUGGCACCCCUGCAGAAAUGGGGCAACUCUCCACCAACCCUGGGGCUGGUGUGGUUAGCUUCCUCUCCUGGCUGCCCUCGGCUUCUUUGGAAGGAAGGGCAGGAUAUAAAUCAAAUAAAUAAUAAUUGUUGAUGGGAGGGAAAAGAAGAAAAACCUGUGUCCACACACCCCCUCCUGUUCUGCCCACAGCAAAACAGCAGGGCAGUGGAUUUGCCCAUGUAUGAAGUAUUUUGGAUUCCUCUUCUAAGUAAGACUUUCAACACACCUAUUGGAGAGGGCAUUAUUUUCCUUGCAUUAAGCAUGUUUGUGUGUGUGGUCAGCACAUUGCUAGUGGUUUUCAGCUGAGAGUGUGCGUUUUGCCUAAAUCUGUCCCAUAAACUGACUUGGGAUUUGAACUAGGAGCUCUCAGCUCCUGGUCUCCUAAUCAUUAAUCUGCACCUAGCAGCCGUUACAUCUCAGUGCAGCAGAGGAGGGAAGAGAAGGGAUACAGGGCUACUCCACUGGCACAGCUGAGAGAACAGAAACCUUUGUCAGUUUCUCCUCCUCAAACUUUCCCACUGCAGCUGGCUAUUAGAAGAACUUGUAGCAGUGGUUGCUCAUUUCUUCCUUCUCCCUCUCAAUCUAUUUUCCUUUUGUGUUACCACUUUUAGUGGGUGGGGACUGCCUUGUUUGUUGUGACUAUGAUCUUGCACUCUUGUUGCUAGUGCUAAAUUUAAAUUGAUCACAUCUCAAUACAGGAUUCCACUGUGCAUUUCAUAAUUGUCUAGCUCUACCCUACAUUCCUGCAUUUGACGAUGUGUUUGUGUGUUUCCUGCUUGAUCUUCCAGAUCCAGUGCAGUCAUUUUUAUUGUUUUCUGUUUAAGGGAGCCCAUUGCUGCUAAUGUAGUCUUAAAUGGAUUAUAAUCGAACCAUUAUUUUCAGCAAGCAUAGUCUUUAAUACUUCUUUUGGUUUGAUCCAACAUUUGCUAACAUUUGAAAGCUUAUCUCUGCAGUUGCUAAAUAACAUUCUCCCCAUGAGGAUUAAUCUAAUUAAUCCAACUUUCUCUGCUUUCUGGACAUAACUAUAAUCUUCUUGGGGGAGUCUGCUUUAUUAGAAGUGUUUUUAGAGUUAAGGGUGGCUCCUAGAAAUUAAGAGUAUACCUUCUUGCCGUAUUAGGCAAGACUAAACCCAUCUUUCCAGCGUCAUCUUCAUGCCCAGAACUGGGUGUGGUGUUUAAAUUGUUAGCAUGUCAUAGAUUUAUAGAGUAGGAUGUGAUAGGAUAUGUUUCUGUUUCCUGUUCUUUCUAAAAUUCCUUAGGCUUGUCUGCCUUUCUAAUACUGCAGUGCCUUGAAUUGUAUUUUCAUGCACCUAAUCACAGUCACUACAAGAACUAUUUGUUGAAGAGUAACUGCUGGUUUGUAGGCUUGGUUUGCAUUUAAUACUCCACGCCAUAACUAAGCAUGAAUGUGGCAGCAUGUGUGUAUUCGCAGUGAAAACCACAGCUGCCUUGCUACUCAGAACUAAGCCAUGGUUUGGCUUAGACUUGUGCUAAGACUGUUGUUCUUGACUUACCAUUUAUGGUUGGUCUGGAGCUGCCAAACCACAGGGCUGGGUUUGGUGAUAAUGCAGAACAGCCAAACCAUGGCUUGGUAGCACUGCUGGAGCAGCACUGAGUGAGGAGAGAAGCAGCCACAUUUCUUUCCUGUGAAUUAUCCAGGAUAUCAUCAUGCUUAGCUAUGGUUUGUCUUAUCUUUAGCUUAGUAUGAACUGGACCAUGAUCUCUGUGUGAGUGGAGAAACGAGUAUGUUAGAAAUAUAAUCCCAUUAAUUUGCCUUAAGUACAGUAUUUCUCUCUGUGUGGGGUUGCAAUCUUUAAUCAAUUCACUGGGGUCAUGAGGUGCACAGAAUCAUAGAGUUGGAAGGGCCUCUGAGGAUCAUCUAGUUACGUUCUAGUCCAACCCAAAUACACAGCUGUCCCAUAUGGGGAUCGAACUUCCAACCUUCUCGUUCUCAGCACCAUGCUCUAACCAACGGAGCUAUCCAUGACUGACAUGUUUUUUAAAAAACAAAAGCUAAGAGAACAGGAGCACUGUUGGCUUUGGGACAAGUACAUGUGUACCCAGCCUGUUGGUGACCCUGCUCAAGUGCAGCACUAAUCUCCAGUUUAGCAUCUAAAUGAGCCAUUUGAGUGCUGCUGUGGUGGCUGCAUGGGCGCACCAUUUUAUUCAUUGCUGAGAUGGAUUUGAUGAAAAAAGAUGUGUCAAAAUGCUUUCCCCCUUUCAGCUUGUAUCCUAAGCUUAAGCAGACAGGUUUAUCCUGCGUUGCAAGCUAUUGUGGUUCUUUCUGUCUGGGUAUGAAGGGAGCUGAUGCAUCUCUUGGAAGCCAUAGGCAAGAAAACACAACACACACACACACACACACAUUAUAAGUGGACCUGAGAAUUUCAUCCACACGUGACCAGAGACUUGGUGACGGUCAUCUCUGAGUUUAGGAUUCCAGCAAAACAUGCAGUCAGACUAUCGCUGUUGCCCACUAGGAAGAUGUAUAGCUAUUUUUUUUAAAAAAAAUUCAUUGAGGCAGCCUGCCAGCUUGGAUGUUGCUGCUUAAUAAGCUCUGCAGUCCAACAUUUUGGCAAGGGAUAGAGCUGGCACAAACCUCAGAGCAUCUCUUCUUCUAGCCUGACAGCGUUGCAGUUUGUUUCCCUGCAUGGCGGGAGAGCUUUCCUGCUCCUGUAGCCAAGUGUUCGUGUGCUGACCCCUCUUCGCUGCCAUCCUGAUUUCACUUUUUGGCUUUCCCUCCAAUUUCAAUCUCCAUUUUAGUAUUUCUCUCUGCGAUGUACGCAGACACAGAAGAGUGACUGUGGCUCAAAUCUGUUCUUUCAGAGCCACUUGAAAAUGAAGGGCGAUUGGAAGAGACAGUAGACACCAUACGGUCCUGCUGCAUCAUAUUAAUGCUGCAACAUUAUGCACAGCUCUGUGAUUUUGUUGCAACAAUAUGUCACAGUUGGUCAGUUUUUCCCCAUUGAAUUUUUAGUGCAGAUGGAAUGUUCACAACAGCAUGAAUUCCACCCCAUCUUUCCAGCUCUGGCCCUUUCUGGACUUGGAUACCCUGGCCACAAUAAUCCAUUCUCUAAACCUACUGUUUAGACUCUUGGGGCUGCCCCUUGAAGACAGUCCAGCCACGGCAGCUGGUUCAGAAUAUGGCUGUGAGAGUUCUGAGCAGUGUGGCAAUGUGGAUUCAUAUAACACCAACUCUCCGGGAGCAUCUUUCUCCAUAUGUGCCAAUUCAUUCCCUGAACUGGGCCGAGGAGGUUCUUCUCUCCUGUCAAGGACAGAGUCUCCUCUGUGGGGCUACCCUGGCUGUGGAACUCCUCCUUGGAGGUACGGUUGUCUCUCUCACCCAUAGAACUGAAUGGUCCCAGAUCCUUUCUUCCUUUCUUUCAUGAGUUCUCCUUAACCAUUAACCAUGGUUAAUGAUCGCCAGGUUUCAACCUUAACAAGAAAUUGCAACUGCUGAAAAAGAAACCAGCUGUCUUAUAAACCUGGUGCAAAAGUUUUUCGGAAUUCCAGCUGAGUUUUUGAGUUAUGUAUAUACAAAUAUAUAUUUAUAGUCUCUUUAUAGUGAGCAGUGUGGUAUCCGCAGCAGAAUGUAUAUGUGUUGUCAAUAAUUGCUUUUUCUUAUCAAUUGCAUGCAGAAACAUAUUUACAUAGACAAAUUCCAUAUCCUGGAUAUAUAAGUACUGAUGAAAGCCUGUAUCUGAAGCCGGGGAAGAUUCAGUGCCAAACAUCUUAACUAAUUAUUCUAAGUAAUUCUAAGUAAUUGUUAGAUUGUGCUCUCUUUUUAACAGAAGAAAAGCAGCAGCAGCAAGUGCUGACUCUAAAAGGGGGUUUUUGCUUGGUGGUUUUUGGGUUUUUUUAAUGGGAACUAAAACGGUUCUCUUCAAAUCUGCACAUCAUAACAAAAAAUCCCUUCUUGAUGCCAUUCUUCAUUCAGCAGACACUCCCUUUCCAAAAGAAUGGUGUUGGGCAGAUUCUUCUUUUGCUUUUUGUGCUACAGUUAAACCUGGGUGUGUACUGAUCAGAGAGAACUCAUGUCAAAAGUGCAAAUGCAUGGUUUCCUUUUGACUUUUUGCUUUCUGUAGGCUUUGGGGGAACAAAGCCUAUUUCAACAACUCCUUCAGAUACAGUGGUACCUCGGGUUAAGAACUUAAUUCAUUCUGGAGGUCCAUUCUUAACCUGAAACUGUUCUUAACCUGAAGCACCACUUUAGCUAAUGGGGCCUCCCGCUGCCGCUGCGCCGCCGGAGCACGAUUUCUGUUCUCAUCCUGAAGCAAAGUUCUUAACCCGAGGUAAUAUUUCUGGGUUAGCAGAGUCUGUAACCUGAAGCGUAUGUAACCCGAGGUACCACUGUACUGCUUUUGAGGCUGGCUGCUUACAUUGUCAAUGUUUGGUUCAAAUCCUGACCAGUUCAGAGAGGUACAUCUGAGACAAGGUUGUUUGCUCCAGAAGGCAGUAGGUCCUGGCAGGCAAGGUGUUAAACUGGUCUAUUCAGGUUCACAUAGUCAGCCUGCAAACUCCCAUUCACUUGAACUGGCAUCCUCUUGCACCUGUUGUGGUGUGAGAAGGGGCUUUCCCCACAAAACCAGUUGCUGAGUCCUGUAUGAGGAAUAUGCACCUAAAAAUAAAUAAAAAUGAGCUCCUUUUUGUGCAUCACUGAUAUUUAAAUGUGAAUCACCAGGCAUGAAUUUGUUCAUUAUUAAUUUGUACAGUGGUACCUCGGGUUACAAAUGCUACGGGUUACGAACUCUGCUAAGGUUAAGAACGGUUUUGGGUUAAGAACGGACCUCCAGAACGAAUUAAGUUCGUAACUCGAGGUACCACUGUAUACUCUUUAGAUUAUGUUAAGUACUAUAGAAAUAAAUAACAAUAUCAAUGAUGAUGUCCAGGACACAUCCAUUCUGCUUUUCUUCUGAGGGGAAGGGAAAAUCCCUUGUCACAGCUGGUAUAAGGAACUGAGGGUCCACAGGGUAAGCCUUAGGAUACAGUGGGAAGGGCCCAGAGUGGGACAACUCCCUGGGGAAAAAAGAGAUAAUAUUUGUGGUGGGAUUUUUUUUAUUAUGCCAGGACAUGCAUGGAAAGGAAGUUGAAACAGAUCUGGCAAAUGUUAAAUUGUCAAUUUAUUCAGCAAGUGAAGUACAGGCAACCCUCAGCUUGAUGCUGGGGUCUCAUAGAGUCAAAGCACAUUGGAUUCAAUAAGUGAGUGGGAUUGCCAAAGUCUUUUUUCCUGGACCCCUUUUCAUUUUUUAAAAUGGCCAAGUGUGUAAAGCUGAAUGGGCACAAGUUAAAUGUGGGCAAGUUGUGAGUUACUUGUAAUGUAAACUGGACUACUUCAGCUUUGUUUGUGAAAGUGGUUGUGUAAUUACAGUUCUACACAGGGUUGGCAAGGCAAUAUAAGUUCCCACCUGAGCAAUUUACAGUGUCUCAGCAUAUUCUAGGGAUGUCCUUAUUUAAUAGGAGGCCUCCAUUUUGAGAAGCUUGGAAUCUUCUGAGGCCUUCAGGUGAAAGGGUCUUGGAGUUGAGCACAGCCCUGCUCCUGAAAACUAGUUGAGGUAUUGGGCAUGUUAAUGUUAUUUGAGUUGUUGUUGCAGCUGCUCCAUAUAUACACUCUAUUAUUAUUCUAGGGUAUUGUGCUGCUGAGUAGAAGUAUGUGUAUCACUGCUAUACCUCUGCAGUUGAAAACUCUUCACUAUGGCCUACUGAAUAACACUCUCAGUUGCCCAGGCUUUAAAGGAGAAAGAAUGAUUGUUAUUUCUCUUGAAAGAAUACUUCCAGAAUUGAACGGCUUGCUAUUAUCAUUUUAUUAGCCUUUCCUUUUUUAAAUAAAGCACGCCUAGGCUCCCCCACCCCUCAUUUCUCCUCUUCUGCUUUCCUGGUUAGUGCAUGCAGUGAUUUGCUUUCCCCCCCUCAGCAGACCCAGAUGGCUGGCCAGCCAGGUGUGACCAUUGCAUUUUGAGAGACCAUAAAAUGCUGAUUGCUCCACUUGAGUGUCUGUGGCAUGUUGCUUGCAAUCUAACCCAAAGCAGCUGGUAACACAACUUGAUGUGCCACUGGAAUCUCAGUCAGAUCAGGCGGUGGAGCCAUAAUUCUAAGUGACAGAAGCAAACCUUUGGUGUCAGAUGCUCUCCCUCAUGGAUAUCUAAAUGAUCCUCUUCUCUCUCAUUUUAAGGAAAUCUGUGUGCCGUUAUUGAUAGGGGAGAGUCAUGGAAUGUAUAAUGCCUAGAACUUACUCUCAUAAUAAUGUAAUAACAUGUGGGAUGCUUCAUUGGAAUCAGGCAUUGGUUACACCUGUACCUUUGGCAAGUGAGUUUGCUUUCUGGUUAGGUAUUACCCAAACAAGCUGCCUCGAAAUUGUGUUUGGAGCAUAAGAUGCUGCCUUAGACCAUUGGUCCAUCUAGUUCAGUAUUGCCUACAGUCCCUGCUCUGCACAGGCUGGUAGAGGCUCUCCAGGAUUUCAGUAUUUUUGCAUUUACUACAUUUAUAACCUAUGUUUCCUCCAAGGAGCUCAAAGGGGCAUACAUAGUCCCUCCACCCCCACCCUACCCCAUUUUAUCCUCACAAUAAUCCUGUAAGGUAGUUCAGGUUGAGAAAUGAUGACUUGCCUGGUUGCCUUGUGGUGUUGAUGGGUAAGGAGGGAUUUGAACCCACAUCUCCCCAGUCCCGGUCCACUGCUCGAAACCAUUGUGCCACAUGGGCUCUUGAGGUUGAACCUGAGCUUGAGGUUUUUAGCAUGCAAAUCAUGCUCUUCCCAACAAUUAUACAACCUGAAAUCUAGCCCCUGCUGGAGCACUGUAUAUUUAUUUUAAUUUGCAUAACAGCAUCUAUGGGGAGAAAUUCAAAUGUAAUAAGUGUGUUCUGUUGCAAACACUCUUUGGAUUGUUUGUAGUUGACUGUGUGAAGAGUGAAAUGUGUGUUUGUCCCUAGCUGAAAUCAGAGAAAGACAUUGGGUGGGAGCUAAAUUGGCAGGUUGCCAAGAAGCUGCAGCUAAACCAGCACUGUGGCUGAGGCUGGCUGUGUAACUUUGUGAGAUUUCAGUUAUGAGAGUUGGCAGUAGGAUCCAAAUUGGUCAGGAUGUUACAAGUCCUUCAGUGGACGUUCUAGUCAGAAAAAGCGCAGGCUCCUGCUGUUUGAAAGCUCAGUUGGGCAACUUUUGGGAGACUGAAGAGAUUUGCCAGUGAACUAAACAAGAGAUUCUGAAAAGCCUUUAGCAAGCCUGUGAGAGUCUGAAGCUCCAGAGAGGCUGCGAAGCUCCUGCGAAGCUCCUCUCCAGAGAGGAGACGAGCUGAGGGUUCUUUGUGGCAGCAGGCAGCUGCUGAAAAGGAAGGUGCCAACAUCUCCAAACUUGAAAUCACUGAAGUAAGAAGCUAAGAUGGCUUGCAAAAGAAGAGGACCACACUAGAACUAGUUCUUGGGGAUAGCUAAAUUCAUAAUACGCUCACAACAACCCUGUGAGGUUGGUUAGGCUUGAAAGACGGUGACUGGCCCACUGAGCUUCAUGGCAGAGGGAGGAUUCAAGCCCUGUCUUCCCAGUUCCUAGUCUUGCAUUCUAACCAUGAUACCACAUUCCUUCUCCAUUGAGCAAAUCCAUUGAGCAGGCUCUCUUACAAACAACAACAACAACCUGUUUAGUCCAAUUAGUUGCUUUGGUUUUUAGGAUAUUGGGAAGUUGCUUCGCCACAAGGCUUAAGAGGUAGCUGUGGCUGCUUCUUCUUUGCAUCAGUUGCUGUCCUUGUCUCUUGUCUGCCCUUAAAAGCAAGCCCUGUAAUUCUUGUCACACUUCCCUAUGAUUCAUGGAACUGUGUAAAUUUUUAAUAACCCCUUUGUCUUUUGUAAGUGUUUGUUUUAGGCAGCUCAUACCUUUAGUAGGUGUGGGCAUUCUUUUGACAGUACUAUGCAGGAAAUAAUAGCUAUUAGAGAAUUUCUGUUCUGCCAUUGCUCCUUCAAACAGGAGUGGGUAAGAUUUAUUUUUUUUACCUGCUGUGGCUGCUUUUGAAUCUUCCUGUCUUUAGUAACACACACACACACACACACACAGCCAGGUCUCCUCCUCACAUUGUUUCAGAUGUGAUAUCUGCUACUCCUCAUUUAUGGCAUGCUAAUCUGCUUGGUUUUUUAAGGUUUGUGGGCUUUUUACACUUUUAAAAACUGUUCUGAGAAUGGAGGUGGCGGCUUCAUGAACAGGGGCGGAAGAAGGGGGUGCGGUGGGUGUGGGCCACCCUGGGUGUCAUCCCUUGGGGGGGUGACAUCGCAGUGCCGCCCCCCUGGGAUGCUUGCUGUGUGGGCGAUGCCCCCGCGGGCAGCUAGCCCCGCCCCAUGGACAUCUAGCCCCACCCCUGUGGGCACAGCUAGCUGCUCCGCCUCUGUUCAUGAGUGACAUAGGGGCCAGUCAAUCAGGGUUGUGUAUAAUGCUGCUCUGAGGAAGGGAGAGGCGUAGCCAAUCAGGACUGUGUACAGCUCUACUCUGAGGAGAGGGUUAAAUGUGGUUUCAUGGUUGACACAAAGUGUAGCCAAAAGUAUGUCCAGAACACAAGCUCACUUUGUGUGUAUGAAGGGGUAAAUGGGACUGUGCCACUGGUCCCAACCCCAAAGUAAUGUGGCUUCCCCUUACUCACCACCUGACACCCAUCUGCUAGGCAUAGACACCCGACCCAAGGAAGCCUAUAAGAGUUGACAUCCUGAUCACAAAUGGUUCCAGUUCCCAGGGAAAUGUAGUCUUUGGCUCAGGCAUUCGUGACUUAUGUAGGAACAGCCAAUCUGUGACCCUCCAGAUGUUUUAGACUACCCCUGGCAUAGCCAGUGGUGAGGGAUGAUGGGAGUUGUGGUGUAACAAGGGCCACAGGUUAGCCACUCUGUCCUAAUGCAUUGGCAGUGUUUGAAAUUAGCCAGGCGCCUGUGGCAUUUUGCACCUGGCUAUCGGCCACUUGUGACCAAGUGAAGAUGCCUGGAUGCCAGGAUGGUGCCUGAUAUUUCCACCAUCUGGAGUUACAUGCCUGGGGAUCAUUGGAUCUUGACUGUUUUCACACACUAAUACCACAUCCUAUAGAAUUCUAUCAGUUAUAUUUUAUUUGCACAAUCAGAAUGAAUUUCAGGAACCAAAAUGCUUUUUCUGGGCAGCCUGAGCAGGAGCAAUGAACAAUGUUAUAGUUAAAUGUUGUAGCUAAUAAUUAAUAAUUACUUAUUUAUACCCCACCUAUCUGGCUGGGUUUCUUCAGCCGCUUUUGUCUUCACUUCCCCCACCCCACUGCCCUGCUCACAGUUGUGAAGAAUAUUCCUGGGUUAUGAAUGGCCUAUGUCACAAUUAAUAUAAAAAGAUAGGAACAGGCCAAUGUACAUGUGGACUGCCCCUGAAUAAAGUGACUUUUCUUUAAGUUUUCUAAAUUCUUAACCUAGCUCAAGGCAACCAGACAUUCUGAUUUGGCAAAUGUAACCUUGGUUUAAGGAGCCAUUUUGCUUAUGUAUCCAAGUUUCUAACACUUCAUGGUGUCAUCCUACCCAUUUCUGCACACCUUGGGACCUGGAUCCCGGAAGGCUUCUUCCAUGCAGACCUGUCCAUAUGCUAAGCUUCAUGGAUGAGGUGGUCCUGAUUGUCCUUCAGGCUGCUGAGAUCCAUCUUGUGACAACAUGGAGGAGGGUCUUUUGCAUUGUAGCACCCAGUUUAUACACUUGGAUUGAAGGGGGCUACAAUACUUACUUUUCCAUAGUAGGUUCCCUGCUAAAAUUAUGCACACCUUCAGCACUCUUAAUGUAAUAUGGGCAUUCUUAUCUUGCAAAUAUUUUUCAGGCUUAUUGUUUCCUGUUACAAUUGGUGUCAAGUUCAAGUACACUGCUAAAUACUAAUAACAAACUUCCAGUUAAUGUUUAUAGGCAAAUAGGGCUUUGUUUUGUUCCUGCCUUUUUGUAGUUUGUUCAGAAAAAAACAUUAUUCAGUUUUUAAGAAGCCAGCUAUUUAAAUGCACAGAGAUCUUCCAUUCGGUCUAUUGCUUGCUUGAAAACAUAAGGCCAUAAUGAAUGUGAGCAUUGAAACAAAAAGAAAAUAUUGGUGUAUUUAUAUUUGAUUUUACAUAAUCAAGGUAUUGCAAAUAGUUGUUUUGACUUUCAAAAGGCAAUGGAAGGACGUUUAAUUGAGAUAACCUUAUCACUUCAUAACCAUUAUAUAAAUUGGUCCUUGACGGCUUAAUAUUUUCUGACCAAGCUGUUCAGUAGAGAUUGGAAAUUCUCAUCUAGGGCAGAGAAGGUUUAAUGUCCCCCUAGGGGUUAGGGUGAAUGUGAUUGCCUGGAGAGUGAACCUUUUGUAAGCCACAAGAGGCUGAGCCUUUUGUCCUACAAAGGAGUAGUAGUUAGGGUUCUAAGGCUGCAAUCCUUCAGUAAGCACCACUGGACUUAAUGGGACUGAGUUAGUGCAUAGGAUUGUAUUCUAAAUGUAUUUCAUGGGUGUCUGCAGGUGUUUUUCCGAUGGGGGUGGGGAGCAAAUAAGCCAGUCAAAUGUAACUAGCAUCUGGGAACAGGUCUACCAAGUCUGGUAGAUCUGAUGGUUGAAUGGAAGUGAGAUCUAGGUAGAUCUGUCACCUGAGAAACUUGUAUUACUGGCCUGACCUUUCAUUGCAUCUCAAUGGGUAGGCCUGCUGUCCGUCAAUGAGUAGACCUGAGUAUGCCACUAGACAUGUCCAUACCAAUUACAGCAAUGCUCACCAAUAUUUUGACAUUCUUGUUCUUUAUAGCUAUUCCCGACAACUUUUAGGCUACUUCCAACAACUUGUGGGCAACCGGUAGGGAACAUAAUUUGAGGCUGAGGGCCACAUUCCAUUCUGGGCAACCUUCCAAGGGCCACAUGGCAAUGGUGGGUGAGACCAGAGGCAAAAAUGGGUGGAGCAAUGAAUGGAAAUGUUGCCUCUUUGUACAGAAAACUCAUUUUUAAAUGCAUUCAAACGCCGCUCUGCAUCCUCCAUCUAGGCAUGCAUGAGGCAUUACUGGAGUUCAAGGACCCAUUCCAACCAAGGAAAAACACUUGGGGGGCACAGCAGGCCAAUGUGGGGUGUCCCCUGGGGAGAGUUUGGGAGCUAGUCAGAGAAGCCUGCAGGGCUGCUUUUGUCCCUUUUGUCGGAGGCUCUGCACUCCAGCUAAGUACACUUAAUUAGACUCAGUAGGACUUACUUCUGAGGAAUCCACUAAAAAAACAAAGGGGGAAUAUCAUGCCAUGUAGCUAGUUCUAGAACAGUGCGAAGACAUAUAUUUCUUGCCACAGAACAGCUGGCCUUGUAUUUGUAGCUAAUCACCUGUUUUAAACUUAUUAAUAUCUUGGAGAUGAAGAAAUAGGUUAUUUGGCAUAUUAAAGUUACUGUUUUUAUUGUACUCUAAAAUAAUAUUGAGAUUAAACUAAAAUGCUGACAGAAAAUAGGAGCCAGUGGGCUGAGAAUAUUUGAAAGAAGCUUUGCAAAGAAAGGGAUGGUUCCUGUUCUCUCUCAUUACUGUAGCCUCUUCCGUUAGGUUGCGUUAUCUUAUCAGGCAAAAAGCCCCAGAAAUAGAAAGUUUUCCAUGCAUUACAGGAGCAGCCGUGGAAGUUUGAGGACUGUGGUGUGCGCUUUUUAAGAAAAUGCUAAACAAAAAAGUGAAGGGCAGGAGCUAAAAAUUAACACUAUAUUGAGAGCUCUUCAUUUUGCAACCUUAAGUUCCGGUGAACAUGCAUUUGCUGCUCCCAAUAGCAUUCCGCAUUCAAGCACUGCCUGCCUGCCUGCCUGGGUUGCGUUUGCCAGAGGAGGCUAUUGAUCUUAUGUUAGAAGAAUGACAGAAGGGAAAGCAGAGGCUGCAGCUUGCUUUGGAUUAGUAACAAAGAGAAUACGCAAGAUCUUCAGGCAUUUCCCUAAGUCAAAAUCAUGGUCCGAGGGUCUCCACCUUCAACUCAAGAGGCCCAGCAGAGAGGCCUUGCUGGCUAAAGGUAGGUUGAAAUCAUUCCAACAAACUUCCACACCAAUUCUAAUAACAAACCACAAGAUAUGGGGUAGUGGCCACCAGUAAUGUGUACUCUAGCUUUAAGGUGUUAGGGCCAAAAUUUUGAUGCAAUUGGGCAGUCCAGUCAUGGGUAUAAAAAAACCUACAGUAAUGGGAACUUUUUUUUUUUGUUACAGCUCAUACCAGUGGUGCCUCAGUAUUGUAGUACAUCAGUAAAUGACUGCACUUUUGCUUUGAUAAUAAUUUGGUUUCAAAUGCUAGACUUCUAAAUGUAAUAAUGUGUCCCUUAAUAAUUUUCAAAGCAUAAUUUUGGUCCUUUUACCUAUGUUGUGUUUUUCAGAUCAUACUUGGGCAAAUGGAGUUACCAAGGCAUUUUGUAUAUGGACUUUAAUGCUGUAAGCAAAUGUUUUUCUGCUGUUCCAUUUGCCAUUUAGAACUCAUUGCUAAUGAGUAUAAGAGGCUGAAAAACAUUCAAAGUCAUGGAAAAUAUAUUAGACAUAUUUCUGUGCUCUGUUUUAUUGCUCAUGAUAAUGGCAUCCUCCUGGACUCUGUUAUUUUGAACAUCAAACGCUGAGUAGAUACUAUUUUUUCCUUCAGUAGUCUGUACAUUAAGAAAACCAUAUGAACCUUAGUUUUCUAAAUAUUUUGUAUAGGGAAAUGACCUGUAAAAUGAAGCCUAACCAGUUCUUUAAGGUGAGGUUGGCAUGUUUGCUUCUAAAUGAGCCUACCCUUGUUCAUCGGUGACCUUUCAAGUUACUCAGACUCUCUGAGAAGGGGAAAAGACUAACUUUAGAGCCUUUCUAAAGGAUAGGUAGAAGGGUUAUAUACACUCUAAAUAUGUUAGAAUUACGUUGCAUUACUCUUCAGAGUUCGUAUUGAUUCCUUGCUGCCCCAAUUUCUUUCUUUCUUCUGUGUAAGACUGCAUAAGUGAUGUAUUCAGGUAGAAGCCAGCCCAUAAUUUUCAUCAUUAUGGAUAUCCCAUGACCUUCACAGAAACCAGGUUUAGCAGCUGACAGCAUGAAAUGGGAACUGCCUUAGUCUUUCAAACAGGCCAACAAUUAUUCAACAAUCAUUUCCCUUCUUCAUUUUUUGCCUCUGAAUAUGAGAUGGAGUUAUGGAUUUAAUAAAAUCAAUCAAACAUGGAUAGCCUAACUGAGGCCAGUGGGAUAGCUGCACUCAAGUGAUAUCCUGCUGUGCAGUCUAGUAUAAAGCUAUCAGAAUUUUCACCAACUAAUUUUGAUUUCAGGGUCUCAAGUAAGUGUGGGGAUUUAUUUAUUUUUGGACUCUGUGGUUGAAUUCAGCUUAUUAAAUCACAUCCUUUGUUUAAAUUGACAAAGAGGAGACCAUCAGUCCUAGAAAUAUGGUGUGAUGAUGUCUGCCAUUUUACAGCAAUUAUAUAUAUUUCAAGCCCAAAUAAUUGCUUUUCGCAGUCUUCUUUUUACAAGCCAGGGAGAAACUGUCUUAGAAUAGGUGCUUCUGUCUAGUAGUUUUAUGUACUUACUUCAUUUUGGUUUGGGUUCUACAAAUGUCAUUAUCUUAACAGAGUUAUGUAUGCUGUAUCUUAAUAAAAGUUGGUUUAGUCAAUAUUUCUGUUGGGUGUGUGCCAACUCAUUGAGUUUUUAUGAUUUAUAAUACAGAAUUUAUAUGUAGACACCAGACCUCAAAGCCGUCUUACCCAUAGGCGCUAGGGGUGUGGGGCACCCGGGUGCCGGACUCUCAGGGGCACCAGUCUGAGAGUCCAGGGCCUGAGAGUUGAGUCCAGGGAAGAGCUCGUCCAUCGGUUGAAGCGCUGCAAUGGGCUCUUCUGCGGGCAGCUUUGUGCUGUGAGUUUGGAGGUGACCAAGCCAGCAAGGUGCUGAGGUGGCCAGCUGGCUCUGCCCUCCUGCACGCCUGGGACUGGGCAACCCGGGGGGGGGGCCCGAUGGGCAGAUUUUUGCACCCCGGCGCCGUAUAUGCUUAAGACAGCCCUGCCACACCUUCAAGAACAGAUUUUCAUGUAUGGGGUGCAUAAAGGCUUUUUUUGCCACUUCCAAAUAUGAAAAUAGACCCAAGUGUUGCUACUUUAAUAAACUGUGAGCUCUCCUGAUUGUGCUAAAAUGUUUCCUUGUUGCAUGGUAUAUUUACAUUGUAGUAUACUGAAGAUCAAGAUUCCAACAGACAGUAUAAAAAGGCCAUGGGAUAUUUAGUUCCCUGUUUUUAACUGGGAAUGCAACUUAUUCUAUUGAAGUUGCAUUGUGGAAAAAAAUAUUGGUUUUUUAAAAAAUAAAAAAACAACAACACUUAAAUAUUUGUGUAAAACGAUGUGUCUUGCUUCCAGUGGCUCUUUGUGAGCAAUGUCAUGUGGCUUCAUUCUAAAGCAUAGACUGAGUUUCUAAAAUUAGCUUUCUCAGCAAGUCACUGAAGUGAUUAUGCCCAUUCAGGAGGUGAUAGUGACCACAGGAGUGUUGCUCUUAACCCCCUCCCCCGAAGAAAUGCCAAAUGGCUGCAAAAAUUGAUCAUUGACACAGUAAUGAAAAUGUUAGGGUUUCGGGAGUUGUUGUUGUUUAGUCGUUUAGUUGUGUCUGACUCAACAACAACAACAACAACUCCUGAAACCCUAACAUUUUCUUUACUGUGUCAAUGAUCAAUUUUUGCAGCCAUUUGGCAUUUCUUCAUUUUGAACUAGUUGUUUGCACUGGAGAACAAUAAAACCCAGAUUCAUGAAUUUUGGUUCAAACUUAGUUAGCAUGUAUUUUAGCGCUAGAAUAUAUAAGGGAAGGUUUUGCACAUAUGAACAGUAAGGAAGACUGACAAGCGCUAAGACCGGUACUAAGAAUGUAUUUGCUAGAGACUAAAUGGAGUAAAGGAGAAAACCAGACUUAGUGUUUUAAUUCUAUGGCAUACCACUUUCCCCCUCCAAUUGGGUUAUCAUUCUUAAUAGCUUCUCAGACUUAAUUAAACACAUGGGUUGCUUUGUCACAAGUUGCAUUUCUCUGCAAUCAUGAAUUAUUGAAUUAUUAUUUUUUAUGGGAAUGCUUGGAGAGAGAAAAGGCGAGCUUUCGUUUGAGUUGUGAAACAAUACCUGUGCGGAAAUAAAAUACAGUGAUAGCAUGCAGGCCCUUUCAAAACAGAAGGGUAUGUUAACCAAGGAGAAUAUUUAGAAAGCUGUGCAUGAUCCUGCUUGAAGUAAUAUCUUUCUGUAGAGGUCCAGCAUGGUGCAAUCAACUCAAAUUAUAACACAUCAAAUAAAGGAUUUGCAUUUGGUAUGUAGUUCCUUACAGAGGCACUAUCUUCUUAAGGAAAUUGAGGGGGCUUUUGUGUGAUGCUGUGCAAUGCUGCACAACACUACAUGAUGCUCUGACAUUGUGUGAUGCCAGGGGGCAGAACCUAACACCUCCUGAAUAUUGAGGGGGCUCAGCCCCCUUAAAAAAUACUUUGGGGGCCUCGGCCCCUAGAAGUUGGUACGCCUGGUUCUUUAUAUCCAGCUUUUCCUGUCAUUCAGUUUGUACAGUUCUGGUAGCUGCCUCAGGAUUUUUUCUUGGGGUAUUCUCAUGCCUUGCCCAUGGCUGUACCUGUACCUGAAUAUUUUUUGUCUCUUUUGCUACUUCUGUGAUUUCUGAUGAAGCAGUAUCUUCUGUUUAUGUCUGGGGUUCACUAGCUGUCUUCUGCUUUUUGAAGUUGUUGCAGGUGUCUAUAACUAAACAAAUAGAAACAGCUCUGUUUCUUGCCUUUCUUUCUGUGGCAACCUUAUAUCGACAUCCCAUGUGCCGUUCUCUUACCCUUCAACCAAUGAAAACAGUAGCACUAAUUUUUUAUUUCCCAAGAAAAGCUUUUUUCGCUACUGAUUUUACCAAAAGCUUUGUCAUCACUUUUGGUUUCUAUUCUGCUGGGCUACUUUUGGUUUCUAGUCCUGGCCACCCCCAUCCCCACUUACCCCUCGAAAAGCAGGUUCAGGUCCAGCAGUACCUGCAAGCUCCUCAACUGAUCAUAAAAAGAUGCUGCAACUCUUUAUAUUAUCAUUGUGUUUCUAGGGUAUUCAGAUCUUAUAACAUUUCCACAGCAUCAUUAGAUCUGAACAGGUAGCAUUCAUCUGAGUUGCCUGCUGGCCCAGGAAGGUUUUCCUUCAGAAAAUUGCAAAGAGACAAAAUCUGGCAGCUACCGUAUUUUUCGCCCCAUAGGACGUACCUAGUUUUUUUUGGGGGGGGAAAUAAAGGGAAAAAAAUUAUUUCCCCCCCAGGCACGGGGCUGGCGCGGGGGAAGCCCGAGCUUCCCCUGACCCCAGCCCCCAGAACAGCCUGCUGUCCGCAAGCCUAGGGAGCCGCGCCGGUCCCCCCAGGCUUGCGGAGAGCUGCACGAAGCCCGGGCGCACUCUUCAGUGCGCCCCAGGCUUUGGAAUGCAGGCAGAUCUGCGCAACCCUCGGGAGCCCGGCGCGACUGCUCGCCGGGCUCCCGAGGGUUGCGCAGAGCUUCCUGAAGCCUGCAUUCGCCCCAUAGGAUGCACACACAUUUCCCCUUCAUUUUUGGAGGGGAAAAGUGCGUCCUAUAGGGCGAAAAAUACGGUACUCUCAGUAGGCUCCCCAAACCUCUCAUAGAUCACUCUAAACCUAUUGUUGACUAGCUGGAUUUGUGUGUGUCUGUCUACAUUAAAACAAAGAAGUACAUUUAGGAUUUGAGGGGGCAAGUGCCCCCCUGCAGAAACCAAAGUGUACAAACUAACCACUCAGGGGCAAGGACCCAAGUUUCAGGGAAACUGCAUAUCUGGUUUUCUGGGAAAGUAUCAUGAACAUGCAGGGUUAUUUCUGGUGAAGUGGGAAUUAUAGAGAAGGUUUUGCUCAUCUCUAAUCUUAAUUCCUUGCUAGAUGGAAAAACACAGUGGAAUAUAGGGACAUUAAGCUUUGCAAAGGCAAGCGGAAUUAUAGCUGUCAUAAAUAUAGACCAAGUGAGUUUGGACUGUUUAUGUAUCUUACAUACAUUGUAGAUGUCAGGAGAGAAAAUAAACAGGAUGGAUUAAAAUUAUCAAUUUGUGUAUGUUGUUGAUGCUAAUGUGGCACAAAGAUGGUGUGUGAUGGGGCAGCCAAGGAAUCUCAUAUCCUAAUGCACUAGGCCUCAGAUUUCCUACUCCUUCUUCCCAAUUUUUGACACCCCCCCCUUUGCUUAUAAGACUGUUGGGCAUGUAUCACAGCUUAAUGCCAAUGAGACCUCUGACUACCUGCUGUCUUAAUUUGCACCUCAGAGACAUAAUAACUCAGCACAUGCAAACUUAUGUCAUGCCAUACCCAUAUUUUGAUUGCUUUAAGUACUUAGCAAUACCCCUGGUGUGUAAGGAUGGGAAUGAAUUUCUGUGUGUUGGAGUAAAAAUGUUUAUUUACUGUCUUGUUACUGUCUGUGUGUGCUGCUUUGCAUCUUGUAUACAUACUGGUGAUGUGUUAAAAUAACCCUGAAAUGGACAUUCAGCAUACAUCGAUGAAUAUGCCCUACUUUUCUUCAUGCUGUUCGUUGCUGCAGCUGUGAUACCAUAUGCCACUUGGUGCUUCAGGAUGAUUGUUUUAGGAUCAAGAUGUUAAUGCUCAUCAAGAGGACAAUACCAUGCUUGAGUAGGCUGGAAGACUUUUGAAUAAAGAUGGGUGAUCACCCACUUGCUUGUCCCCAAAAUCAGAAGCAUUCAAGUCAAAUACUCCACCAAUACCACCUUUUGAUUAUUAUUUUUUCAAAUGUUCAGCUGGAAACCUUCAGUAAUUCCAUUUCCACAUCCCUCUAAGUCUUGCCACCUCUAGUUUUCCUUUUUUUAGGUGAACCUAACUCAAAGUGGGGCUCAAACUUCUAUCCUCUUCCCUCCUCCUCUUAUCAGUCCUGCCCAUCUCCAAAAAAGAAAGAAUAAACUAACUUGAUGGAGGUAGAUGCCAAGUGGAAGAGGACCAGAGAUUGGGCCAAGAGAGGUUAUAUGGAUGUUCUCCUUGGUGACCAAUGAUGUGCUCUGUGCAUCGCUUCUUGAUGGUGAUUAUGAAGCUUAAAAGUCAAGUCCCAUCACCCAGUGGAAAGUUAGGCAAGGAGCAUGUAAUUUGUUUCCGAGGGGCCUGUUUCGGUCUAUUCUAUAACCCCCACCACAUGAUCCAUUUUACCCAACACAAGGGAAUUUCAAUGGAACAAGCAGGCAAGGGGGGAACAUAAGCCCCAUUCAGUUUAGCCUGGUUCUAAGGAAAGAAGGAUCCUACUUGAAAUGCAGUUGAACAUUAUGAGUGGAGAAGAGCCAUAUUUUAGGGGACUCUUUUCUUUUUUAAUACUACUUCCAAUUCCUACCUCUGACAAAUGGAAGGUGAAAAUGUGGCAAAGCAAUAUCAUGUCCAGAGUUUAUAUAUUCACUUGGCUGACUGUUACGUCCACUGAUGGCAAUUGAUACUGUCAUUCAAAUGACCUUGAGCAUUUCUGAUUGGUUGCCAUGUAUUCCAUGGAUUACCUUUUCACUUACCAGUAAACUAACACAAAUCAACCUAUUUGCCUUAAGCCUCUUAGUAUAGUUGGCUGUGGAAUGAAAUUUUUUUUUUUUUUUUGAGAACAUGGUUCUGGAAGUUUAACAGUUUAUUUGAGUAGAGACUGGUGUGCCCAGUUACAGUGAGUUGAGUGGGUCAGGUGAGUGCUGCUACCUUCCUCUUUGACUACUACAACAAUGCAGGGUGUUAUAUGGAUUGUGUUUAAGAUAAAUAAUAGCAAAGUGGUUGAAAAACAUGUUACUCUUAAUAUAUUGCAAGCAGCUGCAUUUCCUUUCACCCCUUAAAUUAAUUAUGGACACCACCACUAGUAGAUAUCAUUGUUAUGUUCAGAGGUAGGAUUCUUAAAAAUAAGAAUCUGGGUUCAGACUAUGUUUAGUAGAUGUGCAGUUUUAUUCUAGAGUACCUUCCUUGUAUAAAGUUUCACCAAGGCUUCUGUUCUUCCUUCCAAAAUGCCCUUUUUCUGUUAGCCUUCUUCUGGUCCUGAGGUGGCAUAGUCUGUGCUUUGUGCUGAAAACUUAGUCUGGAGCAAAUAAUGAAUCUGCCAUAAACAUAAGAAUCAGGAUUGCAGCAUACAAAGAGAAGAAGUUAAGCCCCACUGCCUACUUCUUCAGGGGGAGAACCACCAGUCUCUUAUUGGAAGCUCUACCACUCAGGGGUUACAAUCCUACACCCCAACCCUCUCAGAGGGUUAGUCCUCUGCAUUACAAUUAUGACUCCAGCCACGCAAAAGCCAAUGAUGAUAUAAUGUGAGACUACUUUAGCCAGCCCGUCAUCUCCUCUAGGCAGGUGGAGCCUUCCAUGUACAUCCCAGGGCUUGUUAGCCUGCACAAGGCUUCAGUUGAUUCUAACUCUCUGCAGAGACAACAUCUUCUGUAGCAACCUCAGGAGGAAGACAUUUCAGCCUUCCGGGCUCUCCUGGAGCUAUCCAAGGUCCUGUCCUUGCCUGCUAUCUACUCAUUUGUUUUUCCUGCAAGCUUCCAGCUACCACCAAACUGGACAGGGGAGGAUAAGUCCUCUCCUCUCCAGUGCCACCCCUACCAAAAAUCAUUAGAUAAGUUGGAGAGAAACAGGUGUUUGGCUCUUCAGGUUUUGAGUUGGCCCAGAAAGUUGGGAGGAGGGCCUUGAGCUGUUAGUUUGGAGAAGACCCUCCCCUGGAUGCUGGCCCAUACUCCCCUAUAAGUAGGCUAAGGACCAAACUACACAUGACAUUACUAAGCACCUUGUUUGCCCUGGAGUGAAAGUUUUUAUUUCAUGGAUUGAGUCCCCUGCACUAACAAUCAGGAACCUGGCAUGGUGGGGUUGGGGGCUUAAACUUUUAGCUCCCUGCUGAAGUCCCGAUCCAGGCUGGAGUGAAUGAGAGCUUCCCUCCCCAAUGCAAGCUGCAUGUGCUGAGGCCACAGCAGGACUGUCCAAAAAGAUAUUACUACAAUCUACCCUUUGAAAAAUGAGUGGAAACAAAAAUGGGAAGAGAAGUUAACUAGAAUGUAUAACAUGCUGUUGAAUAGCCAAAAGGUGGAUGAGAAAGCAUAUAGGAGGAAGUGAGAUAAAGAUCUAAAGAAAAUAGCUCUUAAAUAAGUAUUGGAAUUUUUGCGUGCACAAGGCUCGUGCUUUUCGGUGCUAACUGGAUCUAGACAAUUUCCUGAAAAUGAGUAAACAAUAGAAUUUAACAACAUGGAAGAUGUGGGGAAAAAAGAGGUAAAAGGAAACUAUUGGGCAUGCCAGCAAUCCCAGAGGUUUCUGCAACAUGUGAAGUGUAAAAAAGAAUAUUAAAAAGCUGCUAGAUUUUGGAAGGUGGUGCUAUAAUUAGUAGUUGUUUCAGGCAAAAGUAGAAAUGGACCCAGUUAAAUUUUGUUCAUAAUAGUGCACUAGUGAAGAGACCAAUGCCCAUAUUAUUUAUACCUUUUACUAUAGCAGGAAUUGAAUAUGCAAGACAGUUGAAAAGUAAUGAAAGCUUCUCUAUCACAAUACUGAUGGGGAGAAUAUGGAAGCUGAUAGACAUUAAAUGGACUGUGCUUGUGAAAGAUUCUGAGAAUUAGAAGAAAAAAAUAAAUAGUUGGGUUCUGGCAGUUCAGUACAUUAGACAAAAGGUUGGAUUAAAAGGUUCAGAAAUAGACUUUUUGUUAUUAUGAAGUAUUGUAGUAAUAAAUAAGAAAGGAAAUGUAAUGAAAAAGUGUUGAUGGAUGUUUUCCUUUCCUUUUUUCCUUUCCUUCUGAUUAAUGGAAACCCAUUUAGCAUUAGUGUGUAAUUAAAUAAGGAGAUGCUAUGUAGUAAGGCAAAGAGGAAGUUGCAGUGCGUGUUAAUUUUGUUUCAUCCUUCCAGAGUCUCACAUUCCUAAUAUGUCUGCUGUGUUACUAAUCAUACAUUUAUAGUGUUCUUAUCUGGACCGUAAAUGUUCUUAAUACCUUGCUUCUACCCUGUUGGUGUUCUUAAUAUUUCUAAUGGUACUAAUAUUUUUUGGGUUUUGCACUUGCAUCUUUUGUAUUCUAUGAAGCGAUGCUAUAUGUUGACGGUCUUGUAUUGUACAUAUAAUUAUAAUAAUUCAUUUAAAAAUACAUUAAUAAUACCUUUAAAUGUGCAUUUCUGUCUUUGGCAUAUGCACACUCCAGCAGGCAGGAAGAGAUGCUGAAAAGCACUUGAAGUUUUUAAGGUUGCCAGAGGCCUUGCACCACAUCUGCCAAAAUUCCUUCUUUGGCCUAGCAAUUAAAGGUGCAGUAGCCUUGCAUCCUGCCACCCUUGAAGUGGCACAUGUGAAAUACUUAGCUUCGGACAAAUGUUCGUGAUUUUGGAGAUUUUUUUCAUUUUCUUUUUUCUUUUUUUUGCACAGGUGGAGCAAAAGCUCAACAACUUUUUGUUUCCAUAUUUUUUCCUCCUGGAAUAUGGCAACCCUUUGUUGUUGUUUAGUCGUGUCCGACUCUUCGUGACCCCAUGGACCAGAGCACGCCAGGCACUCCUGUCUUCCACUGCCUCCCACAUUUUGGUCAAACUCAUGUUUGUAGCUUCGCGAACACUAUCCAACCAUCUCGUCCUCUGUCGUCCCCUUCUCCUUGUGCCUUCCAUCUUUCCCAACAUCAGGGUCUUUUCCAGGGAGUCUUCUCUUCUCAUGAGGUGGCCAAAGUAUUGGAGCCUCAGCUUCAGGAUCUGUCCUUCCAGUGAGCACUCACGGCUGAUUUCCUUCAGAAUGGAUACGUUUGAUCUUCUUGCAGUCCAUGGGACUCUCAAGAGUCUCCUCCAGCACCAUAAUUCAAAAGCAUCAAUUCUUCGGCGAUCAGCCUUCUUUAUGGUCCAGCUCUCACUUCCAUACAUCACUACUGGUAAAACCAUGGCUUUAACUAUACGGACCUUUGUUGGCAAGGUGAUAUCUCUGCUUUUUAAGAUGCUGUCUAGGUUUGUCAUCACUUUUCUCCCAAGAAGCAGGCGUCUUUUAAUUUUGUGACUGCUGUCACCAUCUGCAGUGAUCAUGGAGCCCAAGAAAGUAAAAUCUCUUGCUGCCUCCAUUUCUUCCCCUUCUAUUUGCCAGGGGGUGAUUGGCCCAGUGGCCAUGAUCUUAGUUUUUUUAAUGUUGAGCUUCAUCCCAUAUUUUGUGCUCUCCUCUUUCACCCUUAUUAAAAGGUUCUUUAAUUCCUCCUCACUUUCUGCCAUCAAGGUUGUGUCAUCUGCAUAUCUGAGGUUGUUGAUAUUUCUUCCAGGCAAUCUUAAUUCCGGUUUGGGAUUCAUCCAGUCCAGCCUUUCGCAUGAUGAAUUCUGCAUAUAAGUUAAAUAAGCAGGGAUACAAUAUACACCCUUGUCGUACUCCUUUCCAAAUUUUGAACCAAUCAAGUUGUUCCAUAUCCAGUUCUAACUAUAGCUUCUUGUCUCACAUAGAAAUUUCUCAGGAGACAGAUGAGGUGAUCAGGCACUCCCAUUUCUUUAAGAACUUGCCAUAGUUUGCUGUGGUUGACACAGUCAAAUGCUUUUGCGUAGUCAAUGAAGCAGAAGUAGAUGUUUUUCUGGAGCUCUCUAGCUUUCUCCAUAAUCCAUCACAUGUUUGCAAUUUGGUCUCUGGUUCCUCUGCCCCUUCGAAAUCCAGCUUGCACUUCUGGGAGUUCUCAGUCCACAAUACUGCUUAAGCCUGCCUUGUAGAAUUUUAAGCAUAACCUUGCUAGUGUGUGAAAUGAGUGCAAUUGUGCGGUAGUUGAAGCAUUAUAUGGCACUGCCCUUCUUUGGGAUUGGGAUGUACACUGAUCUUCUCCAAUCCUCUGGCCAUUGCUGAGUUUUCCAAACUUGCUGGCAACCCUACUUGAGCUUAAUUAGUUGUUGAAAUGGCUAGGUAUUUCAGACCAAGGUGGUGACUUGAGCUCUGGAAUGAAAAGCUUGCUAGCGUUGCAUUAGUCCUGGAAGCUCAUGUAAUGUGUACAUUCAUGUUUGAGUGUACAUACUUAUUGUUUGACUUGGGAAUGCUCUUGCACCUUAUUUAUUGAAAGUGGAUGUUGUGCGCAUUCAUGCUGCAAAACUCACGAGUUCAUUAUAUGAAAUGCAUAUAAAGUGGGUGAGGAAGAAGCUGCCUGCAAGAGCAAUAAAGCCUUUAAUUUAUUUUUAAAAGGUUUCAGUUAAAUGUGUGCUCAUAUUGGGCUAAGUCUGGAAUUGAUGCUGUUGUCUGGAUUUGAUGCAAGAUAAGCCCUGCAGCAUAUGUGAACAAAAUCCCCCUGAAAAAGUACUUGAUAAGCAUCUCAUACUGGAUAAAUUAACUGAUACAUUGCUUCUCCUCUUUUGAGUUUGUGAAUGCACUAGUCAGCUUCAGAAGUUCCUGAUGCCAAUUUGGCUUUUGGUCCCUGAAUGAAAAAUCAGUAGAAGCAUAAUUAGUAACGAGUCUGCAAAAUUCUCUGUUUAACCCAGGGGUGGAGAAACCCCUUUUAGAUGGCAGGCCAGAUCCAGUGUUGACCAACUCUCAGUGGAACACAUUUGACAGGUAGGUGGGUUGCCCACCUGUCCAUUCCAGCAUGUCAUAUGAUGUCAGGUGGAUGUGCCAAAUAGCUGAAACAGUGCAGCAUGCAUUUAGUGCUAAAUUUUAAUGGCGCUGAAUGAAAGCCACACUUGCAAAGGAACAAGUGGGAGUGCUCCCUAAGGCUACCAAUUGUUCCUUUGCAGCUGUGACUUUACCCAACACACACCUGAUGAUAUGGCUGUGGGGUAACAGUCUCUUGAGCCAAACGUUCCCCAUUCAUGACUUAAUAAUGUAUGUUGGAUGGAGGCUGAGCUGACUUGCAUUGGGACGCUUAGAGCUGUCUUUACCACUCUUCCUGGCUCUAGGUCCACAUCAAGGCAUGGCUUUGAAGAAAGUGGAGGGUGAACUGUACCAGCCUUCAUCCCUCUCCUGCUUUCUAGAUAUUCCCUGGUUUGGGAAGUGUGUAUAUGCCACCUUGGGGCAGGUAGCCCCAAAGUGGUAUAAAAUAAAAUAAAGUAGAUUGGAAAACACAGUGAUUCAAAGAAACACCAACAAACACAAUAUCCCAACAAGAGUCAGAUAUAAGCUUACUAUUCGGCCUGCCAUAACACAAACAAACAAACAAACAAACAAACAAACAAACAAACCCUGCCCAUCCGGCUGGGUUUCCCCAGCCACUCUAGGUGGCUCCCAAAAUAAUAAUAAUAAUAAUGAAGGGAUAAAACAUCAAACAUUAAUAACUUCCCUAAAUAGGGCUGCCUUCAGAUGUCUUCUAAAAGUCAGAAAGUUCUAUAAAGUGGCCUUCCCUUCACUAGGAACUAGGAAGCUCUCCUGCAGAACACCAAAGAAAGUGUCCAGACUGGUCACAAUAAUUCAAUUUUAAAUUUUAAAUUAUCUUAUAUCCAAAAUACAAAAACAAAGAACAAGAUGAAACAAAGUAAAGGAUUGUAUCUUGAUAAAUUGAGCAGUUGAUCAACGUAUUAAAGUGAGAAUUCAUUGGCGUAGACCUCGUUGCCCAAUGUAGGCGUUCCCGUAAUACAGCAAGGAUGGGGAACCUGGUACCCUCCAGAUGUUGUUGGACUUCUGCUCCCAUCAGCCUGAGCCAGCAUGGUUAGCUGUCAGGGAUGAUGGUGUUGGAGUCCAACUUGGUCUGGAGAGCUGCAGCCUACAGGUUCCCUAUCCCUGCAUCCCUGCAUUAGGAGGAUCAUUAACAUGAGAGAAUCUUACCUGAGCAGGUUCCUCAGAUGAGUCAUGAAAGAUUUGUGUCAAAAUGACUGCUUUAAGUGGGAAAUGAUUACUCUUCUCCCCUACUGGCUAGGUUUUGCUACCUUGUUUACCAGCCAGCCUAUUUCUCAUACUACUUUAGAAUGUAUUAAUUUGCUCCGAGAUGGCUGCUCUAAGUACAGCAAAGGUUUGUAGAUGAUGUUGAGUUUCUCCGUCCCUCACACCUGCUUUUUAAUACCUUAUUUUCCACCCUUGGAAAAUGCCUUCUCGCCACCUGGUCUCUAAUGUUCAUAACUGAGUUGUUUACAAAAUGCUCACAGUUUGUUGAAUAUAGCAAAAGGACUCCUGAUACCACAAUAAGCGUUCGCUUCUGUUCUGUGGCAGCUGCAUUUUUAACAGCACUUUGCAUUCCAGGAGCUAAUAUGCAUUUCUGAGAACAGACAGAUAGAGAAAUGCCUGGUAAUUACUGUCUCGCUUUUGAAGCCUCCACCACGAUAUACUACAGUACUAGAGUACAUUAUACAGAUUUAGUGCAGUGGUAGAUGCCAAGCACAAUAAACAUUUUGCAUUCUGGAAGGUAUCUGAAUGCUGAAUAGGUUCGUUUUGUUCCUUCACCUUUCCUACUCUACAGCUGCUCCAUGUGCCUGAAAAAACCCACAUCUGAUUGUUCUGCUGAUUUUGUUCAUAUCUAAAGCAAGUGGGGAACAUAUUCCCUGAUGGGAGCCCAGCUCCUCUUUUUGUCCUGGAAAUAUAUACAUGUUAAUAACUUGAUCCUAAACAUGUCUACUUGGAAGUAAAUUCUGAGCUCUGUGGGACUGAUUUCCUAGGUGACGUGCUUGGGAGGCAGUAUGGUGUAGUGGUUAGAAUUCUGAACGAGGACCUGGAAGACUAGGGUGCAAAUCCCCAUUGAGCCAAGAAGCCCACUGGGUGACCUUGGGCCAGUCACUAUCUCUCCCUGCCUAACCUACUUCAUGAGACUGUUGUGAGGAAAAAAUGGAGAGGGGGAGAAGUUUGUAUGCCACCUUGAGUUCCUUAGAGAAAAUAUUAAGCAAUAGUGAUUUAAAAACCAAGGGUGUGACAUUACUCCAGCAUAGUUUCUAGUUUUAUGAUAUACAGUUUACUUGUGUGUGAAUGCAGCUUAAGUACCCAUAUUCAGUGAGAUAAAUGUUGGUUCCCCCACACUUCCAAAAUAAUAUUUUUUACAAGUGUAUGCACAGUGGUCUGUGAGAUUUCCUAUUAUCUGCAGCAGUACAUUAAAGAAUUACAGCUUUUCUCCCUCCUCAAGUUAUCACUUUUGCGUGAGAGGAAUUGCUUGCUAUUCCCAUGAAGGCAGCGUUUAAUGGCCUGCAUAUACCGUGGCCAGCUGCCUUUACAUUUUCAUUUUUAAUUACAGCGCUUUGCAGGCUUUUGGGUUUAUUGAUUUCUUUACUUCUCUCCCCCCCCCCAGCCUCCUAACUGUGAAUCCCAAGUGCUGUCUCCUAUAAGCCAUUUGACUCCCUAGCACAGCUUCUUUGCAUAAAAGGAAUAAUGUUUUAUUUCUACAGCCAUGAAUUUUGAUGACAAUGAGAAGGCAGCUGAUGCUCCACAAUAUUAACUGGAGGGCUGUGUGCUGUGUGUAGCAUGUUAGGCUCUGUUCAUGGUAAGAAUUGUGCAGUGCGGUUGGUGCAGUCCCCCAAUAUAUAAUGUUGCUUUGUUGUUCAGUAAUUUUCACUGAUUUUACUGCCCCUGAUUUUACUGAUGACCCGUGCACCUAAGAGCUUGCUCAGAUCACAGCUGCUCAUGUCAAGGGUAUCGUAAUAAGAUCAUACCUGAACUGUACACACUGGGUUGAUCGAAUGUCAUGGAUUACCUCCAAGGGAUUAUAAGAAUUAUAGCUUGGUGAGGGCGAUGGAACUCUGUGUAAGGCAGUGGUGGGGAAUCCAGAGGUUGUUAAACUCCCAUUAGGCAUAGCCACCAUGACCAGUGAUUGGGGAUGAUGGGAGUUGUAGUGCAGCAACACUGCCGUCAAAGCACAUCAGUGCUGUUAUAGGGAUGGAGGAGAAUUUUGCUCUGUCUGCAUUUUUAAGUGCAUUGAUUUAAUUCAUACCUCUGAGAUGAAUACACAGAUCGGAAAAUAAUAGCCUUCAGAUUUUUCACUUCUUUGAAUUUUUCAGAUACAAUGCCAAAACGCAUACUUCAGUAAUUUUUAUACAUUUACUGCGGCAAAUGCCAGUGUAAUCAUGCCACGAAAAGCCUCAAAUUUGUAGUCUAAAUGCUACUUUAGAUUAUGAAGCCUGUCCUGUCAACUUGAUUUCCAGAAGGAUUUUACCUUUGCGGAUGGUUGGUGUGUGUGUGUGUGUGUGUGUGUGUGUGUGUGUGUAGCAGCUCCAAAUGAGACACUAACAAGGGAAUGGAUGCUGAAUAUCUAUGGUGUCCAUGGUUAUGGGGUGUAUGAAAGACUAGUAAUUGCUUCUUUAUCUGUAGUUAUGUAAAAUAUGUGUAUCGGAUGUUUAACAUGACCCCUAUUAGGUUUUAAAGACAUUUUUUGUGAGAUAAUGCAAAUUUCACCAUGUAUUUCUAUGUAUUCUGAAAUCCUGAUUGUUCAGUUUGUGAAUUCAGCCUUUAGAUAUCUUGGCUGUCUCCCCCCUCCCCUUAUCCCUCCACACAUUUUCUCCAUCUUUAAAACUUCAAAAUGCACACAUUGAAUGAACCUGUUGAUUGCUAUUGAACCCAUGUCCUAAUUUUGGUUCAAUUUAUUUUUCCUCCCUAGACUGCAAGUACACAUGUCACCAGGAAUGCAGAAGCCUCAUCCAGCUGGAUUGCAGCCAACAGGAAGGGCAGACUCGCAGCAAACCUUCUCCAGAAAAUACCUUAACACAAAACUACAGCCAGGUAUGAACUGCAGUGUCCCCAUGAUGCUUAAGGAAGAAAAUGGAACAAAGUGAUUUGCAUCUCUGGAAGCCAAAUGGUGCCAGCAUGCAGGAAGAGCUCAUUGACAGGUUUUUGCACACUCACUGUGAAUGGUAUCUCAGCAAAGCAAGGGGCCUCUAAUUUCUGCCUUUCCCAUAUCUGUUUGCUGGGCUGGCGUUUCUUCAGAUAGAUAAGGCAGUGCUUCUGAAUGAAGCAAUCCUAAGGCUUGCCUUCACAACAAAUAGCCUUUCUAUGCUUAAGAUUACACAUAAGGUCAAGUCAGACAAUUGGCAUCUUACCUGCUGUAGCACCUCCUGUUUUAGAAGCUAAGUACUAGUGUUAAUGUGAAAGUAAGUAGGAUUCAUCCUGUUACAUUGGUAGCCCAGGUAUUUUGUUUCAUGGGUCAAGCAGCAUGCAGAGUAAUAAGAUCAAGAAUCAUUCCAUUGCUCUUGCAGCAAUCUGGUAAAAGUAGCAGGAUGUAUUUCUGAAUGUCUUUUUGUCCUGCAGUAAAACUAAUAGGGCAAGUUGCCCUCAUACAGGGUGUUGAUCAUGGCAAUGGGCUCCCACUGUAAAAUCUCUGCUCUAAACAGAGGGUUUUUGAGGUCGGCCUGUCAUUAAGAGGUGUGCACACCACAUGUAGAUUUCUCUUGAGAUUGCACUCUCCUAAAAUGCAGUCCCAAAGCAUCCUUGCUAUAAUGGAGAAUGCAGCACUUUUCUAAUGGGGAUUCAAGGAUUAAAAAUACAUGAGUCAUUGGAACGAGGGAGAUGGAAACAUAAAUUGGAGCUUUAGACAUUGCCCUCUUCUAUUCCUUGGAGCUGAGUAUAGCCUGCCCUUUUCUUCAUCUGUGGCAGGCCUUGCUGAAAAUGAAUUUCUUGCCUCAUGGGAAAUGCCAAAUCUCUCAUACCACUUUUCAUGCAGUAUCAGUCUGAAAUAUUCAAGUUUUGAUCUUUAAUAUUCUGUGUAUGGGAAACCCGAAGCCUUUUGUUCCUGUGUCCUUUCUUUUGUGUGUGUUUUGUUUUACUGUGAACACAAGGAUCUUCUGCUCUGUGAUUUCAAUGCCUUUCAGUGGAGUUUGGGCAGGAGAAAGUUAUGGGCGUGUGCCUAAUGCAGCUGAAACUAAACCUUUCCGCCCUUCUCUGUAACAAAUUGCUUAUCUCAUAUUCUGUUGUGAAUAUCCAGCAUGUCCGAUACAGGCUUUCGUGUUAGCUUGCUUGCAUACACAUACUUUGUGAUGUGGAUAAAAUGUGCAUUUUCAGGGUUGUUUCGCAGAUUCUUCAAAGGAAGUGUUUCUCCUCUCCCUGCCAGUGGCAAAAGUAUUCUCCACUCUGGUUUAAAUGGCAUAUCUACAUGAUCAAUGCCAAAAAGGCACUUGGUCUUCUUUGCACAAAGCACCUCUCCAGUCUUUUAUCAUCACACCCUGAAGAAGUUCUAACUCCAGUGGGAAAUUUUUAAUUCUUCUUUUACAACAAAUAGCAUCUUACAAACCGAAGAGCAGAGUGCUAUGUCAAGAAAGCUUUUCUAUGAGUACAAAUAGAAUGUCAUUGCCAUGCCUGUAGUAAUUUGUUGUUACCCAGGCAUUCUGAAAAAAGCAAUGGAAUAAUCUCCAAUGUGGCAUAAUUUGUCUAACGUAGUUGUCUGUUGAUUUUGUAUGGCCCUACAUGUGAAAGCAACCCAGCUCUGAGUUGUUGCUGCACCUCUUGAAAAGGGUAGUGACAUCUUUGAUUGGUACUCAAUCUGGGAUAUACCUGCAACUUUAAAAAUCUGUUCUGGUUAGCAGUAUUUGCACUCACACUAAGCAUUUCUGCCCUUUAAUGCAAGGAUGGUGAACCUGUGUCCCUUUAGAUGUUAUUGGCCUCCACCUCCCAUCAGCCCCAGCCAGCAUGGCCAGUGGUUAGGGAUGAUGACAGCUGUAGACUAACAACAUCUGGAGGCCUACUGUGCUCUAAUGGAGAAAUCAGUGGAGCUAAAUGUAUUUAUUUAGUUUGGUAUAUGAAUUUAGAGCAAACUGAAGUGAAAAGUCAUCUAGUAGGUUUUUGACAGCAGCUGUGCAACCCAAUUUUGAAAACACUUGAGGUAUCCCCCCAGAAUAUCCAGCUUUUGGCUUGUUUCUAUGAAGUUCAGACAUUAGGAGGGUGUGCACCAGAUUUGGACAAAUUAUUAAUCCCAGGCAGAAGCAUUGCAUUUUGGAAGGAUUCUGGGCUUCUUGGAGGGAAGUGUGAUCCGUAUAAGACACCCUGAACCAAACAAGGGUCCUCAAAGUACCUUGCAACACCUUGGUGAUUCAGACACACACACUCACACUCUGCAGACAACUUGUCUGCUGAAAGCAAUGCUAAUGUCUCUAAACCUUUGCUAUAUAAGGGCAGGGGUGAAGUUUGGUGAGGUUUGAUGGAGGGAAAAUGCCAGUGUGAGAAGGCAGAGGAGGGAGCUCUGCUGUGACAGACAGAUCAGACAGCUUGUGAUCAGAGGGAAUUAUUUUACCAGGACUUUUCAGUCCCAGUCCUUUUUGAGGGAUGAUGAUGGUGGGAUGUUGAAGUAAACGAUAUUGGUGCGUUUGCUCUUUCACAAGUUUGGAUGGAUUUUUCCAAUUGUCACUCCAGCUUAAAUCAAAAUAUUUUGCUUACCUGUCUGUGUGCAGUGUUAUGUGGGGCCCUUACCUAACACCAUUGAAUCAGUAUCCACAAACAAAAAUGAUAGAGGAGGGGAAGCAAAUCCCUCUUAGUUUCCCUCCCCCCACCAUCAGUGCUAAGACACGAAGGAUGUAGAUUGGAGGGGGGUAUCAAUCAUAGCUGUCAACCUUCCCUUUUCUGGCGGGAAAUUCCCUUAUUCCAGCGCCGUUUCCCGCUGCUAUCCCGGAUUGUUAGAUAUCCUGUAGACUGUUCCCGGGACAGGUGAGGCUGCUGAUCCCUUAUUUUUGAGGCUGCUGAUCGCUUAUUUUCAAAUCUGAAAGUUGGCAGCUAUGGUAUCAAUGGCUACCCAGGAUGGAAGGCCUGGAAGGCUCUGCAUACAGAAAAAUAGCCCUGUAGGAGGUAUGGUCUGUGAGUUGAGUGCUACAGCAACUGAGAUUAUUUAAGUAAAUCUGAAGUGAAAUGAAACUCAAAUGGAUUUCCCCCUCCAGCUUUGAUACCAAACCAUGUCCCUGACCAAAAGCCACUGAACAGAACCAGAACCAGUGGUGGUGGGUAACUAGGUAGGUCACAGAAUUGUUGCGUGUAAAGAAGCCUGACCUAGAUGCCUGAACUGAGCGUGACUUCUCCCUCAGGAAAUACUCAUCUAAAGAUGAAUUCUCCCAUGUUGACGUUGUUGCUUCAGAAAUGUUCUGAACAGUCUGAUUGGAUUAUGCUGGAGAAAGUGACAAACUGUAAACCCUGGGUGCUUGUGUUUAGGCGUCAGGUAAGCCAUGGCUAAUGGUUCACUGCAAAUGUACAGAUUAUUCCUCCUCACUCGUGAGCGGGAUCCAUCAACCACAUCCUUGACUUAAUGUUAUACAUGAACUGGGGAUUCUGUUUUGUUUCACUUGGCAAGCCGAAAACACACCUUGGUUUCAGAUUGUACUUCAUAUGGAGCAAAACAAACCAUAGUCCCUGGUUCGGAUAUCAUGCUAAGUCAACCAUGGUUUGUUGCUUCUGCUCACUAGCAGAGAUAAGCAAAAUGCGAGUGUCCUGCAUGUGCAUGGUGAAUCAUUAACCACAGCUUAAUGUGACAUGUGAAUGCCUUCUGUCUGUCAAUCUCAGUAUUGUCCACCCUGACUAGCAGUAACUUUUUCCAGAUAACAGAUAGAGGCCUAUCAACUUAUCCUUCUUGCUAGAGAUGCCAGGGGUGGAAUCUGUGGCCUUCUGCAUGUAGAAAACAGGUGCUCUAUCAUUGAUCUAUAUGCUGCCCACUCUGAUCCAUACACACAUUUUUCUCAUUUAUGCUCAAAAGUAAGCCUUCACUUAUAUAGUAAUAUCCCAGGGCUUGAUUUUUUUAGACCUCUCAUGCUGGUGCUAGGAUUUAUCUUCUUUUUCCCCCGAGUUCAUGCUCCAUAGCUGAGACUGUAAAAACACUACAAACAUGCAGAGAGAUGGGUUAUAAAAAGUGACCUGUGGGUUAAUUGUUUAUUAUAUUUAUAUUAUGCCUUUCCUCCAAGGAGCUCAAAAUGACAUACAUUGUUCUCCUGCUUGUCAAUUUAUUCUCAUAACAACCCUCUGAGGGUUUUUCUUGGCUGAAAGACAGUGAUUGACACAAGGUCACCCAGUGAACUUCAUGGCAGAGUGAGUGGGGAUUUGAGCCCCCUGGUCUUCUAGAUCCUAUUCCAACGCCUUACCCACUAGGCUGCACUAUAUAUGUCGGAGCCUCCAUUUGUGAAAGUCACGUAUGUGGCUUGUUCAUAGAGCCAGAUUUGUUGCCAGCUAGAGAGACUUGGAAGCUUGGCCUUAUAAGGCCUCUUAAAUCUUCAGAGAUAUAGACAUGCUAAGUCACAUUUGAACAAUUUGCUUUCAGGCUCAGUCUCCUCAUCCAUAAAAUGGGAACAGUGGUGACCUGCCUCCAUAGAGAACAAGCCAAAUAAAGACUGUAUAACAUAUUGUGCAUUGAAAAGUCUCUGAGUGCUAGAGUGGAAGAUACUGGCUUUGGAUCUUGCAAACUUCUGCAUGUGCUUUGGGGUCCAAGAUGCUGAAAUGGAAUGAAAAAUAGCCAUGUGUUUGAUGAGAAACUUAUGGACAUGAUACUGCCUUGAAGGGGAGCUAUUUCCGUGGGAGAAAAUGUUUCAAUUGCAUAAAUUUUAGAGGCCCUGCACUCCUCAGUCAAGUUAGAUGUUGACUCACCUUCUGACAGGCAGCUCUUAUUUUUCGCUGUACACAGUAGCUAAAUGUUUUACCCAGAAGCAGCACUUGGGGGAGCUGGAAGGCAAAUGAAUGUAGUUGCAGGCAGGUAUAGCUUAAUGAGGAAGGUAUUGUACACUGACAAAGGUGUCUUGGCAGCACUGGGGAGCAAAGCAGACUUUUGCAAAACAGCUUUUGCAAAACCACAGAGAAAAGUCACCUCACUAGUUUCUAUUGCAUGUACUGGCAUUUGGAAUUUUCCCAUUUGAUGUUGAGCAAACCUCAGAAUGCAUCAUUGGAGUUCAGCUGUUUCUAUAGUAUGACUGCUUGAAUCUUCCACUCGACUAGACAAUAGGUGGCUAUCCAUUGAUAUGUCCAAACGCAAAGUUGUCAACAUCUAAAAGAUACUUAGCCUGUAAUCGAAACCCCCUUUUUGCCAGGCCGGGGUGGGGGGUUAGGAAUGGAUUAGGCAGAGGCGUAGGAAGUACUCCUAGUGAGGUCCCCAGCGACGUUCUGGGGGUGGGUAGAGGGAAGGACUGAGGCAGACUGGGAGAGUCACUGGAUCCUGAUCCAGCCCCACUGUCAUCCCUUGAUGGUAUCGGAAAUGUUCUCAGCUUAAUCACUUGAUGAAAUAUACUCGGAGUCGAGAGCGGAUUUCAUGCUCUUUAUUCAGCUCAUAGUGGUGAGGAGGAAUGGAAGUUCCCCCAGGAUGUCUGCUUUAUAUACAUUAUUUACACAAUGAGCCCCAUGUGAUUGGCUAAUUCCGGGAUUCUCCUGUAGGCCAAUCAGGUUGUGGAUUCACUUCCACCUGGAGCUGGAUUGGGUGGCUUCUGUGGACCAAUCAGACUGCUGCAUUCUGAAUCCUAUUGUUCUAGGGCCCAUCAGACUGCUGCAUUUUGGAUCCUAUUCAACUCAGUACAUAACACUUGAUUUGCCUGCCCCCCUCCCCCCUCCUUCCACCCUGGCCAGCAUAGGCAGUGGGGGCAGUGGGGGCUCUGCUCCUCCAUCAUGCUUCGCCACUUCCUGGCCAGGGAUUGGAUUGUUCUGUCAGGGGCGGCCACUUGGUUUCAGUGUGUAAAGGUGCAUUGCUGUAUAAGUUGUUACUUCCUGCUAGUGUUUGAGAGGGACUUAAUUAUGAGGCAGGCUUAUAACUAAAAACCAGCCUGUAGAGCUAGAAAUACCCUUCAUUUCAGUUUCACCUGUGUCUUGCCAAAUUCUGUAAAUUUGCACUUUUCUAAGAGAAUCUUUGGCCUGCCAUAGUUUCUGUUGAGGGUGUUUUAACUAAUCCUCUGUUGGGUCGGUCAGAUAAUUUUUUUAAAAAACUUUAUUUGAUGUUUAUGUUCUGGAUAGAAUGUGGAUGGUGGUACUAAGGCUACGAUUGAUGGGCAUGUUUAAUUAAUGGAAUACUGGACAAUACCGGGAUGUUAAAAUGUACUGUUUUAAGUCCCGAUGGGAUCAGAAUGAGAAGGGCAAGCUGUAAGCUAUGGAAGCAGUAGGAAGAUCCAUUUUCUUUCCUAUUGUAUUUAUAUCAUACCAUGUCUUUCCUGCAAGGAACUCAAAGUGGCAUUCAGGAUCCCCUACUUUCCCAUUUUAGCAUCAGAGCAACCCUGAGAGGUACGUCAGGCUGAGAGAAGAUGACUGUCCCAAGGUCAUCCAGUGAUCUUUAUGGCUCAGUGGGGAUUUGAACCCACAUCCCACAGGCUCUGAUCCAGCACUCUAUAUCUACUCCAUAAUGUGCACUGGUUAAUCCAUAUACACAAAGGGGGUAGUAUCUUGUGUGCUAUUUUCUUGCCUGAAUGUUGCUGAAUAUACAACUGAAAAAAAAUGAAAGAAUUAUUUUUGGUUCCCCUGCUCCUCCCCACAUUUUACUAAUAGAUCUGGCACAUGGGAAGCUGAAUCUGCUGCCUAUCAUAUUGACAUGUCCCGUCUCAAUGCCUGCUGUACUCCCCCAUGUCUGUUUUCCAGUCUGUAUCCAUCUGCUUUAUUUCAUACUAUAUACUGUAAGACUUGCCUGGGACAACAAGAACCAUCUUGUGUGUUGGGCUGGUGCUUAUUGCAGCAAUACCUGACUGCCUUAAAGAUCACAGGUAGGAGUGGGAUUGAAAAACCAGAUGCAGUUGUGGCUUGGGAAGGAGCUUCCAGGACAUGUAGAUGCCUUUUAUAGGCAGGCAAUGCCUUUCAGCUAUGUGCAUCUCAUAAUAUUUUAUUACCACUGUGCCAGUUAGGGAUCUUUUUAUCUGAUCAAGCACGCAACGAUUUGUGGAAAGCGGAGGGUUUGAAGAGAAUUGAAUCUGAAGCUGUGGGUGUUUGGAAGCAGAAACAUAAGAUCAGACCUGUACAAUUUUUUACCUAUGACUUGCUUGGGAUUUUUAACCAGUGUGAGUCUCAUAUUUCACCUAAUAUAUCCAUUUGAGAUACUGAGAUUUUCAGGAUAGAUCAAAAAUCUGUUUUCCUUCACUACCACUCUUCCUUGGGCAUACCUAAUUUAAAUUACAAACAUUCACCUCAUAUACUACUAUGCUAGUCUCAAUGUGAUUCACAUCAAUCAAGGUGGUCGGACUUGACUUUUUAAAAUUUAACAUCCCCUUUAGGUAUUUAUAUUUGACUGUGAGAGAGACAGACACAGGUAAAAUUGGCAAUAGAUUUUGUUGUUGUUGAGUUUCACUGUGUAGAGCCCAUCCGGCAGAGUGGAUGUCAAGUUUAUUUGAUAGUUGUCAGAACAGCUAAUGACAAUUAUCUCCAAUAAUCAAAAGUUCAUUAAUAUGGUAUCAGAUUUAUUCUACAAGUAUGGCCAAGAGAUUUAGGCCACAGUAAAGUGCAUACCUUGGAGUAAGUCCCAUUGAAUUCUAUGGGGCUUACUUCUGAGUAGACACAUAUAGGAUUGCAGUGAAGCUCCUAAAUGGGCAGCUUGAUGACUCCACCUCUAUUUCUAAGUCAUCAAAUAUGGAUUCACCUCAGACAGUCAGUUCUUCUCAGGAAGACGAGAAUAUCCAUUAAAAGUACAUUAUCAUUCUGCUGACACAGCAAGAUCAAAUAUUAAGCGCUGAGUUGGUGUGUCAGGAUGUGCCUGAGAUCACAAUACAGAUUUCAGAACAUCUGUAUUAUUGACUGUACCUAAAGCAAUAUCAUGAGCUACCGGUAUGUUGUCACUUCAGAACAUUGGUUGCAGCUAUAAAUAAUUGACUUAAGUGUAUUGUAAUCUUUGCUACUACUAAGAAAAAUUCUCUUCAACAAUAAUAAGCUGAUAGCAGAAGGCUAAAUUUGUCGUCCCUUUCAACUGAAUGAUAUUUGAGCUUCAACUGCUGAUACGUUUUUGUUUGUUUGUUUUUUAAAAAACUGUACAGUUUUAGUGAUUUAAAUUGACUCAUUGGCCAAGGUAAUGAGUGUCACUUUCUGUCAUGGCUUUUGCUGUCACUAAGAAUUACACCAGUAAUUUCUAUUAAGUCACUUCAGUCAACUAAUCUAUUUACAGCCUGUUCACAGGUCCUUAUGUGAUCACUGAAAUCAGUUGGUCCUGGCAAGUAUUAACCGCUCUCAGUCUUAACCUGAUAACUGCCAUUUGUCCAGAUUUUAAUUUGUCUGAAUUAAUUUGAAGAUGUAUUUUAAUUAAUUGAUGCCUGUUUUUAUGUGUACUGUGUUGUUUAUAUGAUGUUAGCUGCUCUGAGCCUGGCUCCAGCCAGGGAGGGCGGGGUACAAAUAAAAUUUAUUAUUAUUAUUAUUUAAUUAAUCGUACAUGUUUACCUUGCCUUCUUUUGAAGACUGGGGCAAGUAAUGUAUGAAAACUAUAAAAUGAAAUUGUUGGGUUUUUUUUAAAAAAAAGUUUAAAUGGCUCAACCACCCAGCCAUUAUACAUCAGACUGAGUCAAGUGGUGCUACAUCACUUCUGGAAGAUGCCGUAAUGAUGCCAGACUUUCCAGAGUAUUAUUAGCCUAGAGAAGAGUCAUCAAGAAUGCACAUCAUUCAGCACCUUCAAGCUCACUACUCAGCACUUCCAUGAAGCAGCUUCUCUCUGAUAACCAGCAGUGGUCAAAGUCAGGGCUGGUGAACGUAUGCCUCUCCAGAUGCUGUUGGACUCCAACACCCAUCACUCCUAGCCAGCAAUACCCAUUGGUGAGGGAUUAUGGGAAUUGUUGUCCAUCAACAGCUGGUGAACCACAGGUCCUUCAUCCCUGGCCUAUGUAAUGGGGUGCAUCUGCCACAAUCAAUCAGGAGGGCAAAAUGGGAAAGGACCCCUAUAUGUAAGGUCUGUCAUUGCCAGAAGGCAAGCAAUGAUGUGUAAGUUGACAGUAGGUUGUGUGCAUGCUCUUCUGUGUAGCAAGACCAAGGAAGAUGGUGGCUCAGCGCUGGGCACUAAACCUGGUUGCUAGAGUCACUGAUGUGAAAUUCAUAGCAGUCUACAGUUCACCAUUAACAGCAAUCUGGAAAAACAUAUAUGUACUGACAGUUUUCCUGCCCCAACAUGACAUUUCUUUCAGGUUAUUUAUCUCCUGUAAUUUUGUCUCAAUUUUUCAGCAGUAAUGGUUUAUGUCAAAAUCCAUUAUACCAGGACUAUUAAAUUCAUGGUUUUCUACAGGUUUUUUUUCCACCUUGGACUCAUUUUAUGUAGAUAGCUGGUGCAGCAUAAUCUCAGGGACACAGUAGUUGUGAAUUGGUGUGUGUGUGUGUGUGUGUGUGUGUGGAUGGAUUGAAGGAAGGAAGGAAGGAAGGAACGAGAGAGGGGAGGGAUCACAGCUAAAGACCUGACACAUGGCCAUCCAACCUUUGUUUAAAGAACCUCCAGUGAAGGACAGUCCACCACUUUCUAAGGAUGACCAUUCCACUGUCAAACAACCCUUACCAUCAGAAAACUAUUCCUAUUAGUCAAAAUCUCAUUUCUUGUAAUUUGAUUCCAUUGGUUUAGGUCCUACCUUCCUGAGCAACUGAAAAGAAGCUUGGUUUAUCUUCCCUGUGACAUCCCUUCAGAGUAUACACCCUGAUGGAGUCUGAUACUUCAGGUGCUUUGUGGAUUUGUAAAUUCUAAUUCCAUCUCAAAUGAGGCUAAGAAAAGCUUCUCAUAUAUUUUGAGCUCACACUGUAUUCUGCAUUUUUGUUCAGUUCGAAAGUUCAGACCUGGCAAUCAUUCUGAAAAGCAAAGAGAGACUGUGCGAGAACCUAAAUUUAGACAUAACCAACUGCUUGCAACGGGAUUUUUGUUUUGUUUUUUGCUUCCUAUUCCUUUCCUCCCUCCCCAAAGCUAUGCGUUAAAAUAAAAAUUUUAAUAGAACUACCAUUGAGACUUGAAUUGUUUUGACAGCACAGGGGAGCCAUAUACAUACAUAUGCAGAGAUUCUGGUGUGUUUUCCUAGCAUAUCAGAGAUUCUUCCCAAGCAGAAUGUGUAUUAAAACGGCCUGUUUCAUCUUCAGGGUGACAAAACAGUCAAUACAUUAUUGAUGGUCCCAAUAAUAAAAACACAGGCAGUGAGGCAUUCCCAUUCAUCAUUUUGACACUUCCUUGGUGUGCUGCCUGGUCCAGCCCAUGAGGGAGGAGCCUUCUUUGCCAAAUGUACUCUAGGAAGGAGGAAAUGCCAGCAGCUUCAACAAAUGCAGAGAGUCCAUUUCAGGGGGUGAAUGGUGCAAAUCAGGCUUUAUUUCCUAUGAUGGCUAGUUUAAGAAACCUUGAGCAGCAAGACUGUGCCUUGUUUUCUGUCGUCCAUUUUGCACCAACUCAUUGGUGCAGUGACCAACUCAUCCUUGUCAGAAGAUAUGAAACUUGCUCUCUCAUAUCUGCAUAUUGUUCUGAUGUACAGCCUAAUAUUAGCCGGUGUUCUGUCCUUGAUCAAAGACCUGAAUAAAUCAAGAUUCAUUUCCAUUCAAACUCUCAGGGAGAAGACUUUUACGGAUUAACAUUGUCCUAUUAUAAACGUAUGCCUUGCUUCCCAAUUUUGUACAGCUGUCCAGUGAUAUAACAUAGGAACUUGUUUGCAACUGAUGAUUACAGUGCAUUAAUUUCCUUGCCUUCCUAUAAAAGAAAGUAUGUUAGGCAAUUCUGUUUUUAUAUAAUAGUAUUAUGUUCACCCCAUGUUUCCAAGAGAUAUGAGAAGUUUGGGGGCACAACACUUGUCUGGAUUUGAUUUGAUUCCUUUGGAAUGAGGUUACUGUAGGCUUGCAACAUUCUGUAGUAUGAGAAUUUGUUCACAAAUGUACAGUUUGAGCAUAGGUCUGGUUUAAGGAGGCAUACCCUAAACCAGAGUUCACCAACAGGAUGCAGACAGCCAAACUCCCCCCCCCCCAAGUUAUCUAGGAGAGAGGCAGUGUCAGGGGCAGGAGCCAGGAGCAGGUCAGUAAUAACUCACACAGUGUUGGUGAAGUUAACUCUUAAUUCAAAGAAACAAACAGCUCAGGAGGCCAAGCCUAGAGAGCACAGGAGGUCUUCCCAGUAGCUCUUGCCCCAACAAGGUAGUUAGGAGGACUGGAGGUUCUCACCUUCCCACACCUCCAUAAGUCUCCUCCUCCCCCAGUUCAUUCCCAAGCAAUCUGAGGCUUCUUUGUCUUGUCUGUCUUUGCUCCACCCUUUUCAUACCUCUCCAGAUUCUGUUAGACCAGGAGGGAGGGGAGCUAGUCACGGCAAGGGGGGAGGCAGCUUGGCUUCUUCACCAGCCUGACUCAUUUCUUCCUCUUGCCCCCUCCUCCUCCCCAGCUGCCUCUUCUGCCUCUGAUUUUGGACUGUCACAGCUUCUUCCUGCUCACUAAACCCUGUCACCUCUUCAGCUUCCAGCACCACCACCUUCAUCUGUUCCCUUUUCUCCCCCUGACCACUCAUUGUUGUCCCACCAUCAAUCCCCUGGCUCUGAGCCAUCUUCCCUUAAGAGUUUCCUUGGGGAUUCACCAGCUGGUGCCUCCCACCACCCCUCUGCAUCCAGCCAGUCCAUGACAGACAGAUCUUCCUUCCCAUGUUUCCUUUUAGUUUUUCUAUGCCUCACUCUUACCUGAACUAUAGUCUGUCCUUUUUAUUCUCUUCCAUAGACUUAAAUUCCUUGGUCCUUAACUGGGUGUGGUAGAAGGCAUUCCCACUUUCAGGUAUUUCCUAGAAGAAUUAAGCUACUGAGAGCAAUCAUCCUGUCUGGGGUAGGACUACUGGGUUUCCCCAUAUUGUAGUUUGGGUGCUCCAGUGUAUAAUAUCACGGUAAAUGUAAGUGCUGUCAGGAAAGUCAGCUGGAGUUUCCACAGCAAAUGAGUAACAGCUGUGUGUUUACUGCACUUCUAUAACUGAUUGAUUGCCUGGAAAGGCCCUUGUGGUCCCAACUCAGUCUCAUCAUUUCAACUGAAAACAGAUUUAGUCCCACUGAUGCCAACUGGAGUAAAUCAGUGAGAGAUUGUGCCACAUUGUCGGCUUUGCCAGCGCAAGAGGAUCUGAUGCUGAAGAGCUGUUGGAAAACCGGUACUUGAAAUAUGAGCAAAAUUAUGUGUCCUGAGGGCGAGCCGACAGGCCUUGCUCGGGUGUUCCCCUCAACGCACAAAGACUUUAUGCAUGGAGAUGUGGGGGUGGCAUGCAGGCCCCACCCUCCAGUGUUCCUUGGUGUGUAGGCUUCAGAGGCAGCUCCCAAAUGUGGAGAUCAGCAGAAUACACUUGGAAACCCUCUUCAGACAUUAAGCAUGCAUACGUCUGAAGAGGAGCUCAUAUCCAGGAAUGUUGGAGGCAGGCCUUGUGUGCAGGCCUCCUGUCUCCCUCUACAUAUAAAGCCUCCACAUUUUCUGACAAACACUUCAACAAAGCUGCAGGCAUGUUAAAGUUUGGUGAAAGGGAUUUUGAACACCCGUAUGCAGCAUCCUGAGGCAUUUGUUUUGAGGGUAGAGAAUGUGUUAAAACCACUUCCACUUGUGAUAAUACUGUAUGUUUCUCUUCACCCAAAGUUUCAAAGCUUCUUUUGAGUCUGGUUUCACGUGUUCUUAAGAGCAUAAGAAGAGAAUGCUAGAUCAGGCCAAUGGCCCUUCUAAACCAACAUCCUUACAGUGUCCACCCAGAUGUCUAUGGGGAAUCUGCAAACAAGCCCGUAACACAGGGGCCCUCUCCCUUCCGGUAGUUUCCAGCAACUGGUAUUCAGAAACAGUACUCUGACUGUGGAAGCAGAACAUAGCCAUUGAAGCUAGUAGCCAUCAAUAGCUCUUUCCUUCAUGAAUUUGUCCAGUCCUUUAAAAAAAUAUAUCUCUAAGUUGGUAGCCAUCACUGCAUUGUACUUUUUUAAAUCUGUCAUGAAUCUUCCAGCAUUUUAUGAGGGUGAUAUAGAUUUUUACACAGUUGUAAUUGUCUGAUUUAGGACUCUCCUUAAUCUGUAUUGCUGGAUAGUGGUGUGUUCUGCCUACCAGCUGAAGUAUGAAAAAGGUUUUUUGCAGAGGUGUUUUUGCAGUUGUCCCAAGGUAGUAGAACAGUAGAAGUGAUGGUUGGUAAUGUAAAUAACUUGGAGGACAUGGUCAUACAGAGAAAGCUGAAUGCCAAAAAAAGAAAAUUCCUCAAUCAUUCAGCUGCUGUGAACCAUAUUGAUUUCAGAGGGCUUAAGCAUAUUUAACCCAAUGUUGGAUUGUGGCCCAGGCCUAUGAACAUAUUCUGUGCUAUGUCUACUCAUCUCUCAAACUGAAAAGUUGAUUUAUUUUAGCAGCUCUGAAACUUGAACCCUGCUUUUGAACUGUUGUUUGCAGCUUUCAUGCUUAUUGGUGCCUGGGACUUUCUUUUAUGUAGCUAUUUGAUCUCAUGGAUGGCAUGCAUGCGCUACUUAAAAUUUACCAUCUAAAGAUGGCAACCAUAAUCCAUCCUUCAGAAACAAAGGCUUUCACUGGUGCCCCUAGGCUGGCGCCUCAGACUCUGAGCUUUCAUUAAAACAAACAAGCAAACCCUAAUUCUCUAGCCCUCCUAGAAAGAAAGUUUAGGGGGCAAAACUGUUCGUGUACCUUCUAAGUGAUUUCUGUGAAAUGAGAGUGUGGUGAGGAAGGCUCCCUAUUGCUACUAGAAGGUGGCAGCAUCAGUGUGUGUAAAAUCAGGAUUGUGCAAUCUCCACAAUCGGGACCAGCGGGACAUCGCUGACUUCCUGUGGAAAACACAAGGUUGUUGCUGGUGGCUGUCUCUCUAAUUUUGUUGUGCUACAUUCCCCAUGGCAACCAUUUGACGUUAUGCCAUUCCCCUGCUGCUCUACAACUAUUUUGUGACUUGCACCCUUAAUACUCUCAAAAUUUGAAAUGUGCCCACUGGUUUACUUGCUGUAUGGAGUGAUAAUCAUAGCUGGAAUUGGGAAGGAUUGUUUUGCCUUCUGCAGUAUUAUGUGGCUCUUAACAGCUUGGCUCUCUUGCUGUGAGUGUUUGGAUAUUUCAUAUUGCUCAGGAGUGCUGAACCUGUGGCCCUUCGGAUGCUUUUGGAUGGCAGCGCCCAUGUCCCUUGGCCAGCUUGGGCAAUGAAGAGGGAUGGUGGAAGAUGUGUACCAGCGAAGUCUGAUGGGCCCCAGGUUCCCCACCCCUGCUAUAGUUGUUGCUUCAUCCUCAUAUCUUAAUAUGGCUUGUAGUUGGGAUACACUAUCCCAUAAGAUGGUUGGUGUACAUGUGGCCCUAGUGCACUAACCAUACUGUCUUUGUGAAGCACUGCAAUUGGGCUAACAUGCUCUUUCUAAUAUCCCACCAUGACAUGAAUUGUGCAGCCUUUUGCAAGUUGUAGAGGUCAUUGAUGUUCAUACACUCUUGCCAAAAUACGAUGUCUUUGAAAGCUGUCACCUUUUAAAGCAUUUUGUCUGCCAUUUUUCUCAUGUUUUUGUUGCAAUUAAAAUUUAAAGAUGGAUUAGCUACAACCUUGAUAUACUUUCAUGGAGAAAAAAUCUUAGUCAUGUUCCAGCGCUGAUUCAUAGAUUUACCAACCUGGAUGUUUGGAAAUGAAAGCAAAGUACCACAUUUUAAGCCUUAAUUUAGUUUUGAGUUAGCUUCUCAUGGUGUAUUCCCAUUACAGCACUGUCUUCAAAUGGCCUUUGCCAAAUUCUGCACAGCUGUUCUGACAGAAAUGUGUACUUCACACAGCUCAUCUUACAAAAUGGAGCUGCUUGCAUACAAGAAAACUUGUGUGAGAGAGAAAGGCAGGCAGUGCACAUUAAACAUGUUAGCAUAUUCAGAUUUUCUAAUUAUGGGAAGCAUACACUUCUGAAAUAGUGAAUUGUUAUCUAAAAUUAUCUGGGUCUACACUGUGAGAGUUUUAAGGCAGUCAGGUGUUUUGUCCAUUAAAAAUGACUUCCUGAAACAUCUGUCUCUUGUCCAGUAUCCAGUCAUAUAGGUAUGUCAUUCUUGGCCCAAUUAACUGUGGAGUUGAUCUGCAUAUGUAUUCCUGCUUCCCUGGAGGAAGCUUUGGAGGCCACAGUCUGAAGCAGAAGACCUUUAUGUAGAAGAGAGGGUUUUUGUUUUGUUUUUACUCAUUCCUCUCUGUUGAUGUUUAUCCUUAAAAUCAUCUGCCAUGAAAGCUUCUUCCUGGCCUACUCCAUCCCCUGCUUUCACAUUUUGGACAGGGACAAUUUUAAGUAAGGUGAAGAAAUCUAUUCAUAUUUUCCACAUCAGACUGCAGCCUGUUCAGUUGCAUUUCGGAAAGAAAGAAAGAAAGAAAGAAAGAAAGAAAGAAAGAAAGAAAGGGUAGGGGAAACUGGCUUUUGGAACAGGAACAUUUUUAACAGAUUCAAUAGGUGAGAGCAGAAUUGUCCCUAAGAAGGCCAUAUUCCUUUUUGCCCAUAGCCUAACCUUAGACAAUGAGUGAGGUUUGGAUCUCCCCUGACUCUGUGCAAAGGCUGGUAAGGGAGAUGAACUUCCUAGAGGGAUUUUUAAAAAAAAUAAUGUGCCUUGAAGUGAAUGGGGAGCCAGCUUAACUGUUUUAGAACUGGCAUAAUAUGCUUGCUUUGGCUUUUCCCGGUAAUUAACAGAUCAGAUGCACUUUGAGCUAAUUAAUGUUUCAGAGAAGCUUUCAAAGGCAACAAACCCCACAAAGGGCACAUUCACUUGUCAAGCCUAGAGGUAACCAAAGCGUAUAUAAAGAAGCUUACUCUGGAAAGGGCACUUUGGACUGCAGCCACCUCUUGGGAAUCCUGCAGCAAUCCUGAGUCCUACACCAGCCCCUUCAAGACUUGCCUGCAUGGGAUUCCUUGACUGAAAGCAUCCCCAAGUCAAGAUUGUGAUGGUCAGGGAAAUGGUUUGACCAGAGGCUUUCUCCAACAUGUGCUAGCUUGGGCCAUUCUGGGAAAUAGUGACAUAGGGGUGUUUUAAAAUGGGUGAUUCCCCCAUGUACAUAUUGAGAUGAUAAAGCUCCUGUCGCGAUUCUUUGGUUUGAUUUUUUCCCUUGCCCUGUAGGGGGCUACAAGAGCAUAGCAUCUCCAAAUGCUAGUUUGGGAGGAAAGAGUGGCUGGGCCCAAAUUAAUAAUAAUUAAUUUGCACACGCUAUUGCGUACUCUGCACCCAGUGCACUCCCACUGCUGGUUUGGGAAGCAGAGUGCAUGCAGAUAAUCCAUACCUAUCCUGUUGUUACUUAUGAAAUAUUGCAUCUUCAAUCCAAAUCGAGUAUAGAACGGCACAGCUGUAUUUUAAGCUGGUAAUUAUUACCAUAAAGUAUACGCAGGUGGUGUUUCUGACCCCCUUCUCAGGGUUUGGUAGAUGGGUUAAGUUUGAAAGAAUGAGGGACAGGUCUGAAAAAAAUCCAGUCUAGCCCCACUUCCUCCACUGACCUAAGGCAAAUGCAUGUGGGGUAGAGGGAGGAAUAGGGGGGAAAGCUGGGUAUUGUCUUCUUUCUCCUUCCUGUCAAACUUGGCACGUCUUUAUUUAGCUUUAUAUGCACACAGCAGAUUUUAAAGCUACCAGGGGAUCUUCACCUUGAUCUGUGACUUUCCCAGCCUUACUCACACAUCACUCUGUGUUCUGGCUACAUGUGGUGGGGAGCAGGACCCCUUGCUGCCUCAGCUGAUGGCAGUAUUCAUAGAUUAAAGGCCUGCAUUUGUACAGUCCAUGCAUCUAGGUCUGAUCCACACAGUUAGUCACAUCUGAAUAUUGCUCAUAUUGCAUCUUGACUUUGCCAAAGUGAGAAGCUUAAUUUGGAUCAUGGACCUUCAUCCUCUACUUCAGUAGCUAUGACUCAUACCAUUCUCCUACAUUGACAGUUGCAUUUAGCUAGAAAUAUGUUUUAUUUAAUUGCUAAAUGCCCAUGCUUUCAUGUUCUGGCUUGAAUAAAAGUCUUUACUUUAGAUAUUUUUAACUUCUAGCUUGGGUCAUUUUGAAACACCUACACUCACCUGCUUGCUGUUCUGGUCUUAAGAUGUGGAGUUAUAAAGUGAUUUCUCAGGAGGCUUGGAAAGGUGACCAACUCUGACUAAUUUGGAAAGGACGUGGGCUGUCAAACUUCAGUUAAUGUGCCACAUACACCUGAUCAGCAUCUUCAGUUUUCUCUUGGGUGUAGCAAACUAUUAGAAGGUGGCAGUGAUUGAAGUGCCAGCAUUAAAACUGAUGACCCUAAUCUGAUUUUGAUCUGUGGAAAGUCACUCCAAGGCUGCGGUUGAAUGGGGGAAAGUGGAAACCUUGCUUGGACAGGUGGGGCAUCUGUCAGUCACAACAACUAAUCCUGCAGCAGUGGAUGGCAUUAUCACCGGGUAGCAGCUAUUAUAGCAGGUUGCCUCAGUGCCUGUGAUGGGAAGCAGGGCCCAUUCCAUCAGCUCUGCUGACAGACUAUCUUCACUGGGCUCCUGCUCCUGAAUUUCUUUCCCUUCCACUCUUCCCUCCCCAUCACUUUCCCCUCUUGUGUCAUGUCUUUUAGAUUGGGAGCCAGGAAACAGGGGCUGUCUUGUUUUCAUUAAUGGUACGUAAGCCACUCUGGGAGGUUUUUUUGCUGAAGAGCAAGUUAAAGAUAUAAAUAAAUAAGACAUAUCAUAAAUAUAAAGCUUGUUUUGAAGAAAUAAAGUGCAGCACCAGAGUAAUGUCAUUGUUUUAGUGUUGCUGAGCUGGCAAAGUGGUUGGGACAUCCCAUCCAAAGCAAGCACUUGUAAAUGCAGGAGUGGCAGGUUGGGAUUGUAAACUAGAAAUAAUAACAACAAUGCAAAUUGUGUAUGGGAGAAGUGGAUGUUUUGCAGCUGAUGAGUUUCUGUUGAUGCAAGGCUGAGAACAUGAGAAACCAGGCUGCUCCAAGGAUGAUGACGACAAGCUUGUGCAAGUUUGCAAGCUGUGCCAUUCUUGUCAACUUGAGCAUUCUAGAAAUCUCUACAUAGUUUUGCUUAAAUACUGUGUGUGUCCUUAUCUGGUCAUCUAAUAACUUAUUUAACUCCUUAGAAGUUUUUUUUAAAACAACAAUACAAGCUUCCUCUUUUGAAAAACAAACCCUAUAGAAGUUCCUUGCAUCUACACCAGUGAUACUUUACUGUCAUAGCACGUUCCAGCUUCAUACCUAGCCCAGUUUUGUAGAUAAAAGUCUGCAGUUAAUAAUGUAAGAAGUGGAUCAGGUCAUGGCUCCAUCUAUCUACUCAAGUAUCCUGUCUCCUACAGUGCUCAGCUAAAUACUUUCAGAAAGCCCACAAGCAGGGGGCAUAAAGUCAGCAGCCGCCUUCCACUGUCCCCAGGUAUUCAGAGGUACACUGACCCAGAACAAGGGCAGUUUCUUUAGCUAUCAUAGGCUUUGAUAUACCUCACUUCAGUCAAUUAUGUUUAAUCCCCGUAAAAAAACUACAUGACACACUUUUCAGGCAUUAUGUUCCCUAUGAGUACAAUCAUAUCGACCAUGAGAGCAGCUGGCCCUACUCCUGCCAUUGCGUCUCCAGUGACCUAGCUCUGCUACCAUCCUCGUUUUGAAAGUCUGAAGCAGGGAAUCUGUUCUGUGUGCAGAGACUCCCCACACAUUUGACAACCCUGCCAACAUAGGAGCCAACUCCUAGGGGUUGUGGGAGCUUUGGUUCCCACAGUAAAAUAUUUCAGGGGGUUGGGCCCCCACAAAGUUGAUGGGCAUUCCCAUUCAAAUGGUGUGUGUGCACUGCGUCAUGUGAUCAAUUAUUCAGGGCAGGGCUAACCUGAGCCCUCACAAUGUUUUAUUCAAGUUGGCACCCCUGCCUGCCCAUGUGGGAUUGCAGUCAGGUGAAUGCCCAAAUAGGGGACGAUUCCAUAUUCCUCUCCGCAUUUGUGGCAGUGAUUUGCAUGUAUUAGUUAUGCAUUUUAUUUGUAUGUUUAUUAAAUUUUAUAUUCCACAUUUUCUUCCAAGGAGUUCAAGGUGAUGUACAUGGUUCUCCCCUCUCUAUUAUCUUCACAACAACCCUUUGAGUUAGGUUAGGCUGAGAAAUAGUGACUGGCCCAAGGUCACACAAUGAGCUUCAUGAGGCUGAUUCAAACCCUGGCCUCCCAAGUCAAAGUCCAGCACUCUAACCAUUACACCACACUGGCUCUUAUUAUAUAUGGAGAAGAACUUUAUUCUGUCUAUCCCAAAUCUACUGCUAUUCAGUUAACAAACACCAGGACAGCUUAAAAUAUUGGAAACAGGAAGUAUACUACCUCCAGAAUCAGUAGCAGCAUGGCCACUGGCAGAGGAACGGAGAUGCGGGGGGAGCGGACCGCCCCCGGCACCACUAUUUCAGUAGGGUGCCAUCACGGUGGCCCCCCUCCCCGGACACGCACCAUGCACGUGCCGGGCGCCGGGCACCAUGCCCCAGAACGCGCCCCACGCCCUCACAGGUGGCAUGCCACACCCCCAUGAUGCGUGCCACGCCCCCGCCUGCUUUCCACCCCCAGUAGUGGAGCAUGCAGCUUCGCCACUGAGCAUGGCUCUGAAUACCUGGUCCUGGGAAACAGACAUCAUGCCCUGCUUGCAGGCUUCCCAUACUGUAGGUAUCUAUUUGGCCACUGUCAGAAACGGGAUGCUGAACUAGAAAGGCUUUGACCCUUACCCAGCAGGGCUCUCCUUAUGUUCUUAGAUGUAGCUUCAGUUCAGCUUACAAUACAAAGUAGAAAAACUGAAAGAUAGAAAUAUGAAAGAUAAACUAAUUAUACAAUCUGAGGCAGGGGAGAUCAACUUGUAAAACUAAGCGAAAUCUGAUAAACAGCGAAGGCAACAAGAGUCACAAACAUUACUAACAGCUAACGAUAUGGGAGGACAUGAUGGGUUUUGUCUGGCACCUGGAGAUUGCAGGGAAGGCAACCCAGCACAUAUGUCUUUUGGGGGAGGGAUCUAUGACUUGGGCACUGGUAUGGAAAAGGAUUGAAGUUUAACUUCUGAAAGUGGCACUGCUCAAAGAAAGGCCUGUGAAGAAGCCUCAACUCCUAUGCAGGUUUAUUUGGGAAAAUAUGGCUGUUUGUAGAUUCCUCGGCCCCAAGGCAGUUAAACUUCACUACUUAAUGCAGUAGUCCAAAUAUAGCAAUACCAUAGAUUUAGUUUAAUGGCAUCAUGACACUGGUCAUUGCAUUUUUGACCCUGUUCCACAUGCCUUUUUUAAAAGAAGCUGCACAGUAUAAACUGAGACUUUUUAAUUGAGCUGUCAACCAUCAAUUCAAUAUUUCUUUCCUGUAUAGCCACUACUAUCCCAUCAAUGUGUACCAGACUUACUGAUUUUUUUGCCCUGGUGUGUCUUGCUUUAGUGCACAGGUUCUUGUUGGUUGUCAAUGUAUAACCAUAAUAUUGCAAGAUGCUGAAGAACCGUUUUACACCUGCUCUCUGAGCAAGAACGAUUAGCUGUGAAGUGGUGGCCAGUGGAGGCUGGUGCAUAUUAGGACUAAUAGGGUGGAAGGCAGGGUGCACCAACAGCAGGUUGUGCCAGAGGCAAUAGCAAGUGAAGCUGGAGCCAAUGAUAGAUGGAGCUAACUCAUUCUGGUUUUGUCCCCAUCCACCUCCCUGUUGAGUUCUACAUGGGCAGCAGUGAGCUUGAGGAGGAAGAGGAGGCUGGCAUCCAGUGUCACCCACUGGGCUGGUUGCAAGUAAGGAGGCAGGCAGAUGAGGGCUGGUUGGGGGCAGGCUGAGUUUGGCAGGACAGUGCUCCAUUUCCCUAUUGCACCAGCCUCCACUCAUGGUAACUGUGUAGAUCCUAUAGAAGGCUUUAUGUUAAGACUCCUUAGAUUUUCAAAACGGCUUUUGAAAAUGAGAUUAUAUUUCAUAAAUAUUGUAAGCAUAUUUUUUUAGGGAAGUUAAAGAAUGGGAGAGAGUGCUUUUAGUCUCUCCUUUAGAGUGCAUCCAAGCACUAAGUUCAGGAUACUGGGACCCGCCUGGCAUGAAGGUGGAGGGGGUGGGCGUUGGUAGCUCCAUGGCAGCAAAUCUGGGAGCUGUAUUUGGCUCUCCUUAAACAGGAGUGGGGACGCGGGUGGCGCUGUGGGUUAAAUCACAGAGCCUAGUACUUGCCGAUCAGAAGGUUGGCGGUUCGAAUCCCCAUGACCGGGUGAGCUCCCGUUGCUCGGUCCCUGCUCCUGCCAACCUAGCAGUUCGAAAGUACGUCAAAGUGCAAGUAGAUAAAUAGGUACCACUCCGGCGGGAAGGUAAACGGCGUUUCCAUGUGCUGCUCUGGUUCGCCAGAAGCGGCUUAGUCAUGACCCGGAAGCUGUACGCUGGCUCCCUCGGCCAGUAAAGCGAGAUGAGCGCUGCAACCCCAGAGUCGUCCACGACUGGACCUAAUGGUCAGGGGUCCCUUUACCUUUACCUUUAAACAGGAGUGAGAAGUGGCAGCUAACCCUGCUGCACUGGGAGACUUAUCUUUCCCUUCAACAGCAUUAUGAGGUGUUGGUUGUGGAAGCAAAGUUUUUGCAAAGGAAGGCGCAUGCUGAACUUUAUGUAACUGGACAGGUGGCCUGUGGAGAAUUUGGGGGUGGGGGUGGGCAGGGGGGUAGGCUUUUGUUUCAAAGCACAUGCCAGUAUUCUUGGAGACAGUUAACCUGGCAGCUCAGAUGCUGAAGGAAGGAAGGUGGUUCAGAGCAGGACUUCAGCCUAACCUUGAGAAAUCAAAGGCAGUAAAAUAUUCUGGGUUUUCUGACUUAUGCUCAAAAGAACUGUGCUUCAAGUGCCUCUAACAUAGCAAUAGGUGACAAAUGGAAAAAUCUAACCUGAUGAAUGGCGAUUGCUAAGGUUAUGAUCAAAACUGCCAUUUCUUUUUGUGCCAGCUAUGCUGAAAAAUCAUCCUGACUGUUCUAAAAUUAGCUGCAGAACACAAGAGGCACUGGCUGGUUCCUUCACUGGUGUGUUGCUAGGGGAAUCUAUCCAUCUCUCUCUCAUUUUGCACCAAUCCAACUGGUUAGUUUUCAGGGCUGGGACUGAGUGUAGAAGCACCAUCAUGACAGGUGGCAUAUUGUGUCUCUAGAGAUUAGUAUUUUGUUUUUAAAUCUCCAAUAGAUGUUUAACUUCUACUUUUAAAAGUGAAUGGGAGGUGCUGUUUGUAGACUUCUAAGUAGCCUUGCUCUGCCUCACCACACCCCAUGACCAUUCCUAGCUUUUACCACUGUAAGGUUUGUUUGUUUUUACCAAAACUAGUUAAAGCAGUUUCUGGGCAAAGAUGAAAUGGAUGAGGUUGGUUUUGGACAGCUUUCAUGCAAGAUAAGGAAUGCAUUAAAUUACCAAAGGAUAUGCACCUGGAGAGCAGUGCAUUGGAGGUUGGUUAAGUGAUAUAUUUUUAAUCAGCUGCUCUCAUCUCUGUCCCUACCUUUUGUGAAUGUUGUUAUGGACACUGAGGAGCUAGGAGCAGGCUGUCUCCUCCCCUGAUGGUGUAACUCGACUUCUCUCUCUCUGUGUGUGUCUCAAACGGUGCCAAUCAAAAUCAGCUGAGAUGCUGACAACCUCCCCGUUAAGAACCCGCUGCAGAAACUGCGUGAGAAAUCUUGCAAGAGGAAGUGGCUCAACUCUGCUCGACAGAAAGCAAGCAGGAAGGGGUGGGGGAGAAGGAGGGAGGUGAUGCCGUUCUCGCAACCAGCCUCCGUGGGCUGCAGGCAGGAGAAUCAAGCCACGGAUGGGGACUGAGUUUGUGAGCAGCCACCACCACCAGCAGCAGCAGUAGCAGUAGCAAAGAAGCCCCUUGGGGUCUGGCACCACCCUCUCCACUUCUGGCAAUGCUUAGUCCGAGAAGGGAGGUUGGUGGCUGAAGAGAGGAGAGGUGAUCCCCAGCAAGGCUCGUUUCUCCCUUAAAGGAGACGUCACCGGGUUUGCUCAGCAGAGGAAAACUGUUGCAAAGCAUGGCAAGUGGGAGCUGGAGAGGCUGAAGCCGUGCUUGCUUGCUUGCUGCUGCUGCUGUGAUUGCCUGGAACUGGAUUGGGAAAUAGCGCUGCUGCCGCAGUGAGCGGAGAAUCCGAUGGUUACCUGGCUCUCUGGCUCACUGGAGGGCUUCACGUGCGCCCAGGACCCGGGAUCCCCUCUCGGAUGACGGUCGACAACAGCAUGAGCAGUGGCUACUGUAGUUUGGAUGAAGACUUGGAGGACUGUUUUUUCACAGCCAGGACCACCUUAUUUAGGAGCGCUCAGAGCAAAUUUGCCGCAAAGGUAACGAGCUGUAUGGCAAUUCUGUAGCAAACCCCCCCCCCCCUAAGAAUCUGUAUGCAAAACCUAUUUCUAGCUAUCAGCAUUUAAUGAUAUUCUAGAGGCAUUCAUUCAUUUGCAGUGCAUGGGUAGCCUUGCUCAGUUGCAAUGGCUUGAAAGCUUAUCUUUAUGUCAUUUUCCUCUUUCAAACUCUGAUCCCUUCAUUGUCGUCCAAGUGCUUGACUUUGACACCUGUUAACAUUCAGGGAACAGCAGUCUCGCAGAGACCCUGUAGUUGUCCUUCACAUGUAAUGUUUCUGAACAUCUACCUUCUCAAAGGGUGUGUGAGAUCGGUUGCUAAACUGAAUGAAUGACAUUGAACUGUUUCGUCAGCGCAUUAAGUCUUGUGAGACUGUGCCACUGUUUUGUUUAAUUUUUUUAAAAAAUGCAUUAUUGCUUGGAAGAUUUUUAUCCUGGUGUGGAUAUAAUGAGUCAGAGACUGUUGGCUAACUUGCAUAUACAUGUAAUUAUGAUUCUCAGAGCUGAUGGGCAUAUUCCACUUCUCCAUAUAGUCAUGUAAAUCUAAUAUGAGGGAAAUUUUUGUCUGCUCCUCUGGUUUUACAUGGGUUUUAGAAUUAUGAGGUUACAACAAAACAAAAUGAAUUAAGCUGAUCUUGCCCUUUUUGCUUCUACCAUGCAGUGUAUUUGCAGUGACUGUAAUGACUAAAUGAAGGCUUAGCAGGGUGGAUUCAGUUUAAAUCAUGGAGAUUUAAAAUUGCCACAAAAAGAGCAAUAUAAAUCCAGCUUCCCGUGUUGUAAUCUGCAUAUUUCCUGAACGUAUGCAGCAGCAAAUUAGUAUGUGUGACAGUUAAAACACAGUGGUUUUUACUCAUGUAUGAGGAAAAGGGGACAGUUGUGAAAUUAAUGGGUUCCUUUGCACACAUGCAUUGAGCGAGAUCACUUACUCUGAGGAUUAAGUGCUCAGAACUUUCCAGAAGUAAUGGCUUAUAGUUACUGGGCAGAACAGUGAAAGUAAAUGCUGAAGCUGUUUAGCUGGUAGAGUCAUAAAUAUUCAUAAUUUUGAGAAAUGAACACUUUGCAGUACUCAAGCUUUUUUGUUGCAGGAGGUGGGGGGGCGGUAAGAAAGAAGAGAAGAAGGGGAAAAAAGGCCCAAGAAGGGUUUUGGGAUGAUUCAGGAUUGUGUCUCCUGGGUCCUAGCACCUGUGUCAGUCCCCGGGUCCAGUAGGAAGAUCACAAGAAGAGCAAUACAUAAGCUUUUGUUGUGUCUAUAAUGCUCAAUCUCAAAAGUUAAAACUUUUUCCCCUGCCACUCCUAAUGCUUUUAUAUAAAAUAUUAAUGAACACGUUGAUGGAGAACCACCCAUUUCUCUUUAACAGACGAGUCAGAUAAAUGUCAGCAUAUUUCUAUUAAAUUUAGGUUUCAUUUUAGAGCUGGAUACUUUUGAACAGAAAAAAUACCAUAUCUGAAACAAAACAAUGUUCUAUUUUAUUUUAUUAAAAAAUACUUAACAUUUUAUCUUUAAGGAUCACUUCUUCUUCUUCUUCUUCUUCUUCUUCGUCUUCGUCUUCGUUUUCGUCUUCUUUAUUGAAUUUAUAUACUGCCCUAUACCCGGAGGUCUCUCAGCAGUUCACAUAAACAGAUUACAGUAUGUAAAAUUAAAAUAAAAGCAAUAACCCAAUAAUACCCCCCUCCAAAGAGCCACAUCUUAAAAGAGUAUGGGAUGUAAAUCAGAUCACCCAAAGGCCUGGUUGAAAAGGAACAUUUUUGCCUGGUGCCUAAAGGUGUAUAGUGAAGGCGCCAAGCGAACUUCCCUGGGGAGAGCAUUCCACAGAUGGGGAGCCACUGCAGAGAAGGCCCGUUCUCGUGUUGCCUCCCUCCGGACUUUCACCCUGAGGCUUAGACUUUCAGCCUUAGGCUUUUAGCAAGAGGUCAACAACCAUAUACUGUCCAGCCUUAUACAAGCACUCCUCCCCCACUUAGGCGUGUUCUACUUGCAUGCUACCACAUAUAGGCAUGGUGCUGGGAAAUAAAUAAAUAGAAUCAUGCCAGGAAAUGGUGGGAGAGAGCUGAAGAGUCCUUGUAGCUUGAAAGGAGACUCUGAGGGCGGAUGAAACCCCAAAGACACCUGAGGUGCAGUGGGGCUUUCUUUAAGCUGCUCAGCCUCCCUGCCUAAUGGCUGAUGGGCGAGGUGGCAUAGCCACCGCUGCUGCUGCUUUCUCACGCCUUCUCCAGUUCGUCCCAUAGCUUCAACUCUAGAUAUUUUGGUACCAAUUGGAGAGGGAGCAGAGAUAAAGCUGGAGAGCUGGGGGAAAUAGGCAUUUAGAGGCAUUUUAGAAGGUGCUCCCCACUUUAUGCAGUUUAACUUACGCACGCGAUGGCCCAGAACAUAACCCCCACAUAAGUGAGGCGACGCCUGUGUUACUCUCAGGACUAUAUCUAUUCCAAAAGAGAAUGCUAUGAAGCAAUAUGAAGAUUAGGCACAUAUUUGCAGUUGUUCCAAUUCUAUCAAUAUAUUUGCAUAGCUGUCAAGUGUCCCUUAUUUGAAGGGACAGUCCCUUAUUCCAGCGCCAUGUCCCGCUGCUGUCCCUUAUUGAUGGAUGUCCCUUAAAUGUCCCUUAAAUGAUGUCCCUUAAAUUUCAAAGGAAGCAGCUCCUCUCCCUCCCUCCCUGCCGGCCAGGAAGGAGGAAGGCUCCAACUGUGUUGCUUGGCUGUGUUGCUCACCCAAUAAGAAGUCUAAGAACGACUGGGGGGGUGAAGCUUGCAUGCCUUGUGUGUGGCUAGUUAAUGAAAGCUGAGGAGGUUUUUGAAUGCUGGAAGCCAUUUUGUUGCAUGUGCUGUUGCAAACUUUGCAGUGCAAAGCCAGGCCGGGGAGCCAUCUUAAGUUGAGGCUGCAUAGGCCUUGUGGUGCAUGUGAUUCAGAUUCUAUUCAGUUGAACCUCUGGUUACAAAGUUGGUUGGACAGUGUUCUCGAAGCUACCCAGCAUGAGUUUGACCAGACUGCAGGAGGACAGGAAGACUGGAGUGCCUGGAACAGGUGAGGCUGCAGGUCCCUUAUUUUGGCUGCUGGUCCCUUAUUUUCAAGGCUGCUGGUCCCUUAUUUUCAAAUCUGUAAGUUGACAGCUAUGUAUUUGUGUUUAUGAUAUGAUUUCAAGGACUUGGAGGUAAUAGAGGCUUCCUUGCCUUGGCAUAUUCCACCCCUACCUUUCAUGUCCCAUCAUGAUUAAAACUAGUUUUGCAAAUUAUGAUAAAUUGUACCAUGGAAAAUUUUAAUGUAGACUCAGAUCCAUGCUGCUAUGACAAAUUAUACGUGCACAUCCAUCCACAUCAGUGUGACAUUCCCAGCUAUAUUCUGGAUAGUGUCCAUGAUACUUUUGUAUCCUGGUGCAGAUUUGAAACUUUGCUUAGCCACACAAGUGCUCAUGUAGUCAUUUUUUUUAAAGGAAAAGAUAGCAGUAGGGCUACACUCUUGCGCACAACAAUGUCCCUGACUUCAAUAAUAUUUUCACAUCUUUACAAGCCCAUUUUAACCUGGGCAGUUGGCUCUUGUCCCUCCAGUACCAGAGUGAGCUUCUCCAAGCUUGUUUGCUUUUAUAAAAAGGAAGUAAACAGGUUCUUCUGCCCGCAGUGACCCUCUCCUUCCCCUUCAUUAUCAUUACAUGGUGACCGAGGCACUGAAGCAGGAUCAGGGUUGAUAACUCUGAAGCAGUAAGAGGGAAGUCACUCCCACAGAAAGGAUUGUUUCUAUACUACAUUGGUUAACCAGCCAGCUAGGUUUGUCUAAGGGAAAGACAUUUUAGACAGGAGUCUAAAAUUUGCACUGGAAAAGGAACCCUAAAGCACUGAAAGAUUUGGAUCAGUGUAAAACAAGUAUCGGGUGAAAUCCCUUGCAUAGAAGUUUGAGCCUAAAGCUGCUUUUAGCUCUAGAGGAGGAAGUGAUGUCAUACCUCAGUGGUCGUCUGCUUCUGUCUGUGGAGAAAUGUAUUUCAAUUGAUUUUUGUGCCCUUUCGGUGCCAGAAAGAAUAAUUGUUUGGGGCUCAUCUUUCUAAAAAGCGUUGCAAGCAUACUUUACAGAUCUAUUCUUGCCACGUGGUUUGGUGCUGUUCCACAGUGCAGGCCACAGUCUCCUCUUUUCCUGCUUCUUUCCUCCUCCUACCCAGCUAUUCUCUUUGGAUUUCCUGUGAACCAGAAGGGAUUUUUCUUUAGGUUAGUUUAAUAACCUGCCUCAUCUGCUGCCAUUUUUCCUUUAAAAAAAGGCUUUGACUGAGUCAUGUCUGUAGGCAAUCUAAAAGAUCAAAAUCUUUUAUAUGUUUCUACACCAGUGCACAUGUUGUUCCUUUCUUUUUGUGUGGAGGCUAAAAAUGUAGAAACAGCCAGACAAUAUCAAUGAGUUGGCCUAUCUAGCCAAAAUUUCCUCUUUCUGAAAUGCACCAGAUGCUUCAGAGGAGGGUGCAAGAGCACACAGAUAACUCACAGUCCAUUAUGUGGGAUAAUUUGCCUCCAUUUAAGAAAUUCUGAAAUCAUUAGUGACUUUGGACUUAAGCCUGGAACAUGGGGGUUGGUUUCUCUCUUUCACUGAUACCAUGAACUAUUUGCAUUCUGUUUUGUGUGAGAAUUGCUGAAAAACUGAAAAGUCAAGUUUGGGGCAAGGUCAGUUAGACCUAGACUGUCUUUUCCUGAGCUUCAUGGCAUACCUUCUAUGACCGUUCAGUAUGUAUCAACAAGCUUAAAGGUAAAGGUAAAGGACCCCUGACAGUUAAGCCCCAUCGUGAACGACUCUGGGGUUGUGGCGCUUAUCUCAUUUUACUGGCUGAGGGAGCCAACAUUUGUCCGCAGACAGUUUUCUGGGUCAUUUGGCCAGCAUGACUAAGCUGCUUCUGGCGAAACCAGAGCAGUGCAUGGAAACGCCAUUUACCUUCCUGCCAGAGCGGUACCUAUUUAUCUACUUGCACUUUGACGUGCUUUCGAACUGCUAGGUUGGCAGGAGCUGGGACCAAGCGAUGGGAGCUCACCCCUUCACGGGGAUUCGAACCACGACCUUCCAAUCAGCAAGCCCUAGGCUCAGUGGUUUAGACCACAGCGCCACCCGCGUCCCUAUAGUUUAUUCCUUGCUCUGCUUGAUGGCCAACCUAAGAGAAAUAUCUCUGGAAAGCAACAAGACAAGUUGUUUGAGCUUAUGCUGGUAUGAAUAAACAAGUAGAGUGGAAGGUCUUCCAUGUUGCUGUACCAGUGCCUGAUCCAUGCUUCAACCCUGGUGGCAAUGCAGUUCCAUGAGUUGCAGCAUUGUGCUCAUGGGCAAUUCCUGUAUCUGGCUGUGUCCCAGCUGCAACCCUAAGCAGGUAGAUUCAAAUGUAAUUGUGUACAAAUGAAGAAGUAGAUGGGGUUGUAGGUGUUAGGAUAUAGUUCCGUUCCACCUUAAAAGGGUACAGACAUGACUGUUGUGUGUCACAAGCCUGUUUACUUCCAGCACAGUCUGCUGGGAACUUCCGUUUGUAUAUAGCUUUUGUGUUACUGCUGUUUUGCUGGAGACAAAGGGAAGCUGACAUGUUCCUGAAGGGAAGCUGACAUGUUCCUCUGUUCCUGAACUACGCUGAAUAAAAUGCUGUACGUUAUGCUUACACAUCUCUCUGUCUGCCUCUUCUGCUGUGAGAUGAUUUACACACUCUGCUGACACAGCGUGCCCGGGUCUCUAAACGUAUCUGAGGCUCGUGUCGCUGUUUGAUGCUGUUCCAAGGGAGACCGGCUGCCGGCCGGUGGCUGGAGCCAGCUGGGGGCCUGCCUGAUGCCCCCGUCUUCCUAGCAGUAUUCCAACAGUAGGUUCUGUUCUUUUCUAAGAUGUACCAGUCUACAACAUUUGAUAGAUAAAAUUGAGUAUUUGGCUUCUUGAGAAACUGAAGAGCAUCUCUGAGGUCCAGGCCUUAAGCAUCCAAAGCUGUGUCCAGAUUCUGGGCUACAGACUAGCGUUCAGAGCAAAGCUCCCUGCCUCCAUUCAAUAUUGUAUUAAUAUUCUGUUUGCUGCUUUGACGGCCUUCAGUCCAAAAGGUGGUAUAUAAAUAAACCAUAAUAUCUUCAUUCAUGUUAUCAUGCAGCUGAACACCUUUGGAUGAGAAUGUAAGAGCUAGCUACAGAUCCAUGCUCUCCUCAUCUGCCAUCUACCUAGCCAAACAACACAGCUGUAUUUCUCUGACUCUCCCCACUUCUAGGAAUCCUCAGGGCCUCUUCUCUAUCAUUUGAUGAUCUGCCUAGGUCUGUCCCACUUCUUCUCCACAUUGUGCUCUCUGUCCAAGACGUUGCCAUCUCCUACAGUUCUAAAAUUGAAACCAUAUGCUGUGAUCUCUCUUCCUCCAUUCCGCUCUGCAAAUUGCCCCUUCUCCUCCAUCUUCCUCUUCCUUUCCUCCCCCUUUGUCUCACUUGAGGAACUGACUGGCCCAUGUGCUCAUCUAAUGCCUCAACAUCCCACCUUGAUUCUGUCUUCCAUUUCCUGAUUGCCAUCUUCCUCCUCACCAUUAUCCCUCCGUUCCUUUACAUAAUCAACCAUUGUCUCUCUUGUGACUCCUUCCACAUUGCAUUUAAGUAUGCCAUUGUCUUCAUGUUCUUAACAUACAAACCACCUCAAACCCAUCUUCCCUCUCCAACUAAUGUGCCAUCUCGCAACUACCUUUACCUUCAAACCCCUGGAGUCUACCGUUUCAAUUUUCUCUCCUCCAGCCAACUUCUUAAUCUGCCACUAAUCUGGUUUUCACCCUUUGCACUCCACUGAAACUACUCUCGCAAAUGUAAGUGAAUAUGUGUGUUUGUGCACCUGCGAGUGAGGAUGUGUGUCUGUGUGUGCAUGACAAUGAAUGCAGAGGACAUAAAGGUUGCCCACCCCCUGCCUUAUGCUUUUGAACACUUUUCACAUGUCUUUGUCUCAUGUGGAAAAGUCAAGAUCUUCUCAGUGUCAUCCUGUGACAAUGAGUUCCACUAGAUUAUAAAGGUUGGUUCAUUCUCUGUUCUAUACCAGAAGUACGCUGAACAUAUUGUAAGUGAAGUAGUUGUUCCCUUCUAACUUUCUUUACUAAUAAUGACAUUUUCUGUUACAAACAGAGGUCAUCACGGCAUAGUUUCUAUAACCCCCCCUCCGCGCUCCCCGAAUUCCUGUGUUGUGGGGACUGGCAUUCUAGAUAAAUUAUUCCUUGCUAUCUGUGUGUAGAAUCACAUUGCAUUUAAUGGAAAUUGUAAGUAGCUAGCUUCUCCCUCCCCUGGCUUUUGGGUGGCUGGAGGGUAUAAUUUAAGACUUUUAAGAAAUUGUUGCCGUCACCAUUAGAGGGACUGUUAAAACUAUAUGAUUACUUUUGGCACGGAUUAUUGUUGGCAGGUUUAACAGAAUGACGGGCAUGGCAUGUACUGAACAGUGGGAGUAACUUGCCCCUUGCAGCACCCAGCAUUCUUAAGGAAGUGAAUGUCAAAUUAUGGUAAAAAGGAUUUAGGAACAAAUCAUGUCCUAAUAGGGUAAAAGAGCAGAUGAUUUACAAAAGGGUAAUUGAUAAUCUCAAAAGCACUUGAUCACCUUAAGAACCUCCUGCUGAUUGCUGGGCUGUUGGAAUGAAGCUGAUUGCUUAUGGUAGGAAGGGUGAGAAUAAUUGCAUAUUGUAUGUAACAAAUAGGAAGCUUUUCCUAUUUCUGCCACAAUUGUGAAUCACAUAAACUAAAUGCUCCCUGACUCCAGGUUUUAAAUGCAAGCUGUUUGGUUAAGCAUGGGUCUCUCGGUGUCGAUGGAGUUUUUCCUGCACCUCCAAGAAUCUUCUGGGAUUGUUAUUGGAGGGGGGAAACAGGUGCAGCCUUUAAAUAUGGCCUUUGUACAACUCUUGUGGAGACAUACAGAAUGCCAAGAGCAUCAGCUUUGUUUGGGGAGGUUCUGCAUACAGGAGACUUCUGAGAAGAAAAGAAAAAGCUGUAUAUUUGGGGGAUGCAAAUUUUCAAAGAUCUAUAACCUCUCAUUAUUUCAACAGAACUGUGCAGGGGAAAUCAUGCUGGCUUUCCUAGCACUUGACCCUUUUGUCUCUCCAAAUGCAGACUAAUCACCAGGGAUGUAUGUUACAGUGAAACUGAACCUGCAACCUAAUACUAAGGUCUCUUGUUGUGGGUGGUUGUGUGGUGCUCUGUCUUAUAAUGAAAUUCAAUAGGGACUGUAAUUCUGAGAUGCAUAGGAUUAUGGCACUGAAUCUUCUAACACAGACGGAUGUACUAAGGGUUAUAUGAUGCUUCUUGACCAAACAGUAAUGUUAUAUAUGAUACUUUAUAUAGAUCAACUCUCUUUCUCUCUGUGUGUGUGUCCAUUUAUAUAUAUGAUAUUUUUAAUUUGCAGGUACAUUAUAGCUAACUUUUAUGUUCCUCUCAUCCUGUCGUCUUCCUUUUAGUUCUCCUUCUGUUGACUUUUUUCUUCCAGCAAUUAUUAUGAGCUCCUAAAACAGACGUUGGGAACUUUAAUCCUAGUGGAAGACUGUUGGUCCAAAUUCCAGUGCAGCCUUCUAAGUAGACUAAGGGCAGUGGUUCCUCAACAAUCCUGGUCUAUGGCUGCAAUUGUAUCAAUUUCUGUUUCGAAAUAAAUCAACAAUUUAUGAAUCUGUUGUAAACAGAGGCCAGAUUCAAAAAAUAAUUUACCUGCUAGGACAAGAAUGCAUAAGGCUUGUGAAUUUGUAAUAUUUCUUUAUUGAAUUGCUCUCAAGGGAGCUUAGGACAAUGUACAAUAAAGAAUAAAACAACAAAAUGCAUCCCAUAAAUAAAUAUAACCAGAUAUAGCUCUAACAUCACCAAAUAAAUAAAUAAAUAAAUAAAUAAGAAUUAAAACACUGACACAGACCAACCUGCAGCUGUUGGGAAUUAAACUCUAACUUAGUAGCCUGGUUCACACAUGGCAGUAAGCCAGUGGUUCCUAAACUACACUCCCAUGGACCACUUGAAAAUUGCUGAGGGUUUUGGUGGACAAUUUAAAUAUUUUUCUGUCUGUUGUAGCAAUUCACUGUGCUAGAAGCUAUAUAAUUCUAAUUGCAUUGCUUCUUUUGUUUGCUUUUAUUUGUUUACUUCCUUUCGCUCUGUCUUUCCUGUACCUAAGCCCCCUCUCUGCUCCUUUCCCUCUACCCCUCAGGUCAUUUUUGGUCACCUUGUGGAUGGACCAUUGGGUUCAUAGAACAAUGGAGCAGCUGCCAUAUCCACUGCUCUUCACAGGCAGCCAUGGACCACAUGAGUGAAGUUCACAGACCACCAGUGGCCCACAAACAACAGUUUGGGAACCCCUACACUAAGCCAAACUGUGGUUUAGCAAGAUCAUUUGUUCAGUCCUCCUAAACCAUACUUUGGCUUAGUGUGAUGUGCAAACCAUCCCUAUAUUAUAUUAUAUUAUAUUAACCUCACCCCAAAGACUCAUUCCUCCAUUGUCUCCUGUGACAGAUGGAUGCCAACUACUGAGCAAAAAUGCCAUAGCUCCAGUCUGAUAGUAUUUGGCACCAUAGUGUGAGACCAGAUACAGAAAAAGUGUGUGUGUCUUCCAGCAAAUGCCUCAUGUUGCCAGAAAGAUGAGUCAAUUAGCAUGUUCUAGUGAGUUAUUUCACACAGGAGCUUGUUGAGACAGGUAACUAAUCAAAUAUGUGGAGGAGGAAAGGAACCGAAGAAAUCCUGAUCAGGCAAAACUGUGAGGGUGGGGAGAGGAAUUAAACAAUAUUUAAUCUGGAAAAAAUAGGGAAUUUAAUCUGGAAAAAAUAGGGAGUUAACCUUAACAUGAGGGGUCCAAUGGUACACAGAACAACAUCCUUCAAACCAUUCUCCCCCUGUUUGAAAAUGUUUGCUAUGUUGAUAUUUCUAGCAGUGUUGCUAUGGUACCAUGUAAUACUGCAGGCAGACUGACUUCCUGGCUUGCUCUUAAAUUCGCAGCAGAUAACUUAAAAGUUAAAACACCUCACUUGUGCAGAGGAGAGGCUUUCUUGCAUCUGCAAAUCAAUGUUGUUGUUGUUGUUUAGUCGUUUAGUCGUGUCCGACUCUUCGUGACCCCAUGGACCAGAGCAGGCCAGGCACUCCUCUUCCACUGCCUCCUGCAAAUCAAUAAUAGUGCUCAUUUUAAACCUGAAGGUAGUGGUUAGUCCGUUCAGUUUCCCAUAGGAAUGUUAGGUUUGGAGACUGAAUAUAGGACUAAGAUUUCCACUGUUCUGUAAUCAGUAUGCUUAGUGAGUGCUGUAGUAUUAAUGGGUGUGAUUUUUCAUUUUAGCUGACAGAGUAUUGCAAUGGAGUUUCAUACUAGUUGGGGUGUUCUCCAAUCUGGGGCCCUGCAACUUCCAUCUGCCCCAGCCAACAUGGCCAGUUGUCAGGGAUGAUGGUCAACUAGCAACACUUGGAGGUCACCAGGUUGAGGAAGGCUGGUACAAUUCUGUUAUCACGAUUUACAGAAUUAUACUGAAUGGGUGCACUCUGCUUACAUUAUGACUAGUCACCAGGUAGAACUUUGUUUUGUGAAUGGGUUUUUCAUUAAGUUGUCAACCUGCUGUAGUCUCAGUGAACUUGAGUGUAUGCAAGAAUGCCAAGUUCCUUAUUGUAAUGUUUUUCAAGAAUAGUAUAUGCAAUAACAAUAUUAAUCAACAUGUAAUGGGGGCGGGAGGUGAAAGAUGGCUGUUGACUUUGCCCUAGCCAGCAACAUCUUACCUUCACUUUGCAGUGGUGUCCAUGACAUUUGACAACGUGGAAUGAAAUGGGAGAAUUCGGUUAAGACAUUUGCAUGUUAUCCUAUACUUUUUCGUCAGAGCAGAAAAAACCCUUGUGAUAAUUGCUAUGGUUACUAACCUCAUUUUUAAUUUAUCUAAUGAUUCUCUGUACUGAGUUACAGGUGAGCAAAAAUUCAGGUGCUUUUUCAGUCCUGCUCCGUUUCUUCUAGUUCUUUUUGCAUGGGCAGUCUCAUGCAACAGGAACAUGGCAUUUAGCAUGGGGGCCUCAACUGGUCUAACGUGUUCAUCAUAUAGAGUCCUGUAUAUAGACUUAAGCAGUAUAAAAAUUGUAGAAGUAAUCUGUCUCACUGUCAUCCUUGAUUGAUUAGGUCUAGUUUCAUCUAGUGCAACAUCUUUUGGAAAGAAUUCCAGCCGCCAGCAGGUACUAGUUGGUCAGGUGCAUAUGAGCAGUGGACCACCAAUGAGUUGUUGUCUACCUACCUUCUGGUAUACUAAGGCAUCAGAUUUGCUACUCUGGUUUUACGAUGGACAGGCACUUAGAGUAAAAAUCCUUACCAAAAACCCCCCAUCCAAUUUCCCCCAACACCAAUACUUGGGACGAUCUCCAAAGAAUUAUUGUGGCACCACUGAACGCAAUUCGGUUGAAGCCGCAUUAUGACUGUGACCUACCAGUUGAAGACCUGCACACUUGGAAGUGACCUUGGCAACUAGGAGUACAAGCCAGUCUUGCUGUACAGCCAGCCUAAUUUAGCUUAGAACGGUGCAUUGUGGGUGAUGUAGGAAUGCUCUUGCUUAAAAGGGCAAGCUCACCCCAAGUCCUCCCUGUAACGUGGUAUCACUUCCCCAUGUUGUGAUGAUAUUGCAUUGUGUGCUUCCCCACCCAUAUUCCAUCCCAUUGGCCACUUCUGAAAGUAAUCAAGGAAGUGCACAAUCUAUAAGCUUUAGCAUGACAAUUAAAAAUGGUCUUAAUGAGGUGGAGGUGAUGACAAUUUGCUGUGUGUUGCUUUUUCUCAGUUGUUGCCUAGAGCAAUAGUGCAGUUUUCCUUAGUUUGAUUUUGGAAAUUUCCAUAGCCCAGUAAGUCUUCCUGGCUAGAAAGGGGCUUUCACAUGCACAUGUUGCUGUGAAAAGCACUUAAAGCUAAAGAGGCCUGGAAUUGGAACCUGGAGUUUCUAACGCCCACUGUAAUAUCCAUUAGCAGGCAAUGUUUCUUUAGUCUUUCUCUGCUGCUUGUAUAUGUCCCUGCAGGCAUGUUCCUGAAUUAUUUAAAAUAUUUACAACGCCAUGCGCCAAAGUUCUGAGCCUGGAGCUAAAUUCUGAGCAGACAGUUAGAGUAAUUUUUCCAUUUAAUUUCUAGUGGAUUCUACCAAUAACAAUGCAACGUUGUCUGGAAAAAUAUUUUAAACUGCAGUGUAGUGGUCAUCAAGGGAGCUGCUUUUGUGAAUCUGGUUUAUAAAUUGCAGUUCUGAAGCAUAUUGCUUUAUGAGCCAAGUCAGGAACAGUAGACAAAAUUGAGAUAAGGCAGCUUAAGUUAUCGAAACUCUGAUUAUUGGAGUCUUGAAUGAACAAAUGUACCUCACAGUUGUUCUAAAGGAGUGGUUGGCAAUAGAAGGCUUCAGAGUCCAAUUCAGCCCACUGAGGAAUUCCAGAGGGUCCCUGGGUUGCUAAUCCAGAGGAAAUAGGUAUGAGUGGGAGGGGAAUGGUGGCUUUGACUAUGAGACAUGCUGGCAGUCUAACACCAUCUUAAAAUGUCCUUUCAUAAAACUAGUUUCUUACUAGGCUUCCAUGGCUUCUCUUAUGCUUCCUUUAGUGGUACAUUUGUUUGCAUCAGUAGAAUGUUGUUGCACAAGUGAAUGCAUAAGCAGGUUGCUGAUGACUUGGUUGCACAAUCUGUUGUGCAACAAGAUUCUGUUAGUGCAACUAUUGCAUUAAAACUCACCUGUUUGCUAGUGCAUGAGCACUUGUACCAGCAAACAGAGAACAUUGGGAACAGCUCAUAUUUCCUAGCCCUCUCCCUGCCCCCCCACCCCCAAAAUAUCUCUGUUAUGACAUCCCCCUCCCCCCUUUCUCUUCAUCUUUUGUUAGGGCAAAAGAAUUUAUUGUAGCAGAUUAGGAGAAGUGCAAACAACUAAGUGCUCCUAGCAUUCAUGAACCAGCUGACUGAACAGCAGUCAAGACAAUUAGCCUUGAUGCAUCUCUGUUGCAAAGUAUUUAUUUACUAUGCCAAGAGGAUUUGUCUUGAAACAUGUCCCUAAACAUUAAGUCCUUUGAGAGUAUAACAUUGAGGUCCAGAUGUGGCAAAGAAUUUAGUGACCUUCUGGGUUCCACUUUGCUUUAAUAUGAUUAUGAAAUCCAGAAAGUUUGAAGUAGCAUUUUGAAAGAAUACAGUACCGUGGUACCUCGCGUUACAUACGCUUCAGGUUACAUACACUUCAGGUUACAGACUCCGCUAACCCAGAAAUAGUACCUCGGGUUAAGAACUUUGUUUCAGGAUGAGAACAGAAAUUGUGCUCCGGCAGCGUGGCGGCAGCGGGAGGCCCUGUUAGCUAAAGUGGUGCUUCAGCUUAAGAACAGUUUCAGGUUAAGAAUGGACCUCCGGAAUGAAUUAAGUACUGUAAAAUGCCAACUUGGUGGUUCACAAACUAAAUGUUGGUAUUUAAAAGAGAUAAUGGGUAUGACGGAUCUAGAACAGGUGAAUGAACUCUGGGUGUUACUCAUUUUUUGUUUGUAAAGGAAUAUACUAAUCCAAGUAUCUAAACUAUACCUGAUGUGUUGAACACAGAUGUACUCUCCAUAGCUUAAUCCACAAUAAUUAUUGGAGGCAUAAAGGGUUUCUUAGCAUUUAAAAGUAGCAGGGCUUUUUUUCCGAGCUGGAACUCAGCAGAACUCAGUUCCGGCACCUACCAGGUGGGUGCCUUCACCAUUAUAAGAGAAAAGGCGUUCAUGGUGAUUUCUGGCACAUUUUUUUCUAGAAAAAAAGCACUGAAAAGUAGCGUUUAGAACUAGAGGCCCCAUAAAAUAUGUUCUUCUUUCUGUGAAAUAGGUAAAUUCAUGUGUAGUGGAGCCAGCGUGGUGUAGUGGUUAAGAGCGGUGGACUCGUAAUCUGGUGAACUGGGUUCGCUUCUCCGCUCCUCCACAUGCAGCUGCUGGGUGACCUUGGGCUAGUCACAUUUCUCUGAAGUCUCUCAGCCUCACUCACCUCACAGAGUCUUUGUUUUGGGGGAGGAAAGGAAAGGAGAUUGUUAGCCACUUUGAGACUCAUUAAGGGGAGUGAAAGGUGGGAUAUCAAGCCCAAAUUAUUCUUCUUCUUCUUCUUCUUCUUCUUCUUCUUCUUCUUCUUCUUCCUCCUCUAAAGGAAAUCUGAAGUCUCCUUUCCAUGUGAAAAAAACAACCCAAGGUUCAAAUAGCAAAGUUAACAGAAAUCUGUUUUAUUUUAUGGUACUACAGUAUUUCAGCAGCAAAUAAUUUGGUGGUCACUUCCCCCCCAACAAUAUUUUGAUUGAAUGUUCACUGAAAGGAAAUGGGCUUUCAUAGACCUUUUUUGACGGAAGUAUGCACCUUAACCUCUCUGACUAAAUCCCAUUAAGUUCAAUGUUUAUAAGAAGAUGUUGAAGGCUGGGUGCAGUGUAUGAAGGUUUCAUAACUGUGCAUGUCUGUACAUAAGUUUUCUAGGGUGGUGUUUGAAAUCUUCUUGAGGCAUUCUAGACAACAAUGCUCUUCGUGCAGAUUUGCCAUAGGAGGCAAAUCAAUGAGUCACCUCAGAGCCGGGUAUUUUGAGGAGACACCCACUAUUAAGAGUUGUAGCAUGAAAUUUGUUCCAAACAAAGCUUGGUUCUGCCAAGCCAUACAAAAGGAAAAUGCAUGGUUACAUAAAGUGUCUUCUCCCCUUCCAAAGACAGAGAGCCAGAUUUUAUGGAAACAAUGUCUCCUGGUUUUGAAAUCAGUAAGAGGAAUCUUAUUUUUAAAAAAAGAACUCAUGCUAUCAGUUUUGUUGUGGUGCUUGAAUAUUCUACAAUAAUUGCUCUGCUGACAGCUUUCCCCUUUGUCCAUCAACCUGAUCAAUAUUUUUGCUUCUCAAAAUAAUGCCUAGAGAGUCCAACAUCUCCAGUUGGAUGUCUUCUUCUCAUCCAUAAUAGAUACAUAACUACCUCAAGGAUCAAAGGAAGCAUGUCAGAGAGGGCUACUGUGCUUUCCACAGGCUUCUGUGUGACUCAUGAGGGAAAGAGGGAAAUGAAUUAGGUAGGUCUUUGGUCUGAUCCAAGGUGGUUCUUUUUACAUUCUGAAAUAGUUAAUUUGUGGGACAAAAUUCCAAAGAUGAUACAGGCAGCAUUGUAGACAAAAUGGCAAUAGAGUGUUUCAUAAAGAACAUAAUGUAGGCAACAAUAUACAGGUGAAGUAAAGGGACCUAGGCUCUCCAGUGUUUUGAGAUCAAGUACAUCAGAAAAAUUAAUAGUGGGCUAGACACUGACCCAUCAUUUCCAUCUCAAAUAAUGCUUGGUCUGCCUCUUAUGCAAGUUAAGUAGCAAUAAAGGCUUGAAUAAUAGUAUUUCUUAAAGAUCUGUCAAUCCUCUUCAGGAGUAGUAAUUCUGAUGGAGCAGAGUUGGGUUUGAUUGAACUAAAGAUUGAGGUGAAUCUUAUGACUGUCAUCUCUGUCCAUCCCCUUGUCAAAGUAUGUGGCAGCUUUCACAAAAAUUAAAUUAUCAAAGUUAGUGCGUGUGUGUGUGUGUGUGUGUGUGUGUGUGUGUAUCUCCUUUUUAGAUUCAAGCCUACUGAUUCCAGGCAACUCUAAUUUUAGAUGUGUGGAUUUGGCCAAUAGCAAAAAGCCUUUUUCCAGUGAUAGGCAACCCAGUUGGGAGUUGUGGGUGUUCUUUCAAGUAAAAAUGAUUGGGGGCCACAUAACUACUGCCAAUGGUCUAGUCUGAAGGCAAAGCGGGUGAGGACACCCUUUCUCUUCCUCCACUUCUGUCCCCCUCCUUCAUUCAUUCAUCCGCUUCUUUCCAUUUCCAUUCAUCUUUAUUUUGUCACACAGUUGCAGUGUGGCUGCCCUCCCCUUUUGCUCGAACCAUUCAGUUUCCUUCUGCUGAACUAAUAGGAAGAAUAGUCAAAUUUUCACUCACUUUUUGAACUACAAGUAGGGCUUUCUCCUCCCUUCUCAUCCUGUCAAGAUAGAUAGCUUGCUUGAUCCUGUUGGGUGGCUUCCUUUAGUUCCAGAAAAGUCAGCCCCCAAGCAAACAACUAUUUUUGAAUCUCCAAUACAUCUAAUUGCUAUGUUUCAGAUCUUCUUCCCCCACAUACUUUUGGAAGAACAGCAAUGGGAGGGAGAUAACAUUGGAUCUUUAUAUAAAUAAACUACACAGCUGCUGUGGGGAAAAGAAUAAACAGUUUUUCCUAGCCAUUGGCUGAAUCUUUUAUGACUUGUGUGACUUGUGUAUUUGGCUCCCCCACUCUCCCCAUCUUGGCUUAUAAAAAAAAAAGAACAAGCAAUUUCAGAUUCAACAAACUAUAACUUCAUAAUAUUCACACUAGCGCAUAAUGUGGAUACAGAUGAGCUUCUGUUUCAUAAAGAUGUGCAGCAUGGUUAAAAUAUGAGGCAACACGACUUAAUGUUGGGCAGUUUACACAGAUUAAUAGUUUCUUUGUUCAGUGUCACUUUAAACUAGUUGAAGCAUGAUGAUACAAGGGUGCAAGCUCAUUUGCAUUAAAAUAAUGAUGCCAUUUACCCAGCCAAUUUGUCUUGAAGCAAAGUUCCCAAGAAGUUUUGCACAUAGGCCUCUUUGUGAUAUGUUCAUGACUGUCAGUGAUCAUGUAGGAAGAUCACAAAUGUGUUGAAAUUGCAGAUACUUCAGUGGCAACCUUGCAAAACCAUCACUUCUCUGGCCUGAAAAGUACCAGGGUAUAAUCUGCAUGAAACCUAUUUGGAGUUUGGAUAAAUUCAUUCAGCAUAUCACUUUUCCAAAUGUGGCAGUUCUGCCUGUGUUGGCCACCUGUCCAUCGGCACAGCACAUAGGAAGACUAACUUGGCCAUUGUGAGCUGCCAUGUCUGGACAAUCAAAGUUGCAAUAAAGUUUUAAGCUACAGCGUGUUUCUUCAUUCCCCUCAGCUUCUGGCAGAAUGCUGAGCUGAAAAUGGGAAGUCAAUACAUCAGUUUGCUGUAAAUAACUGAAAGUAAAAAAAUAUGCCUGUAUUGAUUAGUCUUUAUGCUAAGCAAGCUCUAGAAGUGGGAGGUGAGCCAUGGGACACUAAGUGCCUCUGUGUUUGUUAAAAGUUCCUUUUUACCCUGUUUCUGGAUCCCUUAAACACAGGAUUGGCAUAUACCACAGCAUGCCCUUUCACUGACCACUAAAUAAGUUUGUGUCCAUUUUGGGGGGGGGGCAAUCAGGUGAUUUACUGUAACAGCAUGCAGCCCAUAUGUUUACUGUGAAUGUUUGUACAUCUUUAAAAACAACCCUAAAACCACUAAGUUUCCAAAUGGUUUCCAAUAAUCAUAAUCUCAAUCAGUUAGGUGAUAGCCAUGAACACUAUGGGAUAAGACUUUGAAAAUGUUAAAGGCUUACUAAUCACACAAAAAAUGCAGCCCUGGGUGUUAACUUCCUAGCCAUUCGGUUUGUUAGUCCCAUGCUUCAGUAAUCACUAUAGCUCAUAUUUUCCAAGCAACCACUCUUAAUAACUCAUAUCAUGAAUUUAUGGCUUUUUAGGUAAGUGCUAUACUUUGGUUAAGAAGCUCCUAUGGCUAACUAGGCCAUGAACUACAUAUGUCAAAACCAUGAGUAUCCCAGAAUGAUAAUGCACAUUGCAUGUUUGUGCUGUUUUGUUCUUAUCAUGCCAUGUAUUUGCUUUUGGGUGGGUGCAGGGUGGAUGUAAUGGAAUUAUAUAUAUCAAGAAUGCUGGGAACACAGACCUUAGCCAGGAUCGUUGUGUUGCACCCUAAUGAGCCCCUGUCCUGCUUUCUCCACAGAGGACAGUUCCUUGCUGUGGCUGGGGUUCAGAGACAUUAUUUGAAAUACACACAUUAAUGUUAACGUAACAGAGAUACUGACGUCUUAACACAUAACAUGUUGGCUCCUGUCUUCUUUAUCUGCUCCAAUGUGAGUCAAAGGAUACAGUAGCCAAGGUGGCAAGUCUAGAACACGGAUGGUGGAAUAUUAAGAAAUUUAGAAUUUGCUGUAGAUGAGUGAUGCUAGGUGUUAUAUUCCCAAAUUGAGGCCAUGUCAUCUUAAGAUGUCAAGUCUAUAUAUCCAGAAGUCUAUAUAUCCAGAAUUACCAUUUCCAUUGUUUUGAAUCAGGUGGCCUCUGUCUUGACAAAUCAGAGGGGCUGUAAUGAUCAGAACUGAAGUGUUUAACACAUGCACAUACAUAUAUAGUUUGUGCUGGUAUAUUUUACUGAAAAUACUUUAAAUAAAACUUUAAAUGUUUCUCAUAUUUUAAAUCUAGUUGAUUUAUCAACUAUCACUUUUCUCAAAUAAAACUAGUUUCAAUAAAACAAGAUUUCGACUUGCUACAUAAGUAUUGAAGCUUAGAAGUGUAGAUCCAUAGGAAGAGGAAGACAGAUUGGUGGUAGCAUUCCUUCACGAAGCUAAGAUGUUGUAUAUAGUAUGAUGAUAGAAGUAGAAGAAUAACUGAUGGGUGAUGAACAGGUUUAGGCACUUGAAAAGCUUUAUUGUGUGAUUUCCCCUGAUCCUGCCCUCUAGAUACAAUUGUCUCUUAUAUGGCUGGGAAUUUCCCAGCAGGACUUUUUCUACCAGUAAGACGUGGGGGGGGGGGGGAAUUAUACAGAUUACUGUACUAAAACUAAAAUAUAAUCACAGACAUAUUCUUUCUCACAGAUAGUUGCCCUAAGUUUUCUCACAUAUCUUUCCAUCCUUAAAUCAAGAUACAGUAUCUUUGAACUUUCUUGAUGACAGGGGUGUGCAAUAUUUUUUCUUUCAUUUUCCCAUUCAUUUUAAGUCUUUCAUUUUAUUUCCAUUCCUUUCGGUUGCAUUCCUGUUUGGUGCUUUCCAUUUAUUUCAAUUGGAGGCUCAUCUGGUCAUCUGCUGCCUAUAACUUUGUUGUUUUCCAUCCAAAUAGCAUUAUUUUGUCUGGUAUUCUGUAAUUCCCCCCAAAGGAUCAGGCCUGUCAGAUUUCAGGUGGGAAGGACUAAAUGCCCCAACUUUUUCUGUUUGUCAGUUUCAUUGCUUUGUCCCUUCCUCUCUUUUUGUAACCGGAAAAGUAGCUGCACUGGGCUGUUGGUUGGCUGGCUGAAACCCAACUGUGUGCAUCCGUUUCUGUUUUUCUCAGGAAAUUAUAGGUCCAUUAUAUGAAGAUUUGUACCUAGAUUUAUUUCACCAACCUCAAAUAUACAUGUAUCUGCUGUGGUGGAGAGUAGAGUUAACUAUGGCCUCUUAUCUUCAAUCCAUUUUGUUGCCGAAAGUUCCAGGGAGAAUGGUUUCUCUGACAGAAACUAAUACAACUGGAUUGUUUUAGCAUGGCAAAUGUUUCAGACUCACUAGGAGCAAGGAUUUUAUUUCAGCCCUAUUCCUGUGCCCGGAGUGAGGGGCAUUGUGCAAAAGCAAGCAGCCUUUCUCAUGCCAGAGUUUGCAGAGCAGGUGCUAAUGACAUCCUGUUUUAGUUUUUGGCUAUUAAUAGCAGGGGUACAAUGUGGAUAUCUAAAGAACAGUAAAAUACGAGGGCUGCCUCCGUGAGAUGUGCAUGAAAAUAACAAAAUCAGAAAACGUCAGAAGAACUAGGAAACUCACUAGCGUGUUAAGCCUAGCAUAUUUUUGGUGUAACAUGCUGAAAUUUCAGUGUAAUGCACUGCUGGAUUUCACAGCCUCAUCCUCAAAAUACACAAACCAUUUUGUUUCCCUGAAAAUAUUCCUUUCCUGAGGAGGGACUCCCGAGUGUCACUAGGCUAAAUUUCCAAUUGAGAUGGAUAGAAGAAUAUAGCAUAAAGGAAUUGGCCUACUAUUGUAGAAGUCAGACCUUUUGGUCUGUCUAAUGGUAAUCUAUGAUUCUCACUGAUUUCUGGGACAGUUCUUUUCUCUGCAUUUAAUAUGAGGUCCUAUAAGGGGAUUGAACUUCAUACAUGCAAAGCUGAAUGACCCCUUUCCUGAUGGGGGAGGGGGUCUUGUGCAACAAACAGAGCAGGUGUCCCAUCGUAUACCCACAUCCUGUGUUUAUGGAGCAUGGUAUUGGCAAUGUCUUGGUCAUCACUAGAGUUUCUUAAUAGAAUAUUUCAAGUAUUCGCUGAAAAUUGGAGUUUGAUCUCCCCCUCUGUGGUGUGCUUAUUUUCAGUAGUUCUAGUCUGAUGUUGCACUUCAUACCUGCCAGUCUUUUUUUUCUGUUAGGAGAUCUCAAACCAUCAAAAAUUACUCUCAUAACAGCCCAGUGAUGUGUGACUCACUGACUCAAAACUGCCUAGAUUUUUUUUUCUGUUUCAGCUUUUUGUUCUCUCCCUUCUAUAAGGAGGUCAGGCUGACAUCCAUCUUUCCCCCAUUAGGUUUUGUAGGGGAAAGAACCCACGUCUCCUUUAUCAAUGUCCAGAGCUAUAACUACUAAACAACCAUACUAGCUGUCUGCAUAUAGUUGAGGAAGAUAGGGCACUUUAAGCAGCAGUAAGUGGGUUAUGGAAAGUACAGGGUGGGUUAACCAAGUAGCAGGUGAGAAGUUAGGAUUGCAGGAUAGGGAACGUAAAUGAAAAUUGUGCCCCUUAAAAAGAAAGGAAAAAGCCGCAGGCAAAAGUAAACUGUAAAAACCAGACCAUUGUAUCCCACAUAAAGGAAGGCCUGUUUGUCAUGUGUGUGGCACACACUCAGUCCAUCAAAUGGAGGAUUGCCAUUUAAGAAGGCAGUAAAAUCAACUCUCUGUAGUUUCUCAUUCUUUGUGUGUUUGCUCAGGGACCCGCAGGCAAGCUUUUUGCUGCACUUUAGGUUACAUUAAAAGCAGAAGCUGUUACCCUUACAAGAUUGCCACACUUCCUGUUUUCAGAGUGACAGGAUGAAAUGAGCUGUUAACAAACAUUGUCUUGGUAAUCUCUUUGUCAGUAUCUACUAAAAAAGAGUAAUACUAUGAUCAGUUCCAUUUGCACUGAGAUGCUAAAAGAAGGAGCCCUCAGGUUUUUAAUGUGUGCAUGAGGAGCGAGGACCCAUCCAACAACAUACUGUGUAUGUGACAAUGACCCAAGUACCUACACAAAGACUAGGGAAGUAAAUGGGAUUAAUGCAGUGUACCUUUUAACAGUGAUAUGAAAACAGGCACGCUUUUUCUGUUGGGGGAUCAAAGUACGGUAGGUUCGUAAGGUCUGGUACGUGUGUACUGAGUUUCAUGGGUGCUCAGACUGACUGCCCAGCUGGAGGUGGAUUUCUUCAGUGACCUCAUUUUCCUCAUUCCCUCCUUGGUGUGCUUCUUGGCACAAAAGCUGCCCAGGUCCCAUGGUGUGCUUUGAAAAGGCUGCUUGGCCCCUUGUUUUGCUUUGGUGAGCUAUUGCUGGGACUCACUCAGAUCAGGAGGAGGAGGAGGAGGAGGCAGGGCAUGCUGCUUUAAUGAAGAGUGUAGUGUAGCCUGCCCUGUUGUAGUCGCCAUCUCAGCCAUGCGGCUGCAGCCUUGGGAGUUUAGCAGUUGCUACCUGGGGAAACCCCCUGAUUCCAGGAAAGGAUCCAAGCCCAUGAGGCUGAGCUGGAAAAACCCAACAAGUUCAUUAAAUUGGUGCUCAAGGAAGGGAAGAACCUCACUGAUACCGCCACAAAUAUUUUUACUGUCCAAAGAAAGUUCCUCCAUUCUGUUUCUGCAUCUUCAAUAAACAUUUGGAUGGAUGAACUCUCUUAACUUUCUGAACAAUUUAGAAGAAGAACAAGAGAUACCGGCCCUUGGUGUUAAUGAAAGUUUGCUCAAGUCUCUAGAAAGUUUAAGAAAACAGCAACUUAGAGCCGUAAAAGCAAAAAACGAGAAGUGUGAUAAAAGAAACAGAACUACAGUUCGCCAGUACACAAGCAUUUAAAUAUAUUGCCUAAGGAAGAAAAAAACCUUCAGCCAUUGGUGACAGACUACCAAGUGAAACAAAACCGAAAACAUUUUUUACAAGCUGUCCCUGGAUUAGGAUAUGUAUACAAGUUACAAGAGUACAAAAACAAAACAAAUUUGAAUUGAAUCUGUUUUGGAUGCUCAAUUUCUACCAUCAGGAUUGCAAGCUUGACCACUACAAAGUGGCUCUGCAGAUCGAUAUCCAGACUACAAGAAAUAAAAGAAUAAAAUUAAUUGUUUGGAAGGAGCAGGGUUGGGUGUGGGUGACCUGGAAGUUCUCACAAACAAAAUCAAGCACAGUCCCCAAUAACAGAAAACAGUAAAUCAGCCUGCAGUUGAAGGCUACCUUUGUGCGCAUGGGGAAAGGAAGGUGCUUCUUUGUUUUCCUGAUAAGAGUUUUUGAACACACCUGCAAAGGCUGCUCAGAGUGACCCACACAUCUGAUGAUUGGCAUGGGGAGUCGAGAUUACUUUUUAUAGUCUGGCAAUAAAUAGAUAAAUAUACCAAGGCUCUGGAGAAUUGUCACUGCUGUUUAAGAAUCAUUGGCUUUUGAUUUUAUUUUUGAAUUUUUAUCUUCUGUAGACAUCAUAAGGGUAGGAUGAAAACAGUCUGAAUAAAUAUAUUUUAACAAAUUAAAGUUGGGUAAAGGUAAAGGACCCCUGACAGUUAAGUCUAGUCGCGAAUGACUCUGGGGUUGCGGCGCUCAUCUCGCUUUACUGGCCAAGGGAGCCGACUUUUGUCCGCAGACAGUUUUUCUGGGUCAUAUGGCCAGCAUGACUAAGCUGCUUCUGGCGAAACCAGAGCAGCACAUGGAAACGCCGUUUACCUUCCCACCGAAGCGGUACCUAUUUAUCUACUUGCACUUUGAUGUGUUUUUGAACUGCUAGGUGGGCAGGAGCAGGGACCGAGCAAUGGGAGUUCCCGUUGCGGGGAUUCGAACCACCGACCUUCUGAUCGGCAAGCCCUAGGCUCAGUGGUUUAGACCACAGCGCCACCCACAUCCCACUUAAAGUUGGGUAGGUGCCUCAUAAAAGAGUGAAUGAACAAUGGGUGUGGAAGCACCCUUGGACUGGAAAAGUUCUCUCAUUAAACUUGUUCUUUUAAAGUACUUAUUGGGCCACAGAAGCUGCCUCCAGGAUAAUGUCAAGAAAUGCAUCCUUUGCGAUAAUCUUGAAUAUGUCCAAUUGCAAGCUCUCUUAAAUGCUUAAUGGAAAUGGCAACUUAAAUUCUGCCUCUGAUUGCAGACCAAGGGAGAUUAUUUUCUAAUGCACCUUAGAGCGUGAAUUGCUGUGAACAAACAGACCCCCCCCCAUGUAUACCUGUUAUUUUCUUUUAUUUCUUACCAUGGGCUAUUUGCAGGAUGAUACUUGGUUGGCAGCUCCCUGAUGCUCCAACUCAGAAUUAUGGUGACAUCCUUGCUGGGUGACAGAUCAGUUUCCAACACAGGUCAAUUCUUUUCUGUGUGUCUUUACAUUGUUUGCUGGCAAUGGAACAGUUGAACCAUCUGUCACUAAGCACGGAGGUGCAAUAAGAACAAAUUAAUUCCACACCACAUGCAAGAUGACUUGCUGAAUGGCCCUCUGGGAAGUGCUAGGACUGCUAAAACUCAUAUUUGUUCAGUGGCAAAAUGUAGUGCUAAAUUGGUCAGUUACUGCCUUGUAUUCUGAGGCAAAGCAAUCUUGCAAGCAUUUUUGAAUUGAUCUUGGGGAUGUAUUGGUUAAAACCUGCAUGAACCCCCCCCCCAUUUAAUAACAAGGCAACAUCUUUACUUCUUGACACCCCUAUGCCUCUUGUUUUCUGUAUGUAAUCUGCUGUCUAGAAUCAAAAUGAAUUCUUGCUGUUUUAAGUUGGGUUUACAAUUUAUUUAGGAUGUGCAAAAGCUUCUAAUGAUUAGAAGGGCUAAAAUUAAUGUGUGCAGUGGAGUGAGGGGAAUAUGUGUAUUUAUUAGAAUGUGUUUUGAUACAUUGUACAUGCUAGGAGUGCCAGCUUGGCCCCGUGACCAUGGGUGCCCAGGGCCAUGGCCCUGGCACCAAAAUUUUUGGGUGCCCAGCCCCUUCAUGGGGAAUUUUGUGGAUGCUCUGGCACCCAGGGCCCCAAGGAGCUGGCACCUCUGCUACGUACCAUGACUGUCCACACAUAUACAGUGGUACCUCGCAAGACGAAUGCCUCGCAAGACGGAAAACUCGCAAAACGAAAGGGUUUUUGGUUUUUUGAGUUGCUUCGCAAGACGAAUUUCCCUAUGGGCUUGCUUCGCAAGACGGAAACGUCUUGCAAGUUUGUUUCCUUUUUCUUAAAACCGUUAAUACAGUUGCGACUUGACUUCGACGAGCAACUCAUAGCACGCGGUGUGGUAGCCUUUUUUGAGGUUUUUGAAGACUUUGGUGAUUUUUGAAGCUUUUCCAAAACUUUUCCGACACCGUGCUUCGCAAGACGAAAAAAAUCACAAGAUGAAAAAAAUCGCGGAAUGAAUUAAUUUCGUCUUGCAGGGCACCACUGUAUCUAUGAAUGUGAGGAGGAACCUGCCAUUGUGCUGCUGUUUCCCUCUCCACAUGUUCACUUCAGCCUUUUUAAAUGUCUGGAAAAGGCUUAUUUUCUGGAUAGAAUAGGCACUGUGUGACUUGGUGCCUACAGAAUGCCAAAUCAGACCAUGAGUUUACAGCAGAUUCUGCUUGUUUAUGGUAGUGACUAAAGGUAGGAACCCAAGUAUGCCAUGAGUGACAGUGUGGAAAGAAGCAGUUCUAGUGAAUACACAGUCAAGAUGAGGAAAUCUAGAACGUCCAUUUUAUAGCAGAGCUGCAUUAGUUGCAUUGUUUUAAAAGUCCCUUCUUUGCAUGAUCCAGUCUGCUGCCUGCAGUGUUUAUAAAGCUUUCAGCAGCAAAUAUUGCACUAAUUGUGGGGAUUAAUUUUCCUCUUUAAAAUGGGGACUUGCCUACUUGAACAGGAGUUGUGAGGGUUAUAUUUAUAAGCUAAUUUGAUACUACUGUGAUAAAUAUAAUGGAAAUAAUUUUAUAAUAGGGAGUCUUAUGGGACUGUCACUAAAGUAUAUGAAUUGGAAGCCAAGGGAAUUAAUGAGGGAAUUGUAGCUGAAUUCUCCUAAGGAGAGUAAAUGAAGGAAAAGAACUGCUUUGAAGCACUUCAUACAUGCCAUUUCCUACUAGAAAAAUGUGUUCUUGCAGGCAGGGGGAACAGUGACUGUCCCAGGGCUGUCAAAUGAAUUUCAUGACAACAUAGAGAUUUGAACUUGGAUUCUCCGCAUUCAGAUACCCUAGCCACUAAAUCAUGUGGCCUUCUGUACAGAAAUCUGCCACAAAAUGCAGGAAAUACCAGGAAGAUGGAGAUUAGCAGGACAGACCAUGUCAUUUGUUUUUUCUGUCAUAUACCAGCAUUGAAACAGUUUUAAAAGUCAUUGCAGACCAUGUUAGUUUGAGGUUGGUUUUGUGGGAGGUACUGUAAUGUGGUUCUGUUGUAGCACUUCCACUUAAAUGAACAAGUCAUAGAUGGUAAUCUGUGGUCCAGGAAAUGAUAUAUAUAGUGUUUUUAUAUUGUAAUUUUAUGUUGUGAACCACCCUGAGAUCUACAGGUGAUAAUAAUUUUCAGACAUGGCCUGAAGAGAACAGGUAAAGGCCGCUUCCAGCUUGUUGUUGUGGCAUCAGUGCUGCUUGUGUAUGCAAGUUUUUGUACCCACUGGUGGAGGAAGAGGAGUGCGGGGGGGGAGCACACCGCCCCCAGCAGCAUGAUCCCGGUGGGGUGCCAUUGCGAUUGCCCAACCCCCCGCGCUGGGCGCCACGCCCCCAUAGGCGGGGCGCCACACCCCCAGGGCGCCCACCAGCCCCGCCUUCCUGCUCUCCGCCUGAAGCUCCGUCACUGUUUGUACCUUCGUCAUGAUCAAUUUUUUUGCUGGGGGUACUCAGUGGUACUCAUUACUGGCACCUUUUUUCUAAUGAUAACAUGUGGCAAUUACUGUAACAACUUCAUGGCGAGUACCAGCACCUUUUUUCUUUUCUUUUCUUUUUAAAAGCCCUAUACGGCCUAGGACCCUCGUACCUGCGGGACCGCCUCUCCUGGUAUGCCCCACAGAGAAACUUACGGUCUUCAAAUAAAAACAUCUUGAAGGUCCCAGGCCACAGAGAAGUUAGGCUGGCCUCAACUAGAGCCAGGGCUUUUUUGGCUGUGGCUCCGAUCUGGUGGAACACUCUGUCACAAGAGACCAGGGCCCUGCGGGACUUGACAUCUUUCCGCAGGGGCUGCAAGACAGAGCUGUUCCACCAGGCCUUUGGCCAGGGCACAGCCUGACUCCCUCCCUCGGCAAUCUUCGCAGAGCUCUGGCCCAAUGGUUGCCAGUGGCUUGAAUUAAUUAAUUUUAUAAUGAAUGAUUUUAGAGUGUUGUUUAUGCUGUACUUUUAUACUGUUUUAUUGUUGUUAGCCGCCCUGAGCCCGGCUUCGGCUGGGGAGGGCGGGAUAUAAAUAAUUUAUUAUUAUUAUUAUUAUUAUUAUUAUUAUUAUUAUUAUUAUUUAAAAAGCACUGUUCCUGAUACUGUUAUCAUAGAAGUUCCAGCACAUAAUUUAAUUUUUUUUAAAUAUGGGUCUCUUCUUACUGAAUAAGAUCUCUUAAGUAAAAACAAAAUGGCGUAGUUGUGCUCAGAUGAGGAGGAAGCAGGAGUAGGGGUGUGGCAUUAGAGCAGGGGUGGAGCUUCAUGCUCCGGCCCCGGGGCGGGGCGGAGAGCAGGCGGGCGCGGGGCACGCUGCCCAGGAGGCAGCCGCGAUGGCACCCCGCCAGGAUCACAGUGCCAGGGGUGGGACGCUCCCCCCGCACGCCUCUUCCUCCGCCAGUGCAUUAGAGACCACUCACCAAAAUGAUAACACACAUCUGACACCCACCCCAAAAGAAGAAAUGCUAAGGAGCAUGUACAGUAGCAGUGACGAGUUAUUUCUGGUGGCCCAGUCUAUACAAGGAUGCAUAGUUUCAUCAGUUGUCCCAUGCUGAAGGCAUGUCAGAAUAACAAUCCAGUUUGGAGGAGCUAGCCUCUCAAAAUCUCAACACCUGUGGGGGAUUACCUUCAAGAUGGUAAUCUCAGUCCAAACACCAUUACAUUAAAAAUAAUAAUACAGAGGUCUUGCACAAGACCUUUUAGCAGAAGCUUGUGGCCUUGCACAAGACUUUGGUGUUAUUCUUUUUAAAACCAACAAGUGGAAAUAGAUGUUGUCCCCCCAAAACCUCCAUUUUGCCCAUAGUAAAACGUGAUCUACAGGCAGCUAAUGUUUUCUCUUACACACUUUCAGUUAAUUUUUUGAAAGGUGCGCACAUAGAGGUAGAGAAAUGCAUGCAUGCAUGCCAGGAAUGGGUAAGGCAGUGAUGGAAUGAAAGGGAACACACAACAAGGAAAUAAUUUCUUAAGAAGCACCCACUGGUAUUGAUUAGACAAAUUCUGGAGGCUAAAGUGCCUCCACUGUUUGAGGCAAUGUGCCUCGGCAUACCAGUUUCUGGGAACCACAAGCGAAAAGAGUGCUGUUGACCAUAGGUCCCGUUUGCAGGCUUCCAUUAUCUGCUGGCCACGGUGACAACAGGAUGCUAGAUUAGAUUACUGGCCUAAUCCAAUAGGCUGUUCUUCUGUGAUCUGGAAAUAGCCAACCGCAUUCAAAUGCGAAUUGCACAUACAGAAAAAUGGAUCUAAAUCAUCCCUUUGCAGCAUCACUGGAAGCAACCUGUGUCAUUUGCACCAAGAUAAUGCCUAGAGCCAUGAAUCUUGGCAAGCAAAUGCACUUCUAGCGUCUCAUUCUGUUACUCGUCAUAGUCACAGCUGUGGUGUUUUUCAGUACUUAAAGUGUGGGGGUGGUAGCCUCAGACAGGAUGUAGACACACAUUACAAAGAAAAUGGUAAAUGGAAUAAGCAAGAGGUAAGUGUAACUUUGCUAUCCAAUAGAAAAGAGAGUGGGAAUGGAAUUGUGCUUAGUCACCUCACUGCUGAAUAAUGUUUGGGAGACUGGGGGCACUGAUUUAUCAAGUCCUGUUGGAAUCAAUUAUUAUUUGAUGGCCUGAUGGUAGGAGCUCCUGUCAUGAAAUAGUGCCUUAUUAAAUAAAACAGUAGUGCCCCUGUUCCCUUCUAGAACUGGGUCUAAACUGUAGAUCCAUUGCUGGAGAAGUAAAUCUUGCCGCUAGCACUUUUCUGUUUGUUGAUGUAGGUUCUGAGCUGUAAGUUUUAAACGUACUACUAAGAAAGUGUAUACAAUCUCUGCAGACUUCCUUUCUGUCUUAUUUGUCGGUGUUGUGUAAAGAUAAUUAAAAUGUUAAUAUAAACACGAAAUAACAAGCCACAUUGAAUCACAGUAGAAAGAUGUGUGCCAUAUCAGUUCUUAGUUUUCCAGCAUCACGUUUGACUAAGCAGUUAUAUUUGUUUUCCUUCUGUCGUUUGAAUAUACUUUGUAAGUUACACAUGUACUUUGUCCUCAUUUCCCUACAGUCCCUAUGCACAAAGUGGACCUGCCUGAAGACAAAUACUACCAACCACCUGAAAGCUGAAGGGGGUAUGAUAAAGCCACCUUUGCAUGUGCCCAGAGACCUAGUUAUUUCUCACGUAAAAACACUGCAUAACCUGUUCUACCAGUAGCAAAAUUGGGACAAAAGGGAAAUUUGCACUGUGACUUGGAGAAGCUAAGUAACAGCAGUUAUCUUCUCCAAACAGUACAAAUGAGAUAAGACUCCACCUCUCCCUCAAACCUUCUGGCAGUCACAGAGGGAUUGAGGGAGAGGCAGCGAUUUCUGUCCUUUGUGCUGUGCUAUGGAGAAAGUAUGAAAUGGAUCUUAUGGGGAGGGAGUUGAUUGAAAAAAUGAAUAAAUGGAGCCUGGUUAAAAAGCCAGAUGACUAUUUUUGUGGACUUCCGUGAAGUGCCAAGUGUACCAGAGGUAGAUGAGACCAAAACUCUUAAAAGAGUAGUGGGAAACCUCUGGCCCAUGGACCAGUCCAGGGGGUCCAAUUUGGCUGAGGGAGGGGUGCUGUGGACCUUUGUGCCUACAGAACGGUCAGUCAUCAGCACCCAUCUUGUGCCUGCUCAUUAACACUACAGGCUGCAUAGAACAUAUUAGAAGCUCUAGGUCCAGUCACUGGAAACAAAGUGAUACUGUUUUUUAUAGAACACGCUGCCCUUUUAAAGAUUAAUGUGCUCACCAGUAAAACAACCUACUGAUGCUAGAAAACGAGAAAUACAAAAACAUUCAGGGUUGUGUAUGUUCUGUGACUGCACUGUGCAAGGGUGACAUUUGGUACUAGGAGCACAAUUUCAUAUUCUGAAGAAUUUUAGAAUUCACCCCCAAAAUCAAUUUCCCAAUCCUAAGAAACCUGUGAAAUUUCAAGAAGCCUGACAGACUUUCCAGUGCAUAUGGAGCAUGGCAUCAGUACUGUGGCAUAAUAACAUAAAGAGAACCUGCUGCAUGAGGCCAAUGGCGUAUCUUAGCAUCCUGUUCUCACAGUGGCCACUUAGUGGGAAACCUGCAACAAGACCCAAGCACAAGAGCACUCUCCCCUCCCAUGAUUUCCAGCAACUGGUAUUUCAGAAGCAUACUGCCUCCAAGGCUAUCCGUUGACAGUCUUAUCCUCCAUGAAUUAUCUACUCCUCUUUUAAAGCCGUCCAAUUUGACUUUCCCUUUUUCUGUAAAUAGCAGAAACAUAACAAACUAUUCAAAGUAAACAGAUAAAUAUUUGCACAUGUUACAGAAUUGAGCUUUUGUGAUGCAGAAUUUUUUUGAGCUAUAUUUAAUGCACCUGGUAAACCGUUCUGGUAAUAACAUGUCUAGCAUCAUGCCUCAUGGAGGAUUCUGGGUAACUAAAAGACUUAAACACACCAGCAGAAUUCAGUUCAACAGAACUGCUCAUUUUGGUUUCCUUUUUCUCUGGAAUCAGUACUGUAAAAACUAACUGUACGAGGACUGCUACGAUUGCUAAUGUAUUUGAACCGUUAAGAUCUAUACUAGAGAUGAAGCUUUUCUAUUCUUUCACCCAUGAAAAGUGAGCUGCAGUGUGCCAAUCACUGCUGUAAAACUGGUCCUUUCCAUGGUUCCAAUUUGAAAGAAAUAUCAUCUUUAUCUUGAGGCAUUCCUGUAUUAUCUACAGCUUGCCGACUCUUAGUCUUAUGAGCUCCGGGACUGGGAUGGUCUUUUAAUAAUAGGUCAUUGCCCUUUCUAAGAAUAAAGCAUUCAUCCUGCAGUUCCUCGGCUUUGUUGCUUUUUAUGAGCAGGGUUUCUUUUGAGGUGACAUCUGUAGCAUUGAGGUUUGGAUCUCCUACCUAUGGCAAAAGGGGCAAUCAGAUUACAGACAACUUCAAACAUUCAUCUGUUUGUAAUUUUAGGAGCUUGGUCUCUCAAGAAAUUUAUUUCACUAGAAGAAUCCAUCAACAGUGUGGGGCAUAACACAAUCUUAUAUUCUUACAGCAUGGCUGACAUUUUAGUGAAGGUGAAGAGGAAGUAGACUUCGCUUUGAACGCAAUGACAUUCAGAUGCACACACCUUGAUACAAUUUUAUGCCUGUCUCCUUAUCAUCAUGUCCCUGUUGGUAUGUUUCUGUUUGCUCUGAGCAGCCACAUGCAAAGGGGUCAUAGUUUAAGGUGUUUCUGUAAAUCUCACCUCAUAGUAGGAUGUAGUGUUCCCUCUCUCUUAGUGUUUGCUCAUAAGAAUGAUAGAGCACUUGAUAAGGCGCUGUACUGGGACCCAGGAGAUUGUGAGCCCUUCCUGUUCAUCUUCCAGUUCUUUGGGCACUGGGGCAAUUUGCUUUUUCUUCUGUCCCAGAUUUCCGUCUGCAAAAUAAUAUUUUAUUACUGAGAGGAGGGUUAGGAGCUUAAAAUGUGCCCCUUUUUUGCAGCAAUCUUUCUUGGAUUUGUCCUACUCUCUAGAUUUCCCAAAUUUGGAUCUCCAUCUGUUUCUGGAAUACAAAUCCCACCAUCCCUAACUAGCAGAACCAGUGGUCAGGGAUGGUGGGAACUGUAGUCCAAAAAGAGCUGGAGAACCAGAUUUGGGAAACAUAGGAAUAGGGAACCUGUGGCCCUCCGCAUGUUGUUGGACUCCAACUUCAGCCAUCAUGGACAGCCAUUAAGAACAAUGGAAGUUGUAGUCCAGCAACAGAGGACAAGUUUCCCAUUGCUGUUCCUGAAGCAAUGGUGUGUGAACAUCAGUUUUGUAUAGUCUAUUUAAAAACAAACAAGCCAAGAGCCAGUUAAGAUGCUUGUGGCAACAUAAAAGUUAAUAGCUUCAUUAUGGCAUAAGCUUUCAUGGACUAGAGUGGAUUUUAGUCCAGGAAAUUUAUUCCAUAAUAAACCUGUUUAGUCUUUAAGAUACCACAGGCCUCUUUGUUGUUUCUCCUGCUCUGGACAGCACAGCUCCCUCUCCAGGAGUAGAAGCAAAACUUGAAUCUCCAGCAUGGUUGCAAGAGUAAGAAGCUGAAUUUACUAUUAAGGACAUGCAACAGGGGAAAACACCAGGUCCAUAUGGCUGCCCACUAGACUGGUAUAAAGAACUGAAGUGUGUUGUUGUUUUAAACUCAAAGCUGUUUUUAUAAAGAAACCUAUGCAUUUGGUGGUUUCUUCUAAACUCAGUUGUGAGAUUAUGAAUUAAUUAGUUCUAAACCCAAUAAAGAACAUACUCUGGGAAUGAUAGACUUAUAAAUACCUUUAAUUAACCCAGGUGAUAGCCUAGCGACUGUGUUGGCAGAGAGAAGUCAGAGAGUUAUCAAGACAAUUAUCCACAAAAAUCAAGUUGCUUUUAUUUGACAGUAGCAUAGACAAGUUAUUGCUUUGGUUUCUUUUAUGCUUUUUUGGUUUUUGGACCUACUUUCUCUGCAGAAAGUCCCAGUUUAAAUCCGCCACAUAUCCAGGUGAGUCUGGAAAAGACACCAGAGUGAAACCCUGGUGAAUCGCUCCCAGUCAGUGUAAAGCAGUCCUGUCACUGUAGAGCAGGGAUGCUAACCUGUGACCAUUCCAGUGUUGCUGGACUCAAACUCAGCCCCACCCAGCAUGCUAAUGAUCAGGAAAUAUGGGAGUUCUAGUCCAGAAAGGUCCAAGGAAACCAUUCUGUAAUCUGUUAAAUAUAAAACCCAUCUGCUUACCUUCUCCCACGGCUAUGUGCUCCUCCUCUGGCAAGCUGUGUUUUCUUUCCAAGCCCCAGAAUGGAAUCCAUGACACGAUGGUUGGGCACUCACACUGCUGCUGGGAGUGUUUUCAUUGGCUGAGCAUGGGCUGGUAGUCUAUGCCCUGCCCAAUUUAGCAUCCCCGCAGGGAAGGGUUGUUAGGAACUGUCCUUACAGUCGGUGGCCCCCGUGGUAGGGUUGCUUCACAUGCUGAGGCCUCUGACAUUAAAAGGAUUUGAUAAUCAUUCUCCCCUCCUUUGCCUCAGUUUUUCAACAGGUUAUAUAGGUUACACUCCAGCUCAUGUAAGUCAUUGUGAGUUUAUUGAUUUCAUUGGCGGAGGUAAGGCUGGGCCACUUACCCUCAUGGACUGCCAUUGUCCCCAGUAUUGAUGGAAAAAUCAAAUGCAUUAAUAGUUUGACUAUUUAGCACCUGCAGUUCCAUCACUCUGGUGACACACUGCACCUUGUUCAUUUAAUGACUCGCCUCCAUAUCCCUACUGUGUAUCUAAAGUUGUUUAUUUCCCUUCUAAAUUCUCCAAAGCUCCUAAUUGCAUUUCUCUUUGGUGUCCUGGACAUGUCCCUGUCUGUGACAGGUCUUGAUUACUGGUGUGUUUGAUUGCAUCUAAAGAUUAAUGGGUAGAUUUGCAUAAGGCCCCACUUGGGAAUCCUCCCCUAUGUUCUGAUUUGGUUUCCUUUAAAAAUACAUUGAAAUGAGAGAGAAGAGCCUUUGCCUCUUUGUGUGUUUCCUGCAUGCAGUAAUUGCUCAUUCAGGCUGUACAUUCAUUGAUCUAAUUCCUUUUGUGACUGUGAGAAAAGUGAUUGGUUAGGAAGCAUGCAGGUUGUUAAUACUUCCUGCAAUUUUUGCGGUUGGCAGGGAGAUUUGUACAUGUAUUAUUUGCAUGGAGAAUGCACAUUCAUAUAUUAAAUACUGCUGCAGAGUUUAAAGUUACUUGUGGCUUUCAGUUGCAUCCUGUGUUGCAAAAAUGAACUUGCAGGUAGGACAGGGUUUUUAAAUUGCUGCACUAAUUUGAGCAAAGUCAUGAAUCAUUAGCUCUUUUCCUAGUCUUCCACUGACUGACCUAUGACCCUAGAACUUCUCUGUACAUUGAUUUCUUCCAAACUAUAACACAGUGGUUAUCAUCUCUAGCUUCAGGUAGCCUAGACUUGACUGGGAGCAGAACGAUAUAUUUGGGUGCUUUCAAAUUAUGCUUUCCUCAGUGAUUCUCUUACAAAACAUUUAUGUGUUUGUUUAAUAAACAAGAUAAAAUAAGCUAAAAUUUAUAACCUGCUCUUCUAGUGUCCACCAGGGCAGCUAACAACAAUUAAACCAUAAAUUGGUAUUGUACGUUUUAUGCAGAGGAAUCUAGGUAUCAAUAAUAUUUUUGCUUUGUACCACAGUUGCUCUGCUAUCUACAGUGAUUACGCUUAGACGAGUGGUGGCCAAUGUUUUGCCCUCUAGAUGUUGUUGGACUCCAGUGCCCACCAGUCCCAACAGCAUGGCCUAAAGAUCAGGGAGUGUGGGGAUUGUAGUUGAGCAGCAUUUGGAGGGCACCACAUCAACUACUCUUGUGCUAGACUGUUUGCAGCAGCUAUGAUGAGCAUACUUCCUGUGUGGGCUGAGGUUAUCGGGUUUCUUUUGCCUCCCAUCCAAAAGCACUAUCACUGCCGGGAGAAAUGGCUACCCGCAAUUUCUCUGACAAAUUGCAUGGUGAUAAAAAUUAUCCAUCCUUCUGUGAAACGGAGGGUCUUGAUUUCUGCAGUGCUCAUGAGUCCUGGAAACCAAAUGAAACAAAGCACAAAAUUACUAACUCAUCCAGAGUCUGGAGAUGCCCAUGGCUACAAGCUUAAGAGGGGUUUCUGUAGUAAAAGCUCAUCAGACUUGUCUUUACUGUAGUAGUUUGGCUCACGGUUCUAAGAAUCGGUGCUGAAAUCCAAAUAGAGUGGGUUCUCUAACCAACUGCAGGGCCAGCCCUAUCAUUAGGCAGAAUGAGGCACCCUCAGGUGGUAGAUGCUGCAUGGCAAUAUUGGCAGCCCCUUGGUCAUUCCCCUCUUUGGAGGACAGAGCUGUGUGUGCCCAAUGGCCUGUCUUCCACCCUAAACUUGCCUGCUGUCCAUGUACCAUCCCAUCAGCACCAUUGAAGUAAAAUUCUACUGCCAAUUCAGUCAGCUUCUGUACACAGAAUCGGUGUGGACAUGCCAUCAUGUCUUUUGGCACAGGCAGCAAAGUAUAUUGAGCUUGCCCUGCCCAACACUACCCACAUUCUGUAAAGAAUACUUCUGUGGCUUCCAUCAUUGACAGUGGGGACUCCCAUUUAGUGUGUGAAAGGCUGCGUUCUAUAUGGCUUUGCUUGAGAAGUCUUAGCAAUGCAGCCUUUACAUCAAAUGCAGUGAAGUAUCUCCUUAAAAAAAGAACUUAUUAUGUGCUUUACUCACCUCUGGGGAAUAUAUUUCCCCUAUGCAAGCUCAGGUGGCAACUUAGGCAUCUCCCCAUAGGAAUGAUAUCACCAAAAAAAAAAAGAGGACACUGACUUGCAUAAUGUGCAGAUUUGUAUAUAUGCAAGCAAAUUUAGAUGCUAUCAUUGUAACUUAAAUAGAAAUAAAAUGCAGCUCACCAUAGUGUGAAGUGUAGGUGACCUGCAUCAUCCUUCACCUGCUGUCUAGGUGUUAACUAGUGAAGGGGACCUUUGGAGCACCUGCUCUCCUUUCUUGUGUUCUUUAUCAUUAAACCAAACUCAGCAAACUGAAGACUCUGCUCUGUAAAUUAGCAUACUUGACCACUCUAACUCAUUUCACUGGUUCUUAUUUUGGUCUUUUCCAGUUAAAACAGUCUGAUACCCUUUCUGCCUUGAACAGUGCCAGUUCCCUUCCCCUUGCAACCAGCAUCUCCCACCCACUGGGGGAAGGGCGCUUCUGUUGAGUAUUAUACACAUGGAACAAGUCUUACAAACCCUCUGGAUUGAAUUUGUGCUGCUAAGCAGGUCUGCUAAGUCCUCCUGUGCCACAGAUAGAUACAUUUAACAGAGUAAAAUGUACAGGAAAAGUGUGCUGGGCAGUAACCACCUCGGGGCCUCUGAAAAAGGCAGAGCAACAUCUCUGUUGGUUUUCUGCUUUUCCCAUUUGGGGAAUAGGCAAGAUCCCAGAGCAGGUUGAACCAAUGCAUCACUGAAAUGUCCACUUAUCAGAUCUGCAAUGACGAUUCUGCUGUUAUCAUCGACUGCUCUAGUAGCAACCUCCCAUGUAUCGUAUAAGACUUAUAUUGUCACAGUAAAUGGCUCAGUGGGAUAAUGGUUCUUACAGGCUUGAUGAAACCAGAAUGUCACACUAAGAACCAUUCUGUUUAACUGUUCAGAAGAGUCCCACCAGAAUAACCGAGUGUUCCUCAGAAGAUGCCUUUGGGGAGCCUUGUCCCACUGUUGUUUCUCAGCAUCUGGUAUUCAGUGAUACAUAGAGUCAGGAUGUGGAGGCUCCGCUUAGCUCUAAUGACUAAUUGACAUUGAUUGGCAUGCCCUCCAUGAAAGAUGCUGAACACUAUGCUGAGGGAAUGGUGUGCUGCUUCUCCAACCGCUUUGGGAAUAUAUCACAUGUUCUGAUGUCCUCUGCAGGUGCCCCAAUAGAGGUGGAAGCUCAGAAGGCAUUUCUGUACUCUGGACCACUUUUCUAACAAAAAAUGCAAUGUAUUAUAUGUCAUAGAAAGUUCUGAUUUGGGGUGGGGGGGAGGUCAGUAUGUUCAUUGGGUAACUACAUAUAGAUGUGUUUGUGUUCGUUUUAAGAGCUUGUAUGGCAACGUCCUUUGCCCCUCCUUUCAAAAUUCUGCAAAAAAUACAACAACCUAUCAGCCAACAAAUUAAACACUGAAGUUUGAGUGACAUGCAAAAAAAAAAUUGUAACAGCUUUGCAAAAAUAACUUAACAUGAUUUAAGUACUGAACUGUGUUUAUUUCAUUGGUAGAGAAAUUGGAAGGGAUUUUGUACAGUGAACACAUCCACCCCUAACAGCCAAGGUCAUUCUCUCCCCUCAUGAUCUUCCUUUUGGUUAGCACCUGGGGAAGGAGUUCCCAUUCAUGUACCUAUCUUACUUUUAAUCUGUUUGUUGAACUUAACAAAGCUUAGGUAUUUUAGAAAUGGUUAAUGUUGCUACUAGAAAAGCUGCUGCUACUACAGCAUGAUGGUGAUAAAUAAUGUGUAGGCAUUAUGUGUAGGCCAAUGCAUCUGUAUUGGGGUUGUGUUGAGGUGUAUUGCUUUAUUGCUUGCCAUCCUGGGUUCCUUUGGGAGGGUGGGCAGGAUAUAAAUUUAAUUUUAAAAAGCAAUAAAUAAGAAUAAAACAUACAAAAUGAAGUGGGAUGUUGUAGGAUCAUGUCAAAAGAUGCAUGAGCCAACUGAAGUGUUUUGUUUUUGUUGUUGUUCUAGAAUGUAACAAAACCAGUGGAAGAAAAAGAAGAAAAACCUAAAGCUCCUACUGUCCAAGAGUUGAAGGAGAAGAUUGACAAUUACAACUCAAAAGUCAACAAUUGCUUGCUGAUGAAGCUGGUAUGUAAUGCAUUUUCUGUAUUACUUGUUACUUUUAGGACGAUAGUGUAGGCUCUUGUCAUGCAAGCUACAAAACAGUAUAUUGAAGCUGGUCUUCUUUUGCCCCCUGUGGCAAUUGUAGUGGAGGUAUUCCUAAGUUCAAAGGUGAACCAAUCUCUACCUCAUGCCCCUUGUACUCAUUGGGGAAAUGUACACUUUUUUUGUUUACCAAUAACACAUACAACGAAUGAAAUCCUGACUUCUGAGAGUUGCCGUUUCCCCAACUGGGGUGGCCACCUAAUUCCUGUGGCGAUGUGUGGGGAGGAACUCAUCCACAGCUGGUGCUUUAUAGAGCUGACCACAAAGACAAAAUAUAAAAAGUAUUGAUUUUUACCUCUAUCCGUCUGUAUCUUUUGGGUAGUCUUAUUAUGAGAGUACAACAUAGCUCAAUGAUUCAUAAUCAAUAAGUUCAUUAAGAAUGGACCAGGGCUUCGCAAGGAGUAAAUGGGAAAAAAGAAGCAGCAUUCACGCUUAUCACAACUCUGCUUUUCAGAGGUAGAGUACUUGAGCUCCAGUCUGUGUCAAUUCCUUUCACACCGUGUUGGUCGAUGUGCACGAUUGCGUUUAGAUUGUACAUUACUCCAUGGAUGCUGCUGUGCUUACCGGAACUGAUCAGUAUAGCAACGCUGACAUAACAUCCCAGCCAAACGGAUAUAUAACAUUCUGAGCAGUGGAGCUGCUGCCAUCAAUCUGUUCAGUCUUUUGGUUGACCAUCUUUCAUAUCAAAACAACAACUUCUGGAGCAGAUUUUUGAGGGUGCAUAGGAGUUGGGGCCAGCCCAAGGCAUUUCGGCCCCUGAGCUAAACCACAAACUGGUGUCAUCAUCCCUGCCCUCUGGGCUAGGGAAGAAGGGGUAAGUGAAGAUCUACAUCAGGAACAGGGGAGGAAUAAAUAUCUAUAUUGGGAACAAGGGUGGGAGGCCAGCAGUGCCUCCAAAUCACCAAGAGGCCGCUAUAGAUGCAGCAUGGGGGGGGGCUGCUGCUGAGGAGAUGGCAGAUCUGGUCUCCAAGGAGCAUGCCACAGCUGUUGGUGCCACUACAGUGGUAGCAGCGGGCAAUGCAUUCCUUGGAGGCUGGAUCUGCUGCCCCUGUGGACCUUGCCACCUGAUGUGGUUGCCUCCAUGGGUGGAGUCUGCAGUGCGGGAGGGAGAGAGAAAGGGAAGUCUCUUUCACUAAUGGAUGGGCAGCAUGGGAUUUCACCAUUGGCUCUAGUAAUUGUGCACAGGUCUUCUGGUAAGGAAAAUAACUUGAAGUGCCUCUUUUAAGCAGCAAGUCCAAAGGACAGACACUCUUUGAAUACAGGAUUUGGAUAGAUCUCUCCAUCAGCAGAACUCCUUCGGAGCUUAUUUUGUGAACCUGCGGUGUAAUUGGUGUGAGCCAUAUAGCAGCUGGGCAAAACGGUUCCGUAGCUAAUUUUGAAUCUUCAACUGAAGCAUUCUGUAGCCACUACAGCAAAUGAUUUUCCACAAAUAGCUCUAUUGUUCUAGCCCAGAUGAGUCAAGUUUAACACAACCCAGCCACCUCCCACUGUGGUUCAGCAGCUGCCCCAGAUCUCAUGCCCAUAGGGAAGCAGAAGUGUUCAUUUUUUCCAUCACAGGAAAUGUACCGUCCAAGGUACCAGGACCUUUGAUAAUUUGCUUUCAGUUGGCAUUCUUGGUUAUGUUCUCAUCUGGAGAAACAACAGCCUAAACUCUGCAGAUACACAAAGAGAAGGCCCAUUCAGAAUUCAGACAAAGGAAAGGGGAUGGCUUUUUCACCCAACUCAUGUUAGCCUGUGAGUCUUUCAGCAAUGACUUUGCCUUGCUAAGCCUUGCUUGUGGCUUAGAAUGCCUCCAGAGAAUGAGUAGGAGCCAUUGCUAGUGCAAGUCAGUAAGUGAUGCUUACUCUUGUCGCUUACCAUCCUGUUUCCUGGCCCUUGUUGCUCCAUAAUAUUUGUCAGGUCACAAGUCUGCAGGAAUAAUAGAAGCCAUAAGUGGCAGAAUUUAAAAGAAUAAAGCCAGAUGACUUAAUAACCCGAUAUUCCAGGGUUGGGGAGAAACUGUGGCUCCCCCGGGAUGAUGGGAAUUGUUUUCAGCAGCACCUGAAAGCCCAUAGGCUCUCCAACCCUGCUGUACUCCUUGGUUCACUCCAUUUGUCUCAGUUCUUUCAGGCUCCUCUGGUCUCUAGACCCUACAUGUACCCUUCUCCUCGAUCUAGAGUCUUUCUUCAUUUGCACAUAGCGUCAUAGCAUCAAAAAGCGAAGAGCUUAUUAAACUAACGUUUUGUUUUAAACCAGGUUCUCUGUUUCAUAUGUAACACUAAGCCAACAUCCUUUAAGAUAAAACUCAUCUCUGACAAACUCCUCUUCCCAGCUGUGCAGGCAGAGGAGAGCCCAACUUUUCACUUGGACUUAACCAGGGUCGUCAACUUAACACUAAACCAUGGUUUGGAGUUACUUGCAACCACCACCUAUGUGUGCUUUUGCCUGAGGGAAGUGAGAAUUCAAAGCAACUGCACUAGCUCAGCCCAUCAGUACUGAAGGUUUUCCCCAUCCCAUUCAGUUGUUUCUGUCAAUAGUCAGUGAAUGGCUCUGAAAGCUGUCUGUUAGCUUUUAUGGAAAUAAUUCCUGUGUCCCAUAUUUCAAGAAAUUCAGCAAACAAAAUAAAUGCCACCAACCCUGCUUUUUAACAUCUUUUCAACCUUCAUUUUAAUUUCAUCAGAAUGAUGACGGCACUUACACAGGCUUCAUCAAAGUUCACCUGAAACUGCGCCGGCCUGUGACGGUGCCAGCAGGGAUCAGGCCGCAGUCCAUCUACGAUGCCCUCAAGGAGGUCAACAUGGCCAACAUGACAGAGAAGAGAACAUCCUUCUACCUGCCGCUGGAUGCCAUCAAACAGUUGCACAUCAGCAGCAGCACCACCGUGAGUGAGGUGAUCCAAGGACUUCUGAAGAAAUUUAUGGUGGUGGACAACCCACAGAAAUUUGCACUUUUCAAGCAGAUGCAGAAAGAUGGUCAAGGUGAGAUAGUGUUCCCUUUUGAGACAGUAAUAACAAUAAAGUGAUCAGGCUUCAAAGAAGAGCUGCUUGCUUCUUGGCCGAGUCCUGCUCUCCACUUCUCCCACCUGGCCUGGGAGGGCAGGACCCUGACUCACUCCAGCAACAAAAGCUGAGGCUGCUGAACAGUUUCUUGAGUUGGGGUUUGUUUAGGAGUUUUUUUGUUGCUGUAGUUGAUACUAAAAAAAUUUGUAUCUUUAGAUCAUAUGCUUUAUAUGGAAGUCGUUCGGUUUGGUUGUGCACUCCUUCAUGUGUUUCAUUUCUUGUUUAUAGCUAUAAUAAUUUAUUUAUACUCCGCCCAUCUGGUUGGGCUUCCCCAGCCACUCUGGGCAGCUACAUUUGUUAUGUUUGUAAUUCUGUAAAUCUUUUUAUUUUGUAAGCUGCCUUAAGCAUAGUUUUAACUAUGGGAAGGCGGCAUACAAAUAAAAUGAUGAAGACGAUGCUAGCCUGUUUCUAUCUCUUUGUUUCAAAGCUGUUUCUGUUUAUAAUGGUAAAGUCCAGAGCUGCCUCCCCAGAUCUGGUGAGCUCCAGGUGUUCUGGGCUGCAACUUCCACUACCUCAACCAUUGAGCUGUGUAGUCUAAAUUAUCUGGAGGACAGCGUUUGGGGAAGGUUGCUCUGUAAGCCCCAUUUGUGCUUAGAGUACUCCCCCCCUCUUUUACAGAACGGUCCCAGGUAUUUGUAGUAGAAGGCUACAGAGAAAUUAUGAGUCAAAUGGAUACAACUGGAUGCUUGUAGUUUGUCUUGGAGCCAACUGGAAGUGUUACUAAUCCGCCCUAUUACAGAUUUCCUUGAGGGAUAUACUGUAAAUGGCUGGUGCUAACCCUCAGUUCUGGAGAAUUUAAAUGUUUAUGAAAUACUGUAAUAGUUCACAGCUAGCCACUCCUUUGGGAAAGGGAGGGAAAGAACUGCAAAACAUCACUUGGAUGCUGUAGCCUUUUUUCUUUCUUUCUGUCCUCUCCUUGACGUUCUGUGGGCCUUCACAACAUGGAGAGGUGUGGAAAGGCUUUUUUUUAAUAGUUGAAAAAUGUGCCCUCCUUUUCAAAGGCCUCAGGUGAUUCUCUCAUGUUUUUGUCCCCUCUGCAGUUCUAUCCCAGAAGCUCUCGGUAACAGAGUACCCUUUGUACCUCCGGCUACUAGCAGGUCCUGACACAGACAUUCUCAGUUUUGUGUUGAAGGAAAACGAAACAGGGGAAGUUGAGGUAAGUCUGGAAGCUGCUUGCCUUUCGAACCUGCACAAACACGUUCUGCUCUCAGAAAGCAGGCAGUCACAUCGCACAAGCAGCCAUUUGCAGUGGGUGGAAAAAGCACACUUCCUGCUCUUGUGGUUCCCCUGCUUUGUUACUGACGAUACGGAUUAUUCGGUGCCAGCAUUUGAAGAUGGAAGGAAUAGAGGCAAAUAAAAGGCUCCUUGAGCCAGGAGUCUUUUAAGGCUACAUUCCCCUUUCUUUAUUGUUUACACUUGGCUUUCUUUAAAGUUUGACUGUACCUGUAACAAGUCAGCCUCUUUGCAGAGUUCUGAGCCAUAAUCCUUAAAAUGCUUGUUUUUAAAGUUUAGGAACAGGGAGCAUAUGGUAAAUCUUCAAAAGGUAGAUGAGCUUGGUGCUAUAUUGCAGAUUAGUCAUUUGCAUCCAUAGAUUAACUAAAUGCAUGCUUUCUCCACUCUCACCCUACCCUCACAUCAUCUGGAUGCACAGAGACAGCAAUAUAGCAAACAGAUAAUUCUACUGUGUUUUUAAACUAGAGGACUGAGCUAAAGUAUGGAAUUACUUUUUCUGUUGAGCACAAGAAACAACUUCAAAAUUAAGAAUAGGCAUGCCAUCCAGAACUCUGCCAUAAGCUGCUUUUCAAAAUACAGUUUGCUGGCAAAAUGGAAGUUCUUAGAGGAGCAAGGAUUCCCCGUAAAGUACACUUGCUUAGAAACCUGAUCUGACUGGAAGCCCCAGGUCUUCAACACCUUAAAGAGUUACCUUCUCUCUUUAUUCUUCCUCUUACGGCAAGGAUAGGGAAGCUGUGGCUGUUGUUGGGAGUCCCAACUCCCAUCAGUCCCGGCCAGCCAAUGAUCAGGCAAUGUUUAUCUCAAGGCCCACAGGUUCCCCAUUUCUACCUGCGGGCAUCAUGUUCUGUAGACCCAGCUCUUACAGAGCACAUUGGUAAUACAAAAUGUUGAAAUUCAUGCACAGAAUGGGUUUUUUCUUAGGGUCAUAAUAUCGCAAGAAUUUAAUGUAUUUACACAUUUCACUCAAUCUCUGGAUGGUGACUGUGAUUUAAAGGGGUGCAUAUAUACAUUGCUUCUUUUUUACUUUAUUUUGCCAUGUAUCUAGUUCAAAACAUGCUGUCACUGAAGCCCCAAACCACUUUUAAUACUCCAAAGCUGAAAAGUGGAUUGGGUGGUGUCUUUGAAAGGGAAACAACCAUCGCUUGGGAUUUUUGCCUUGAACUGCUGUGCUUACAGAAUUAUUCCCCAACCCAUUCUUUGAACUUGGGUUUUAUUUUUUUGAAAAAAUCUUUAGAGACUUCACCCUUUGAACUGCGCAAAAUUGCGAAGUUUGGGCACCUGGAUUUUUUAUUUUAUACCACCACCUGGCUUAGUAAAUCAGGAUAUGAACAAGUGCUGUUCACCUCCACACAGCCCCAUCGAUCCUCCCUGCAAGGGAGCAGCAAAGCAAGCCAGGAUUCAGCUCUUAACCAUCAUUUCAGGGCUCACAUGUAAGGGGAAGCUAUGAUUAAUGUCUUAUAAGGAAGCCAGGAUAUUAAACUACAUGAAGGGAGAAGCAAGAGUCCUGAGCACCCACAAGCAGUUAGCGCAUAGUGUGGCUUAUUAAGUGAGGAAUUGAUUGCAUGAACUGGGCCACUCUCUGAAUCUUUUUGAACUGCAGCUAUUGAAUUAAAGGGCGAUCGAUAAAACCUAGCAAACUCUAUUCUAGAAAGCCACCCCUUAAGCAUAUUGGAACUCUUUUUGUGGUGGAAAGCCAAGUUGGGAAAAUUAUAUAGGGACUGUAAUUUUUCCUGUGGGAGGCUUCUACUUUCUGCGCCUGAAGGUUUCAGUGUAGCAAAUGAGGUAAAAUGAAAGACCUGGGGAGGAUGAGUUAUUUUGUGGGUUUUUCCUGCAGAAAAUCAUGUCAGUUAGUCAGGUCACAUCUAGCAUCUAUCCACAGACUUGGAAUAAUGUGUAUUUUUUGUCUGCCAAUCUAAAGUUUGUGUGUGUGUGUGCUUUUUCUCCACAGUGGGAUGACUUCUCUAUUCCAGAGCUACAGAAUUUUCUGGUGAUACUAGAAAGGGAAGAAAAAGAGAAAAUCCAGCAAGUGCAGAAAAAGUAUGACAGGUUUAAACAAAGACUGCAUGAGGCCUUGAAAGAAGCAAAUGGGAAGCCUGGAUAA